AGGUUUGCCCUGGUAUGCUAUCAAAAUGAACACUUCGCACUUUAUUCUGUAGGCACAUUAGAAUUUUGACCGUAGUGGUCAUGUCGUCAAUUGGCGAUGAAGAGUUGGACAUUGGUAACUGGCUCUCAGCUAUCCAUUUGGAGAGGUACCAAGAAAACUUUAAGAAGCAUGGCUAUCGCAUAGUUAAAGAUAUUCUAUCACUUGAUAAUGAGGUACUUCAACAAAUUGGUGUUAGUGCAACAGGCCACAGAAAGCGAAUCAUAAGUCGAUUACGACAUGUUUCAGGAGAAGCAUGGUCACAGUCUAGUUCAUUCAGUAUGGAGAGGGAAGAUUUUUUGGAGGUUACCAGUAAAGAUGAUGACAAUGGCAUGCUUAAUAAAGUCAUAUUAACAGUAACUAAUGAAGAACAAAGCCCUGGCGAAAGCAAGCCCAUUUCAGAACCAAAUCUAAAGCCUGUGCCAAAACCCAGAACAGUGUUUAAUAAAAAUUCUACAGCAGUAAUUAAAGACUAUUUUGUUGUACCAUCAACAAUAUCACCAGUCACUUCACCAACUUGUUUCGAAAACCAUACAAGUAGCGCAGGAAUCUUUUUUAUACAGGAAGGUUUUCAUUCAAUAGGAAGUAGACUGGAUUCAGGGAAUUGUAAUUAUUUUGCUGGCGUACAGCCAGAAGGGGCGGGAUUGGAGACUGGGACAUCUUUGUAUUCAUCCGCUGGGGCUGGGAAACCUUUUCAUCCCCUUCCACAUCGUUCAAUGCGUCAGAGUAAGGAUACAUCUCAACCAGGCUCAACAGACCACAGAAGCAUGCUGCAAAUGGAAGCGGAUACAAUGCAGUGUUCACCACUAUCAAACUUGUCUUCCUUUGCUGGAAAUGAAGAGGAAGUUACCUCCUUUUUAACUAGUCCUACUCUUCCACAGGAAACUCUAACAAUGAUAUCCAAUGAAAUUUAUUCUGGUUUUAGUCCUGAGAAUGGAGCUCUCAACAGAUCUACAGAUAUAGAAACAUACAGAAGCAAUAUGAAUCUAAAAACUGACACAGUAAUACAAGAGGCAUCCUCCACAUCAGACAGCAUAAAGUAAGUGUGUUUCUAAAAAUUGAUAUUGCAUUUGUGAUACGUUUCAAUCUACAUUAUAUAGAUCAAUACCUUUCAUAACUGAGAAUAAUUAUCUACAGCGACAAUACAGUUAAUUUUUACAGGGAAAUAUAUCUAAACUGUGUUGCAGCUGACUAGUUUGUAUUUUAUACAUUAAUUGUGUCUAAAGAAACUGCCAGCAUAUUCCAUAAACAAUGACUAUUUUGUAAAGAUUAAAAAUGAAUCGAGAACCCACACUUAAAAGUUCUUACAAUAUAUAAUUAAAUAAAAUAGCUUUUAGGUUUUGGAGAAGAAUUAUAUCUUUCAAUUUCAAAUGUUUUGUAGUGCUAGUAAAAAAUAUCUGCUUUUUUUACCCCUAAAUAGUAGACAUAGCCAUACAACGUAUGUUUGUAUCAAACAUAACAACACCAACAAAUCUAUGUCACAAUUUUGCUUAAAUAUUCGCCAAUAUUUUAUAUAUAUAUAUAUAUUUUUUUAUUUUUUAUUUUUUUUUUUUAAAGUAAUUAAUCAUUGCUGUUUUUGUGCUAGUAAGAAAAGAUUGAAUAUGUUAACCUUGAAAUGCCUGACCAUUUUCCCACAAAUGUUAUUUUUGUCCAUAUCAAGUGUGGAGGUUUCUUAAUACUGGGCAGGAAGAGGUUAAUAUAAUAGUACUAUAGAAGUUGUAAGGACGGGAACAGUGAGUUCUUACAGAUAAGUACAUUGAGGGAGCCAAGGAUGGAAGUCUUAGAUAGUUUCCUGGAGCCAUUGGUAGAGGGAAGGGCGGAGGUUACUUUACAGCUGCAUUGAAACAAUUGUAGGAAGUCUUGACCUUGCUGAAAUCAUAUUAAUGGCUUUACAUAACUUUUUAAAGGCAAAAGCUACACCCAAGUAAUGCCUGCUUCUGGGAGCAAUACUGCCAUUGAUAUUUCUGUACUGAAUUAAUAGAAGGAAGCUUACUUUUUCAAUUACUUGCAAGCAUAAUUGGUUUCGUGGUCUCGAACAGUGUGGAUGCAUAUUAUUGCUUUACAGUGACUAUCAAUUAUACCUGUAGAUCACUACAGAGGAGGAAUUCUGCAUCUCUAAAACCAUCUCAAAUGAAGAACGCAUCUUCGCCGACAUCAGGGUGGAUAAGAGAGGGAUUUUCACCAAGGCCUGCACCGAUAGGAAACUCUGCUUCUCCUAGAGCACCACGGACGCGGAAUAGUCCCACAAUGAGACCAGUGCCAGUAGGUAACAAUGCUCAUCUAACAUCAAAUCAAGGAAAGAACUUUCUGCCACCCACAAGUUAUAGUACUCCUAUUACAUACACAGCGGUAUCUUUAAGGCCAACACCAGUAGGAGAUUCCGGCUCACCACGACUUUCACGAGUAAUACAAACAACUUUCCCACGACCCACACCAAUAGGGCAUUCUGCAUCACCAAGACUACCCCGUUUGAAAAAUUCUUCAUUACUGACUUUAGACAGUACUAAAAAUGAUGUUCUUCUAGGAACACCAGGAGCUAAUGUUACAUCAUCAAAAUUUGUGAAAAAGAAACAGUCAGCAUCAAGACAGGAAACAACAGGAAACACGUCACUGCACAGGCAAAUUCCAGUCAUGAGAAGUACACUACAGAGACCCACACCAAAUGAAAGAAAAAAUUCAAUUGGUCCCCAGGACAUUUUAAAUGAAAGUUCAACUAGACCAACUCCAGUUGGGAAUGCUGGUACAGGUAAUAUAUGUGUGCAGAAGUCAAAUAUGAUGAGGUAUACAAUUCCACCAAAGCUACCUGUUUCAAAAAGUGCAAUUUCAACAUGUUCAUCACAUUUAAAAAAUGUUAUGCCUCCAAAAAUGGAUGAAGCAGAGAAAUACUCCUUAAGUAGUGGAGUGGUUUCUGAUAAUUAUAUUUCAAAGAGGCCACCUCCAAUGGGAAUAUCACCAUCUUCAACUCUGCAGAAGUCUUCUACUGGGACAUGUUCACUAAAAACUCCUACAUCGCGGACAGCAUUAAUCAAGAGCUCACUGAAACCCAAAGUUAAUUUAGGGAAACUUGGUUUAUCAAAUAAAGGAUCUUCAGAAACAUCUUCUGUACCUAAAAUAAAAUCCCCUCUUAUUGAACCAAAGACUAGAUGUAUAUUGAAUGCUGCCACUCAAAAAUUAAAAGGCACAAAACAUGAUCCCUCUGUCAGGUCAGUAGAAUUGGAGCAAAGUCCAUCAGAAAGGACAAAACAAAUAGGAAAUAAGCUCUCACCAAAGCAAAAAACAGUAGAAAAAUAUGAUUUAUCAAUCCGAAAAUCAGCAGGAAGUGUAACAUUCCAAAGGCCGAAGCAAACGGGAAUUGGUGUACAGUCAAAAUGUAGGGAUGUGUCACGAAACUCACAAGGCAAUGUUUUGCUUUCUGGGCCAGUGGGAAAUGUGGCCAUUGCAAAACCUGCAAAUAAUACUCCUUCACCCUUGUCUAAAGUAAUUAAGACCAUUCCUUCUGCAAGACCAAAACAAAAGGAUAUUGCUCUACCAGCAAAAACUCAGACAGUACAGAACACUAUUUCAAUGAAAGUGCAAAGCAUGGCAAAUACUAAUUCUGUAGCAUCUAAACCAAAAGGAGCAGUCCCUACAGACAAUGGGAAACCAACAAGGAGAGCAGUCCCUACAACACAAAAAACAACUGCCAGUCAGCUCUUACCAAGGUUGCCAUUCAUGCAGAAAAAAUCACCACCUAAAGCAGAGCUGAUGAAAAAAUCUCUUUGUAGAGCAGGUGAUAAUGAAUAUUUAUUCUGUGCUCCAGGACGAAAGAAUGUUCGUUCAGAAAGUGUUGCUCAUCAAGAGGACAAACAUCUAACACAAACUCUGGAAGACUUUUCUCCAUUGUCUGCGGUAGCGGAUGUAAUUGACUUGGACAAAGUAUAUGGUCAGUCCUGGGAUGCAAAUUUAACAGAGAAAUCUUUAGAAUCAGCACUGAUUAGGGCAAAUUCCACUGCAUUCAAACCAAUACAGAAUGAACACUUAGUGCUUGUAAGGCCUAGGCUUAGAGGACCUCAUUUAAAUAACUCUGCCAUUGAACAGCAGCUCUGGACUUCCAAAACAAACGAAGGAUAGUAAAAUUAAUUCGAUUUUAAUUUGAUGGGCCUUAAAUUUGGUAUAUAACACAAGAUAUUAAACCAAACAAUAAUUGCCAAUCUUUUUGGAAAUUUCUACAUUCUGUCUAUCCGACUAUUGCUUAACUGCACUUAUCUUGGGAUUUUGGAACAAUAUAAAUAUAAAUAUUAGGUAUUAAAAUAAAAUUUAAUGCACUUGUGGCUAACACAAACAGAUUUGUAAGAAGUGGUAAAGGUACAAGAUAUAUUUGGCUUUCAGAAGGAUUGCAUUUAAACAUUUAUAUAAUCAUUCGGGAGAUAUGUUAGGGUUUCCUGGACGACGUCCAUCAUUAGCUAGUUGCCUAAGUAUUAUUGCACAAUUUGUUUGUGUCAGAUAUUAACAGAACUAUGUGGUGUUUACUUAGUAAACAGUUAUCUGUGGUGAUUUAAAAAGUAAGCUUUCAAAAUAAUAUUAAAAAAUACAGAUCCUGUAUUAGGGUUUAAUUAUUGUUACCAGAGUUUUCCAUUUAAAUGAUGAACAGUGCUUCCAUUUAAAUGAUGAACAGUGCAUUUUAGUAAAAUGAUAACAUUUAUAUUUGAAACUUUACUAUUUUGAUCUACAUUUUUGCAAAGACGGUUUUUAAAUUGGUAAAUAAACUGCAUAGGAUUAUACAUAAAAAUCUCAGAAGGACAAAAUGGGGAGAAAUGUACCUAAUACAAAUAUUUAAUUAAUUCUGAUGGGAUUCAGUUUUGUCUCCUUUAAUAAAUACACUGUAUUUUGUUAGUUUAUCUAUUCACUAGUGUAAGAAAAAAAUAAUACAUUCAUAAAAAAAAGAAAAGCAGCUUCAUAUGUAGUCACUUGUGCAGAACAUUAUUGCAAAAUAGAAAUGGUAAAUUGUUUUAAUUAUACACAGAACACAGAGAAGAGUGAAAAAUAAAAAGACUGAUAACAGUUUGCAAUGCAUGUUUUAAAGAAGGCUCCACUUUCCUUAAAUUUCCUACUGAUUGAAGUGUGAUAUGAAAAUAUCUGUGCUAUGAUCAGAAAACACAUAUGGAAAAGUAAUGAAAUGUUUCAUAAAUUUCCUUUGCCCCCUAUUUAAAUUGAACUGACAUUGUAUGUUUGUAUUUUUAUAUUUAUUUAUUUUUUUAUAGUGAAAAUGCCCAGUGAGGAACUAAUAUGAAGGUCCUGAUUCCUUUGAUUGCACCUUAACUUUUCCAAAACAAUGAACUAUGAGUUCUGUCUCAAUGGUCCAAGUCUGACAAAUUUGUCAGGGCCCUGGGGAGUUUUAUAUAACAAACAGUCCAUGGUGUUUUUUUUUUUUCAAAUAUUCCCUACCUUUUUAACUAUCUUCCUUAUAGCUAACUGCCCUUUUGAUUGAGAAUGCCACUCCUUUAGAUACAUUCACUAUUGGCGAAUAGUAAGUGCCAAUAAGUUAUUUUUUUUAAAGUUUUUUUCCAAUUUGUCUUGAUUACUUUAUGCAUUUUGUGCAUGUUAAAUUACUGCUAAAUUACAUAUAAGUAAUAUAGACCAUCUUAACAAUUAACAAUAGAACAGGCUUUGCAAACUUUAAAAGUUUAAACCCUAGCUAGGUCAAGAUCUGCCAAAGGCAUUGGCAUGAGCAAUUUAAAAAAAAAAAGAAUGUCUGGGGUAUACGUUAAAGGCAUGUUGCAUCUCUGAUGACCAGGGCACAUCUGCAGUUACUAUGUAACAAGCAAUAUCAAAUCUGUAUUUUUACAAACUGUGGUGGCAUUAUCUUUCUGUUAGGAACUUGUAUAGUUUUAUACGUAUAUUUUAUACAAAUAUUUUUUGCAUGAUGUUUUUUAGAAGCAAGAUGCAUUGUUUGUUUAACUGUGAUGUUGCUGUGUAUGAAUACCAGCAUGUCCACAUUUGCAAACUCCCGCUAUAUUGCAUUUAAAUAGUGUAUUAGCAAAUAGGAUAAACAGCUAAGACAAGGAGUCUAUCACUGUAGGAAUGAGUUGUGGUGAACUGGCACGUAACUGCAAAAUAUAGAUCAAAAUAGCCAUGUUAGAAAGAUAACUUUCAAGUUAAAAAAAUUUGAAAUAUUACCUAUCUCUGCUAUUAUAGUGUAAAUUUUGUGAUGUUUAACUGAAAAAAAAAUCACUGAAUCAGCUAAGCUUUCAGUUCAGCUACUGUGGCCUUACUUUUGAAAUUCACUGAAUUCACUCUGAAUAAUCACUUUAUUAAAUUAACAAACUCUUCAGCGUUAAAAAAGCAAACUUCAAUAACGUACUGGCAGAUUGGUAUAAAUGGAGUUUAAGAAUACAUUUAAGGACUAAGAAUUGUAAAAUAAGAGUAAAAAGACUGGUAUUUUAAAGGAUAACAUUUCUACAGAUAUAUAAAAAAUGAAUAUGUUAUGAUAUUUUACUUCAAACUGUCAUUUGUUUAGAUGUUAGUUGUUUUUACUCAACAUUUCAAAAACAGUUUGCUUUCAAAAUGUUUAAUUACAGUUUUAGUAUGAAAAAUAUUUCCCACUCAUCCAAGUUGGAAAACACUGCUAUUAUUGGUCUAGACCAGUGGUUCCCAUCCUUUUUUGGAUUAAGAGACACUUCCAAAGAGUUCCUUUCUUUAUAAAGGAACACUGCAGGCAUCUUGCUGUAUUAGUUAUUGGGCCCCUGCACACACUAUUAUAGGUGGUCACACCAAUGAGUAGUUGAGGCAGAGCUUCCACCCAUCCAUCUAGAGCCAGAAGUUCCUCAGCAGGAACUUCCGUCAUCUCUUAUUACGUAAGUCCAGCUUUUGACUCUUUAGUUAUAAUUAAUUGCCAGAUGAGAACUCCGCUUUUAAAACCGAGACUUAAAAAAAAAAAAACACACACACACACACAAAAACCCCCACAGGACUAUAUUCAAUAUAUUAAGACCUGGAAGGUGCUUGAUUACCACUGGUCUACAUUAUGGAAGACCCCUAACACAUUGUAUGUUCAUAGUUUUUGUGCAAAAUCCCUCCUAAUAUGCUGCCUUUUAUGUCCAAGCUUAACUUGGUAGGUACAUAUUUAUAUAUACAAAAUUGUCAGAUUUCACUUGGUGUUGAUGCUUUCUUUAACGGAUUGAAUAUUAAUGCACUGGAUUAUUUUUCUUUAUUGCAGUGCCAUUCUUUUCAUUAUCCAGUGCUUCCCUUUUUUGAAUAUGUCAAGGAACCCAAUUUACAAAAUAUUUUGCAUGUGAGAGUAUACAGCAUUAUAUUAAUAUUAGGAAAUGCUUCAUUAUUGUGGGCAAAGAAAACCAUUAUAUCACAGUUUUAAUAUGUGGGUGUAAAAUGUACAAUGAAUCCACAUUAGAGACUUAAGCAAAAACAUUUUAUUACAUAUAAAUUGUGUAUCUGAACACUGCUGGAUAUGUAUCAACUUAAAUUCUACAAUAAAUAUUCUGGGAUCUCCUUUCAUGUUGUGCUUAUUUUCAACAGUUUUUUUUUUUGUUUACUAUAUUCUGCUAAUCUAUUUUUACAUUAUGAAUUUAAGCACUCCCGGGCAGCUCAGCAGAAGUAUAUUGUUUGAGCACUCACUAGCACCUCUCUGCAUAGUCGUCUGUGAUUAGGGGUGCCAAAAAUGGGCAUCAUCCGUGAAUCAAGUUGUAUCACUGGCAAUGUCUCUCAGACCCCACUCACCCCUUAUGAUCUCAAACCUCCCAAUGUUGGAUAUGCUAGUGAAAUGUCAGUCUUAUUGUUGUGAAUAUGGUGAUAAUGGACUAAUAGAUUUUUUUUUUUUUUUUAUCUUGAAUAGGAAAAUACAUGAAUUGCUAUAUCAGGGAUCUUUUCCUAUAAUUGACACAAUGGUUUUAUAACUGUUCCCUACAUGAGAAUGGCCAUACCUAUGCAAAAGUAAAUAAUGGUUAAAGCUUCACCACAAUUGGGUUAUUAAGGAGUGGAAUACAUAAUUAAACUUGCCUUGAAAGAGAAAUUCUCAGUCUGAGUAUCGUCCAUGCUUUAAAAUAAAUACUUUGGGUACCAUAAACAUAACUUAAUCUUUGUAAAUGGUUAUGGCGGCUAGAGUACUCUGAUACCAUCAUAUUUUCCAGUAUAAAACCAUUUAUGAAUGGUUUAAUAUAGAAGUAAUACACAAAAUCCAGCGCACUCACUGAUCCACUAAACAGCAACUUCAAUGUUGACAGAUUUUAAUAGGUUUUAAAAAAACAAAAAACAAAAAAAAAAACCUAAUCUAGGCAAAAAUAAUGGGGUUUUAGUUACAUUAUAUGAUCAUACAUUGCAUAAGCCUGUCACAACGUCAAUGUACCCCAUCUUUGGCAGGUCCUACUCUAACAGCCUAAUGUCUGCUCUUAUGAGUAAGUGGGGUACAUUGACGUUGUGGCAGGCUUAUGCACUGUAUGAUCAUAUACUGUAACUAAACCCCCAUUAUUUUUGCCUAAAUUAGGUGUUUAAAAAAAAAAAAUAAUAAUAAUAAAAUCGUUGAAAUUGCUGUUUAGUGGGUCAGUGAGUACGCUUGAUCUUGUGUAUUGUACAAAUUUGCCACCAUCAGCACCCCAUUUAUGCAUGUUCCAAUGUCCAGAUGAUUUGCUGUCUCUCCUCUGCCUUUGGUUGAGUUCCAAAGUGAGGCAGUUAUAGGGUGGGAGCAUUUUCAUCCAAUCAAUGACUCACAUUGACUUAAUCAUUAAUCCAUGCACCAGAGGAGAGCAACAUUACAAGUACCCAUUUGAGAUAAAGUAGCUAUGGUGCCCAGAUUGUGCCCUUAAGGCUAAAAUAUAGAAGGAUUGAUAGAAGAGGAGGGAGGGAAGGUUGUGUGUAGUAGCUAUAAAUAAAAAGAAGAACAUGCAUUCAAAUUAGUAUGUUGCUGUGUUAAAACAGGAUAUGGUACAAAAUAUGACCGCUUGCCUCAUUCAGUUUUGGUUUGCUAAAUAUAUUGUGUAAUUCAGGUUAAUAUCUCAAAAACUUGCAUACAACUGUGUUUUUACAACUGUGUUUCAGUAAUACUGAAUGCAACAGAAAUGGUUAAAGUUCAUAUAGUGCCUAGAAUGGCCCUUAAAGAAUGGUGACAAUUUUUGUUAUGCUAAUAAUAUAAUCUAUAUAGUUUCCCUGUGUGAUAGUUUUAAAUCAGAGAUAAAUUAAUGCAUAACUUUCAGCUCAGUUCACACGGAUAAAUGACUCGGUAACACGAUUUAAAUAGCCAAAUUAGUAACAUAUGUAAAGAUCAAAUGUUGAGCAUAUGUGACGUGUUUAGUUCACAAAAUGGAAACUCUUACUAUUUCAAGGAAAAUGAUGCAUAUGCAUGCCAUUACAAGCGAGUGUGUAUUAAAUGUCAUCAUGUAACAUCUUCUGAGCCAUAUAUUUGCUAUCAUUUCUAUAACACAUAUACAUGAUGAUCACCAACAGUCAGUACAUAAUUACAGCUUAAUAUUAUUUACAUGUUUCCACGGUUUAGUUUUUAACAUGUGGAUUCUAGUUACAUUUGCCUCCACUGGUGACUGACCAUCACUUAGCAUGUACCAUUUUUCAAAUGGGCAUAAAUGCAUACUUCCCAGUCAAUUGUCGUAUAAAAUCUAUCAGUACCUAAGGAACAGCUUGUGUCAUGCUCGUUUAACCAGCAAAUUAUGGUGAAGGAUAACCUUAGUUGGUAACUUUAGGCAGAAAUUUAGCUUAGCUAUAUUACUCUAAAUUUCUCAAUUUAUUUUUAACUCACUGCAAAUUAGUGAACAAACCUGUUAGUGUUUCCACACAUUUGACUUGUGGAAGUUCACAAGUAUUUAUUGGAAUACACUGAUCAGCCAUAACAUUAAAACCACGUGUCUAAUAUUGUGUAGGUCCCCUCAUGCUGCCAGAACAGCUCUGAAUGUGUCCUGUGGAGACCAUUGGUCUUUUCACCUUCUUUUGGAUGAAACACAGAAACAGAAGUGUUGAAUGUUGACCAUAGUUGUUUUUUUUUUUCAACCUGCAUUGCUGUAUGUCUCUGUUAUUGAAUGGUGGCUUUUGUUUCCACAGCAGCCUAACCCCUUCAGAUGUUGAUUUGCCUAUUAUUCCUGAAAGACCCAUCUCCACUCUCGGUAAGCCAUCAAUAGAUUUGUGCAUGGCAGAAAAAUUUAUUUUGGUCAAAUCACUGCACCUUAAAAACUAAACUUUGGCUAGUCCAAUAGUCUUACAUUUGGCUUUUCAGUUUAUUGAAUAUUGUCCAUGCAAGAAAAUUUGAAUCAGCGCAAAAAUGUGCCACUCAGUGUAUUGCAAAAUAUAAAUAUUAAAUACACAUUAUUAAUUUAUAAAUGAAGAUUUAGCCCUGGGGAGAGGAAAUUCACCUUUAGCGAUUCUGUCAUGGAUUCUCUAGGAUUGCAGUUGCUAGUAACUUUUAAAGCAUGGUUUUUGGCAUAGAACUUACAAUUUUAAGCCAUGUUGCACUAUAGUGCCCUGAGGGUGCCCCCACCAUCAGGGUCCCCCUCCCGCCCGGCUCUGGAAGGGGGUAAAACUUACCUUUUUCCAGCGCUGAGCAGGGAGCUCUCCUCCUCUUCUCCUCCCCGUCGGCUGAAUGCGCACGCGCGGCAAGAGCUGCGCGCGCAUUCAGCCGGUCACAUAGGAAAGCAUUCAUAAUGCUUUCCUAUGGACGCUGGCGUGCUCUCACUGUGAAAAUCACAGUGAGAAGCACGCAAGCGCCUCUAGUGGCCGUCAAUGAGACAGCCACUAGAGGAUUAGGGGGAAGGCUUAACCCAUUCAUAAUUAUAGCAGUUUCUCUGAAACUGCUAUAAUUAUGAAAAAAUGGGUUAACCCUAGCUGGACCUGGCACCCAGACCACUUCAUUAAGCUGAAGUGGUCUGGGUGCCUAGAGUGGUCCUUUAAGGACCAAACUUCUGGAAUAAAAUGGAAUCAUGACAUGUCACACAUGUCAUGUGUCCUUAAGGGGUUAAAGGACACUCCACUGCCAAAAAAUAAAUAAAUAUAAAAAUCACUGUUUAGGAGAUAUACCACAAAAGAAAAUAUGCAUGCAUUAUAUAUAUAAAUACAUGGAAAUAUCUAAAGACAGUAUGCAAAAGAUGCAGAUUUCAUGUCUAUAGCGUUUGCAAUCCCUCUUUGGCAACAUCAAUUAUCAUGGGCUAUGUCUCUGGUGUCUUUUUCUCUGGUGCAUUUUGUUGCCCCUUCUUGUAGUUAUACCCCUGGAAAUGGAAAACACUAGUAGGGUAAGAAUAGUCUAAUGGGAAGCUUAUUUUGUGAUUAUAACAUUAUUUUUUUUGGUUUAUUUGUUUUGAUGCAGUGACUAAUGAUCCAAUCAAUCCGUACUGUGAUGCAGUUUUCAACCGGCAACCUCAAGCACAGCAAUCAAAGGUAAAAAGUACAAAAUAUGUAAAUAAUUAAAAUAUAUAUAAAAUAUAAAUUCACAGAAUAUAAAACUAAUAGUCUCCCAUGGAAUGGUUAAAUGGCUAUUGGGGUCCUGACAGGCCUACUGUGUCUCCUACCUAUUUGUGGCACUCAGAAAUCUUCAACAAUCCUGGUUGGGCUUUUAGGAUAGUGACAUUAUCAUUGUUAUCAUUGGCAUUUUUAUAGUGCCUUCGUAUUCUGCAGUUUUUAAAAAAUUUAUUGCGGGGAUAUAAUGGUAGUGUACACAGGCGUCUCCAAACUCCGGCCCUCCAGAUGUUGCUGAACUGCAAUUCCCAUGAUUCUCAGUCUAUCUAUUUAAUUCAUAGAAUCAUGGGAGUUGUAGUUCAGCAACAUCUUGAGGGCCAGAGGUUGGGGAAGCCUGGCAUAGAGUGAAAGCUAACUUUUGUCUUUGCAGCUGUUGAGUGGACUGCUGUUGUGUUCCAUGGCCUCAAGCCAGCCAGUUUGUAUACCGUAUAUGUAAUUUAAGCAUGCAAAAUAUUGGAAACAAUUAAUUUACCUUGAGUUGCUGUCAUUAAGAAGCUCUAUUUUGGAAAAAUAUAUUUAAACUGAUAUUAUAGACAUGAAUACAACUUUAGCUUAAUGAAGCAGUUUUGCUGUAUAGAUCAUGCCCCUGCAGCCUCACUACCUGCAUGAAAAAAAUUUUUUCACCUGCAAUAAGAUCUUAGCUGACUUUACUUUUAACUCUGUAGAUUAAACUUUAAUGAUACACAGGAAGCUCUUGCUAUUAUCAAAGCAGGAGAUAAUACAUUCUAAAUUAAACAGACUGUGCAAUAAAGGAAAUUUAAACUUUGGGCCUGGAAGUGCUUAGAAAGGCUGUGUGAGUUAAAUGUAUGGAGGGCAGUAUAUACCAAGUGACUUAACUCCUGAGUAUUCCACAGUGAGAUUUCAGGGGCAUGAUCUGUACACCAAAACUGCUUCAUAAAGCUCAAUUUGUUUUGGUGUCUAUAGUACCCCUUUUAAGGACAGACAUUUAUCAUGUCAUAGCACUUCAUUGCUCCGUUGGUUGUUUAAAUUGGUUCAGAACUGAAAAGAGAUUUGACUAUGUUUUUCUUUUAUUUUGUAUUUCAUUAUAAUGUUUGCUAUUUAUCUUUUUAAAAUACCAUUGCUAAAGCAGAACUGGUAUUGGAAUUAAUUAGUCUCCUUUUCGCUUUGUUGGGGGAGAUGUAGCUAAGAAUUCUCAAGCGUGACAAUUAAAUUCCAUCAUUAUUUUAAUAACACAUAUUAAAGGGUUCUAGAACGGAUCUAAACUGAUGGUAUUCUUCAUAGUAAUUCUGCCAGAAGUGAGACAGAACAAAACUGAAAAGAUGAAGGAAAUAUUGAUAAAUCUGUUCUGUCUCUGAAAAAAAAUAACUCAUGUUCAAAAUUAAUAGUUAAGGCACAAAAGAAGCAACAGAUGGAAAUACCUGUCAGAUUUAAUAAAUUGCAACAAAAUAUAGCUUAACAUUAGAUGUAAGAGUAUUUGCAACUCUUUCCUAAAUCUCCCCUCGUGUGUGUAAUUAUUUAUCCCUGUGUCUGUAACCAAACAUAAAUAAUUGCUAUAUUUUGUAGAGCCCUCUAUAAAAUAUAGCCUUCUAGAUAACAACUAUCAAGUACACAAAUAACACGGUUAAGGACUCUAUAGCAGUUUUGUUUUUUGUUGUUAAAAUGAAGAUUCCUUUAAAGAGAGUUUUUCUUUCUGUUACCACAUAGGAUACCAAAAAUGCAAAAUUACGGACUUGUGCCACUAUGCCUAUGUUUACACCUGGAGAGGAAAGAGUUCAGCUCAGGUAAGAGAUAUGUAUUUACUUAUGUAAUAGCAUAGAAUGAAUGGGCCUCUGUUGGUAAUUUGUACAUUCUGUGAAACAGAAAAACAUGGAACGUUUUGUUCUUCCUGUGAAUAGCCUAUUUCUGCCUCCUAAAUAAAUGUCAAAAGUAGUAAUCUGAUACUAAAAUGGGCGAAAAACGUGAAAGUUGAGGGGGAGUUAUCCCAACUGAUUCACAAACACAAAUCAAUAGAGAUACAAAAAAUUUAAGGAUGGUGGGACUUGUAUUGGAAGGGGAUUAAUUGCUGAGAACACUGAACCUUUACCACUUCUAAAUAUAAAUUAGAUGUUAGAAAAUGUUUCCAUAGUUUAGCAAACAUAGCUAACUAGCUAUAUAGAUAAUCAUUAUUAUUAUUGACAUUUAUAUAGCGACAACUUAUCCUUCAGACUAAAACUCUAAUGGGGGGGGAGGCAGGUAGUUUAUGGAGUCGCCCACGAGAAGUUGCACGUUAGCAGUACGAGUAUGAUAAGCAGACAGAAGGUCACCAGCAGAGUGGAGUUGCCAGGAAGUGGUGAACCGAUUAGUUCAAAAAUAUAGCAGGGGUAGAUGUUUUAAGUGUUUUGUAGGUAAGAGUUAAUAUUUUUAAAAGAAUCCUAUAUGGUACAAGAAGCAAAGGUAACAAUUGACUGAAGUGUAAAGUGUAAGAGGGGUGGAGGCAGUAUGGUGUCUGGAGAGACCAGUUAGUAGAGAAAUACAAAAGUAAUGGGAGAAAUUACAAGAGCAUAAACCAGCUGCUUAGGAGCAUCUUGUGUAAGAAGGGUCAGUCAUGUGCAAAAUCUUUAAGGCGGAAUUGGUAGUAUUUGGCAAUAUGUGAGGCACAAAGAUGAGGCUAGAAUCAAUGAUAACAUGAAGGCAGCAAGCUGGCAAUGGCAGGCUAAUCAACUUGCGGGGAGAGUGAAAGAAGAAGAUUGUUUUGGACAGAUUAAGUUUCAGGAAGCAGAAGAGAUUGAUGAUGGCAAGAGAGGAACUGGAAACUUGUUCUAGGAGCGCAGGAGAGAGAUUGGGGAGGUGAGUUAUAUCUGAAUAUCAUCAACACACAAGUGGCAGAGUAAUCUAAAAGAAUUAAUGUUUGCCAAGAGAGGUAGUAUAAAGAGAGAGAGCAGAAGGACACAAAGGACAGAGCCAUAAGAGGAAUAAGUGUUACCUGAAAAGGAGACACUUAAUGAGAAAGACGAAAACACAGCAAGAAGAGUUUGGAGGGGGAAUGCAAAGGGCAAGUCAUGCCAGAACCUUUGAAGAGAAAAUUAGUAAAUAUAUAGUAUAGUAGUUAGAUGGGAAAGAUGUGUCAAAAUAUUACUUUUUUUAGGAGGAAAACAACAGUAGCAUGUUUGAAGGGAAAUGUGACAAUGCUAGUGGAAAGAGCGCAGUUCAAGAAAGCCGUUAAAGAUGGCCCAAGGCAAGGAGAAAGAGAUCUGAUAAUGUAAGAGGAUAUUGAUCAAGGGGACAAGUAGUGGGGUGAGUGGAAAGGAGAAGACAAGACAUAUCCUAUUUAGUAGCCAGAGAGAAGGAUGAAAGGGUAGGAGAGGCACAGACCAAGUCAGGUUGAUGGAGAGGGGAGCAAUGGUGGGAGAAUGUUUUACUUAAUUGAUUAAUCUUGUAGGGAGCAAGUUGACGAAGUGCACAAUGGUUGGAAGUGUGUCUGCCUUAAGGGAGAUUGGUUUAACCUGGUUGCAUUGUCCAAAGCCGAGAUGAGGGUGGUGUUGCAAAAGAAGAUAGCCAGGAUGGGAUAGGGGAAAGUAGGGAUGGUUUCAGUUGCUAAAAGUCAAGAGAAAUCAUGUUUCUACUAUGUUGGUGUUUCUCCUCUGUUAGACUGAGGAUGCUGGGUGAGGGUGCUCUUGUAAACAUAGCAUAAGAGGUGGUGAUUUAAGAGAGGAAACAGAGUGCUAGUGAGAUUACAGACUGCACAUGAAUGUGAGAAUAUUAGGUCAAUGGUAUUGCCUGCUACAUGUGUGGGAAAAGAAGUCCACUUGGAUAGCACAAGGGAGGGAGUAAUGGAAGGAAGUUUUGAGGCUACAUAGGUCAGAGUUGGGUUAAUUGGAAUGUUGACAUUCCCAGGAAUUAGUGAUGGAGUAUUAGAUGAAAGGAAGUCAGGGGGCCAUGAGGCAGAAUGGCCAAAGAUGAGGAAAGGGGAGCCUAGGGGAUGAUAAAUAGUAGCAACAUUUGCAGAGAUGUGUUUGCACAGGCCUAAUUGAGUGAACCUCAAAUGAAGAGAAAGCGAGGGAAGGGAGGGACAGAGGUUUGAAGGAGCAGUGGGGGGAAAGCAGAAACUCAUCCCUCUACACUGACUAUCAGAUUCUAUUAGGAAGUGAGUUAAUUGGAGACCACCAAAGGUUAAUGAGGCAGUGAGAGCAGUAUCUCAGGGAGAUAGCUAGGUUUCUGUUAAUGCCAGUAAGUUUAUGGAAUGUAAGAUGAAUAGAUAAUGCAUUAAACAGAUGCAGACACAAUUAAAGGGACACUAUAGUCACCCAGACCACUUCAGCUCAAUAAAGUGGUCUGGGUGCCAGGUCCCCCAGGUUUUAACCCUUCACAUGUAAACAUAGCAGUUUCAGAGAAACUGCUAUGUUUACAUUGCAGGGUUAAUCCAGCCUCUAGUGGCUGUCUUCCUGACAGACACUAGAGGCCCUUCUGCAACGCUGGAUGCGAAAAUCGCAUUCAGCGUGCAGAAUGUCCAUAGGAAAGCAUUGCGAAAUCAUUGAGAAAUGCCGCGCACACGCAUUCCGCUCCACUCGGGAGCUAACUCGGCGGGGAGGAAAGGUGACCAGCACUGAGGGAGCCUGGUGCUGGAUUAAAGUAAGUAACUGAAGGGGUUUUAACCCCUUCAGCGCCAAGGGAGGGGGGCCCUGAGGGUGAGGGGGACCUAAGGGUUAUAUAGUGUCAAGAAUACAAGUGUGUUUUCCUGACACUAUGGUGAUCCUUAAAAAAAAAAAAAAAGAUUUUCAAAUGUAAAAUUCCUGCAUUCUAUGUCCCCCUAGACUUUACAUCUACUGCACUACUACACUGAGUUUUUGGCUCAGACCCGGGAGCACCUCAGCCAGCCAUUAUUCUCCCUUAAUUUACUAUGACAGUUUUUGGGGGAUUUCUCAUAAAUCUCUGCACAGCAAUGUUUUAUGAGAACAGCACAAUGAUUCUGAGAGUUUCUGUAGAAUUAACUUUUGAACUACAACUUCCAGAAACCAAUGCUGUGCAGCCAUUUAACUCUUCAUACAUCUGCAUUAUUGUAGUAAACCGUAUAAAAGUGCAUGUUUAGGUGUGAAAACUAAUAAUUAUUAUUUAAAGCAAAAAGAAAUUACUGAAUAAAAAAAGUAUUACUAAAAAAACAAACACACACACACACACUAACUGUAACCUGACCUAUACAUUACACCUGGAAAAAGGUCUGGAACUGGAAAAUAAAAUUUGGGACAUUUUAUUAUUAUUAUUAUUAUUUUUUAAUGUUGCAGCUUUGUCUGACUAUUUAUUUAUUUUUAUUUUUUUUCUCAAAUCAAUCUCCAUUUAAUAUCCCUGAAUAACAAAGCAAAAACCAGAUUAUUGAAAUUAUUGCAAAUAUAUUAUACAUAUAUACAGAAAGAAAUCUGGACUUUCACAUUGACAUAAGUAUUCAGAUGCUUAACAAAGUACAUAGUUGAAGCACCGUAACACUGAUUACAGCCUCAAACCUUCUUGGGUAUGAUGAAAAAAGUUUUGCACACCUGCAUUUCGUUAGUUCCUCCCAUUCAUCUCUGCAGAUCAUCUCAUGCUUUGUCAGGUUAGAUAGGGACUGUCAGUGGACAGCUAUUUUCAAGGCUCUCCAGAGAUGCUCGAAAUGGUUUAAGUCCAGGCUCUGGCUAAGCCACUCAAGGACAUUCACAUAGUUGACCCUAAGCCACUCUUGCAUUGUCUUGGUUGUGUGCUUAUGGUCAUUGUCCAGCUGGAUGGUGAUCCUUUGGCUUAGUCUGAGGUCCUGAGUGCUUAUUAUACAUAUCUCUAUUAUUGUUGUGGUUAGCUUUACCUCAACCAUGAUCAGUCUCCCAGUUCUGGUUGCUGAAAAACACCACCACCAUGCUUCACUAUUGGGAUGGUAUUGCACAAGUGAUGAGAAGUGCAUGGUUUACUCCACACGUAAAGUUUCAAAUAAGGGCCAAACAGUUUUAUCUUCAUUUCGUAAGACCAGAUAAUCUUUAUAAGCAUCAGAGUCAUUUAAGUUUUUUUUGCAAAUUCCAAGCCGGUUUUCAUUUGUCUUGCCGUGAAGAGUAGCUUCUGUCUGCCCAGUCUGCUAUAAAAGCCAUAUCGGUGGAGUAUAGCACAAACUGCCAGCUUUGCAGUGAGUGUUCCACAUGUUUGACCCAUUUCCACAUGUGAUAUCAGAAACUCUUGGUCACCUCUCUUACCAAGGCUUAGCUUGGUGAGCGAUAUUGCUUAGUGUGGCCAACAUCUCAAAGGUGAUCAAAACAAAUGGGAUGCAUCUGAGCUAAAUUUCAAAUUACAUACCAAAGGGCUUUGUCAUUAUGGCAUAUUGAAUGUAGGUAAUUUAAACUAUUCUACCAUAAGGCUGCAAAAUAAAAAAUGUGAAAAAAGUCAGAAUAUUUACUGAAUGGACUGUAUAUGUAAAAUAAAACAAGUAUCAACAUUUUUUGGAAGAGUGCAGAGUACUCCUAAACAUCUUCCAUAUAAAUCAAUAACCGGCAUGCCCUCCUGUAAUGGAUCACCAGGCACCCUGACUGGGUACCUCCGUUGAAGGAUGCUCCUAGGGCUUCUUGAGGACCCCAAGCACUCGAACCAACACCACAACCACCGCAGGCCGAACCUCUCUUCCUUCAAAGCGAAGCAGGAACAAGUGCUUACCUGAGCUUAGGAGUGAUUAAAGCAAGGAAAUAUGCAGAGCAUAGCAAUCCCUUGUAGCAGAUUCCCCCAAUAAGAGACAGAACUCCAAAUUGAGGGUGAAGUACAACUGCCUAAAACUUUAUUUUACUUGGGACUAGCCCAUAUGGUCAUUACAUUAACAUUGCUGUGAAAACUCAAUAAAAUUACAAACAGUCAAAUCAUAACAGGCAAAAUACAGUGACUUAUUAUAACACAAUGGCAUAUUUUUAAAGAGGGGGGAGACAAAAAUUAACAGAAAAUAUCUCACGUGCCUGCAUAAUUAGCAAUAUGCAAAUCUACCCGAAUAUGCAAAUGAACCAGUCUUGCUAUUCAGGUAGUGCAUAUUGCUGUUGCUACCAACAGAGGGCACUAGACAAGCUCCACAGCCAAAUCCACCUAGUUGGUAGCAAACCUCAGCAGUACAGGAGAGCAGGCAAUACAUCCCUGGGGCCAUAGUCACAUGGCAGGAGGCUGGCAAUCAGUCUUCUCCAAUGUCCAGUGGCGAGGCUGGUUCCGCCACACCUCCCUUUUUCUGUUGUCUUUCUGUUUAUGUCCUUCCCUUUCUAUCCAUCCUUUUCCUAUGUUUCAUACUGCCUUGAAAAAUUAUCAACACCUAUAUUAAAACAGUUUUACUUUCUAUAACAGAUCUUUCAGUGAUCCAGCCAAGGAGAGAAAGAAUGAUGAUGAGGAGGGAAAAACACAGCGAAUCACGCAGAUUGUGCAUAACGAACAGGAAGGUUACUCUACUGUAGAUGCACCACUGGCUAGCAAUAGGUUUAGCCUACCCUCUCACGUGUACAAAGAUGAGUUACUGGAAGACUUGACUAUAUCUCCCUAUGCCAGCUUUACCUCCCUUUCAGAUAGAACACGGCCAGUGAUGAGUGGAUGGCUGGACAAACUCUCACCACAAGGGUGAGUUGAACUUUCACAAUGGUAAACUACUAUAUUUUACUACAAUCUACGCUUUUUGUAACCAAGAGAUUGAAAGCAUGGUGAGGCUAGUAAGGCUCUCAAUUGGUGAGACAAUGAUGUAGAGAAAAAAAGUGAGGUUUGGGACAAGAUUUUUUUCUUGAUGAUUCACAGUUAUAGUUAGUUGAGUGUAUUUCAUGUAAGCAAUCCCUCAACGGUGACUUGUCUUUUUCAGAUUAGGAAAAAGUUCCCUCUAAAAUAAAACCUCCAAUGUCUUAAGCACAAAACAGUUUUGCUUUUAGCUUCUACUGACAAAGUAGAUUGUGAAUUUCAAGUUGUGUGACAGAAAAAUCCUCUCAUAAAAUAUCUGCAUGUAAAUUAAAAACCACUAUAGUCACCCAGACCACUUCAGCUCAAUGAAGUGGUCUGGGUGCCAGGUCCACCAGGUUUUAACCCUUCAGAUGUAAACAUAGCAGUUUACAUUGCAAGGUUAAUCCAGCCUCUAGUGGUUGUCUUCCUGACAGCAGCUAGAGGUGCUUCUGCGACGCUGGAUGCGAAAAUCGCAUUCAGCAUGCAGAAUGUCCAUUGGAAAGUAUUGAAAAAUGUUUUCGUAUGGACUCUUUGAAUGUGCGCAUUCCACUCCACUUGGGAGCAGACGUCGGAAUGGGAGGAGAAGUUAACAGCGCCGAGGGAGCCCGGCGCUGGAUUAAAGUAAGUAACUGAAGGGGUUUUAUCCCCUUCAGCGCCAAGGGAGGGGGGCCCUGAGGGUGGUGAGUCCUAAGGGUUGUAUAGUGUCAGGAAAAAGAGUUUGUUUUCCUGACACUAUAAUAAUCCUUUAAAAUGUCAAUAUAAGCAUCAAUACUACUAUAGCUGAUUGUAGUGGUUAUAAUGCUAUGCUUUUUAAGGUACCACUUUUGCUGUAUAAUAAUUUUGGAGCGGUUUGAAAAAGAAUUACUCCUGCAUUAUCCUUUCAAACAUAUCCAUCCUUGUACGGCAAUGAUAGCCAGAGAAAGCUGGGCUAAAGUGUACUCAGUGUUUUCAGCCUACGUGCCAUGCAAGGGGAAAUACGCACUGUUUUGGUCAAACUACCCUUAAAUAGUGUGACAUAAAACUGAGGGAACAACACCUUAAAUGAACAGUAUAAAUGUAGGAAACAAAAACUGCAUUCCUAACACUAUAGUGUCACUGUACUUACAUCUUCAUAGCACCCCCCUCGCUUUAAAAAACAAAAAAAAAAUUAAAAAAGCUAACGUUUAACUUACCUUUUUUCAUUGCUGAGGCGUUUACAGCACUGCUCACCUCUCUGCCUCCCACAACGUCACAGAGAAGAUGUGGCCUCAUCCAUCAUAGCCAAGUCCAAUGCUCCUCUUAGAUGCGGAUGUGGGUGCAUUCAAGCUCCCACACAGGGUAGCAUUGCAUUCAAUGCUUUCCUAUGGGCUUCUACAUUACUUGACUGAGUUUUACUUGGUCAGUGCCUCUUGUGGCUGUCCGUAAUAUAAAAAAAUGCAAUGUUUUAGCCACUGCAUGCAGGCCACUUCAUUGAGACUAUGAUGUUCCUUUAAGAUUCAUAGCCUCUUUAAGCAGCCACAUAGAAAACAUUUUAUAACAGUAUAUAAAGAUAUUCUUUAUACUUUAAAGGCACACUGUAUCAAUAUUAAUACAAACCUGUAUUCCUAACACGAUGGUUCAUAGUUAGGUUAGUGCACAACCAUGUUUGCUCCAAAAAUAUAUAAAAAAAAAAAAAAGGAUUUGCUCACAUUUUCUCCAGCUCUGGGUCUCCCUCAAUGAUGCUGACCUGUCCACCUCCCACAUUGUUGUUUCUGCAAAGCGGCAAUGUUUUACCUUUGAGGGCUAAAAUUACAGGACCACUGUAUCCAGAGACUUCAGUAAGAUGAAGUGGUCUAGGUGACUUUAACGGUCCUUUAAUGGAUUACAUGAGGUAAAAAUUAUGCCAUGUAAAAAACAAAAAUAAGGUCCGCUGUGUCUUUAAGACCAAAUUUGCAACAAAACCUCAAGUGCAAAAUGUACAGUGAAAAUAUUGCAUAAAAUAUCUUUAUAUAUACAUAUUUGUGUCUUCUCCAAAUAUCAUGACCAUAUAGAAGGGAGAGACACAGAGAAACAAUAAUAGUGUAAAUCAGUUAGGACAAUAAUUAAUAAAAUGUAAUAAAGUGUACACUCACAAAGAUAUAGCAGAGAAAGCCUGCUCUAAAUAUCAUCAGCUUCUUCAAAUAUUCCCCCUUGGGAAAAUAACUGCGCGGACGAAACGAUCCACUUCACAAAUUUAUUGCACGAUCCAGCACUGGUACAGGUAAUCCUCCUUUCUUUAGAACAAAUAUUUUUUCAAGUAUAAAAGGCUGCUCACAUAUAGGGAUGUCGACUUGUCCCUCCAAUACUGCCGCUAUUGCCGCAAGCCCAAACUUCCGGGAGGAGGAGUCACCAAAGGUGCGUAGUGUGUGGUAUAACGUGAUGACGUGUUUCGCUGUAUUCACGCUGAACACGGAGGGACAAGUCAACAUCCCUAUAUGUGAGCAGCCUUUUAUACUUGGACGCAUACUUGUUAUAAAGAAAGGAGGAUUACCUGUACCAGUGCUGGAUUGUGCAAUAAAUUUGUGAAGUGGAUCAUUUCAUCCACACAGUUAUUUUCCCAAGAGGGAAUAUUUGAAGAAGCUGAUGAUAGUCAGAGCAGGCUUUCUCUGCUCUAUCUUUGUGAGUGUACACUUUAUUACAUUUUAUUAAUUAUUGCUCUUUCUAACGGAUUUACACGAUUAUUGUUUCUCCGUGUCUCUCCCUUAUAUAUGGUCAUGAUAUUUGGAGAAGACACAUAUGUAUGUAUAAAGAUAUUUUAUGCAAUAUUUUCACUGUACACAAGUGCACUUUAUAUCACUUUGCACUCUGCACUUUAUUACAUUUUGCGCUUGAGGUUUUGUUGCAAAUUUGGUAUUAAAGACACAGUGCACCUUAUUUUUGGUUUUUACAUGUUCAUGAGUGUUGGUUUGAGCUCUACACGUAUUUAGGUGCAGCUUCUUUUUAUGCUAUAUUUCUUAGUAUUAUAUUUGUUUUUACUGUUUUAGACAUUUGUUACUAGCGCCUAUAAUCUACUUGUUUUUUGUGUGUAAGUUUUAUGCCAAACUUAAAAUGUAAUGUAAUAAUGUAAUAGUGGAUAUAUGGAAAUAUUUGUUUAAAAUUACAUUUGUAAUUGUGUGUUUCUUUAAAUUAGGAAUUAUGUUUUCCAGAAAAGAUUUGUUAAAUUCGAUGGACAAAAUCUAAUGUAUUUCGGUAACGAAAAGGUAUGCUAUAACUUGGAUAGAAUAUAUUGACUAUAAAUAUUCACGUUUUAUUAAUAGAAGCACCUUUUUUAUACAAUAUCUUUCUCGUUCUCUUCUAAUGCUGUACCAAACAGAGAUGGACAAAGUUUCAAGGUAACAUGUAAGGUGAUACUGCAAUAUCAAUUGCAAAUACAGGACCAUAUGUUUUCCCUUUGAAGAAUACAUUACAUAUAUCUUCAUUGCCAACAGCAAAGUUAAAGGAGAUCUUCAGAUACUUCAUGUAUAAAAAUAUUUUUUUUUCUUAUCAGUCAGUUUACUAAACCAGUAAAAAAAAAUAAACAGAAGCACUUUUUCUCUAUCCCGUUGUCAUAUUCUUCCUGAAAGAAGUGCUAAGCCUUUUUUUUUUUUUUUAAAUAACAUAUUUGUAUAUCUUCCAUAAAUCCUUUCUGUUCAGGGGUUUAUGUUUUGCAAUCUUUCUUAGCUUUCUUUGCUGUUUGCUCUUUUUCAUUCCUUUUUUUUACACAAAGUAUUGCAAAAAUUAUGCUAAAAAUAAUUUUUACUUCUUUCAUUAUAGUUAUAAGAAGGCAUAUUAAAAACUCUCCUAUCUUACCCUUUUUUUACAGUAAAAGUGACUUAUAUUUUUUUAAUUAAGAACUUGUCAUUAAUUUUUUUUUAAGAAUUACACAUAAAGGGUUAUUCCAACCACCAUGACCACUUCAGCUUUUAGAAGUGGUCAUGGUGGUAGGAAUAACGUGACACAUUCAGAGAUAUUUGCACUUUUCUGCCAGGAGUUAGCUGCAUCCCUGGCACAUGUGACCCAAUGUUAAUUCUGUGCAGAAAAAAAAAAAUCUGUCAUCAGCGUGCACUGCCGACAGAUGUUGUCAGCUUCUCCCCUUCCAGGCAGCGCUGACUGUAAGAGGAAGCUUUUGCUCUUUCCUCGAUCUCCCUCUCUCUUGAACUACCUCACUCAGUUUUGUACAUUGAGGUUUUUUUUAAAAUAUAUAUUCAAAGAAUCUGGAAAACAGUCCGGUCAGAUGCUUUUUUAAAAUUAAAAAAAGGCAUGUUCACUUUAUAAAUUAUAGUGAAAGUUUGAUAGUGAUACAUAGUUGCCUUCCAAGUACUGUAUACAUAUUUAUAUUUAUAUUUUAAUACUAUUCAAUCACUGUAGACUAUUUAUUGACCAAUGAGCAGGGAUUUACAUACCUAAUUUUAUACUCUUCUAUACAAGUAAUAUUCUUGUUAUGUGAUUAUAGGAGCUGUAUCCUAAAGGGGUUAUACCCCUCACAUCAAUCGAAAUGGCUCGUUUAAGCAAAGAGAACAAGUUUGAAGUAGUUACAAAACACAGGAUUUUUGUCUUCAGAGCUGAGAGUGAAGGUGAGAUUUUAUUUGUGAAAAUACAAUAAAACAAACACUUUUGAAAUAGAGAAACGUUAUUGAAACAAAGUUGUUUUCUUAAAUUGCCAGUCUAUUCAGAUUCUAUAUAGGUUUCUAUGUGCAUAGACCCUAGCUCAAUCAUUAUCACUGAUUUUUUCUUAAGUCCAUUUCCUGUCUACAUUACUGUUUGAAUGCCAGUGUCAUGCUGAGCACAUUCAUUGUGUCUUUUAUGUUUGAAUGGGCUAUAAGGAAGACACAAGCACAAAACGUUAUUUGCAAAUGAAGCAAUUAUUUCCUUUACCUUCCUUAGAGAAAAAACAGAUUGUGUGCAUGUGAGAGCAACCAGAACAUAUUAUGGACUCCCAGAAUGCAUGUUGUGAAUUUUAGCAGAUGUGAAAAAUAUUAGCAAUCUGAUAUAAAACUGGAGUUUUGGACCAACAAAAAGCAUUACAAAAAUUCUACACUAACCAAUUGUGAGCAUUUACGGUAGAAAAUCUGUAAACAUAAAACAAAUCUGAAUAGCUAACUUAUAUUUUUGCAGUCAUUUUGUUAAAGGACAACUUCAGUUCAUAUCUGACCACUGUUGUUAUUGUAUGUAUCGAUAAUGGAUUCAAAAUUUGCACAAAAAAGACUAAUAAUAAUAAAAAAGAUACAUUUGAAAUCCCCCUAGGGAUGUGCAUUUUCCUGCAGUGAGAAUUGCCUGUCUAGAAUUCAGAAAAACAGGAAGCUGGUGAGACCUGCCUACCAAUCUUCACUUUCUUAUUGAUUUCUUUAGGAUAGAUGAGCACAACAACAUAAAUCCCAGUCCAGCACAGGGAAAUAUAGUUGAGCACUGUGAGCACUGUAGCAAUUUAAUUUAUGUUAAAACAUGACAAACUGAUGUGAACAGAAGUCAUGUUGUGGCUUCUAUAACCUAAAUGGAUACUCUAAGCAGGAAAACAACUGUCACUGAAGUGGUUUUGGUUUAUAGACACGUUUAUUGCCAUUUAGGAGUUAAAUCAUUUUGUUUAUGCAGCCCUUUUUACAGCUCUGCUCACUGUUACUCACAAAGUCUCCAUAAAAAAAAGGUUUACUUCUAAUCAGAUCUUACAGCACAGUGUGUUUACUCCAUAACAGAGGUCGGCAACCUAAGACGCACACCUCCAGUGUGUGCAGAACCCACAGCUAAACUUCCUUUAUGCUCUGACGCUUUCUUGAGAGUUAGAGCAUUACCGCAGGUUACCAUGGCAAUGCUCUGUCUUGCCAGAAAAGCACCAGAGCAGAGAAAGAAUGAUGAGCAGUCAGCACCCAUAGAAGGUGCAGACUGAGAGCUGCAACUACCAAACCACCAGGGAACAACGGACAUUCAUGCUCCCCUCCUUUGCAAUGGUAAGAGGGUGAGGGCAUAAAAAAAAUACUGCAAGGGUCCGGCGAGAAAAACAACCGAAGGCCUUAACCCCUGGUGCGCUGGCAAUUGAGGGAGACAGACACCUGUACACCUGCAGCUUCCCACUACAGGGCAUCGGCUGAGCAGUCUACAGGGUUGCUCACAGCACGCACAGGACACAGGCGGUAACCAUAGUGCCCUAAGGACAUCCAGAGGCAGGACCAGGGAUGAUUGCUUCGCCUGACCCGUUAAAAUCACUGGACUUUGGCUCUGCAAAGGGACUAUCGAGGGGUGAGUGGGAGUAAGGUGCGGGACCAACACGUGCGAGACUCUGACAAAUGCCGCCUAUGCUCCCCACCGUACCUGACAACACAGCCUGAACUGUUUGCUCACCCUUUUGUGUUUAAACAGUUAACUGCAAAUAGCCUGAUUACAUACAGAUUACUACCACUGCCUACUUAACCUGAUAUAUAUUAGUCACAGCUCUAUACUAACACACAUAUCUCUUAUACGCUAAUGUAUAGGAUAGUGAAGCUCAUAUGACAUCUUACACAAAGGAUCUAUCUUGUAUGCAGCAGACACCCUGUCUUUUACUUAAAUUACUCUUAAAGAAUAAUGUUUAGACCUAGCAUGUUUACACAUUGUGCGCCCCAGCAUAGCAUUGCACUUAACUCUAUUCAUACACUUAGUAGAUAUGCACUCAAACGACUGAACAGCGAUAUCCAGUAUAAUGUUACAUAAGCUUGUUUCCUACCAUGUUAAUACUUAACUACCUUUAAACAUAAAAUUUGUGCUAGCUAUCUCAUAUACCUCUCUGUUCAACUGUCUAUAAUGGGUUGGAGGAAUGCCUUUGGGGUACCUCACAAACGACUGUUAAAAGCUUAUGCACUACAAAAAUAAAGAAUAAAAAAAAAAUGUUAGACUGGAAUACGUAUACACCAAAACUACUACAUUUAGCUUUAAGGACCAUUAAAGUCAUCCAGACCAAUUAGAUCCACUUCUAGUGGCUGUACUCCUUACCCAGUUCAGGUAACGCAGGAUCUAAUAGAAAAACAUUGAAUUCAAUGUUUUUCUAUGUGAAGCAUUUGGGGGUGCACAUCAGUUUCCAAUGAGGAGCAUUGUAUUGGCCAUCGGAUCAAGAACCGGAUGAUGUCACAGACAGACAACAAACCUGCUAGUAUUUCUAACGCUAUAGUGUUCCUUUAAAUUGUUUUCGUGCUUAGAGUGUCCUUCUAAUAACAGGUCAGUAAUAACUGAGUAAUAGAGAUCCUAUGAAGGUAGUGACUUGUAUUGCCUGUACCAGCCUUUUUCAUGUUCUCCAUACAAGUACCGGAAAUGUACUGUACAGGUGCUGGAUAUGUAUAAGUAAAUAUUUAUCACUGAUGUAUUUAGUGGGUUGGAGGGUUAUAGCUGCAACUUUUUUUCUGUAGUUUUUUUCUCAUCAUUCUAAGAACUGAUAAGCAUUAAUCAUAGCUCAGCAAUAAGUUGCAUCCAAUACAGUAAGUGUAUGUCCAAUGCAUGGCUAAUAAUUCAUAUAGAUCAAAAAUAAAUGUCUUGUAUCUGAUCAGUAAGAGUAAAUGCUUUGUGCUUUAGACAUUGUAAUUAUCUCAAACUUUACUGCCCGGUGUCUUGUUUAUUUCUGAUUUAUGCAGCUCAACGCAAUGAGUGGUGCUCUACUAUUCAGAACAGGGUAAAAGAACAGUGCAUGCUGUUCCCACGAACACGACAAGGCACCUUUUCAUGUAAGAGAUCUGGCUACUUGGAGCUCAAAGGUCAUAAGUCUAAAAUAUUUGCCGUCCUUACCACUGAUGAGCUGUGGAUUCAUAAAAAUGAGCAGGUAAGAAGUUAGAGAAAGUGUACACUUCUUAAAUAAUGGCACUCCAGAGCAAUGAUGGCACACCCUGUAGAUCAUAAAAUAUUCUUUAUAAACCCAUACAUCACUUUUUAAUAAGUAAACAGGGCCUUUAAUCUUUUAAAAGACAUGUGAACUGGUGUAUUGAAUUACUUAUUCAGCCUGUGUGAAAUAACAUCUCUCCAUUUGCUUUGAGGAAAGCGCCCCCUAGAACAUAUUUUGCUUUAAACACUUAAAAAAACAUUUCAUUGACUCUAUCUGCAAAAAUAAACCUAAUUAAAAAAAAUUCUAUUCCCAAACAAAUAAUAUUUCUACAAUACUACAAGUGGACAGUAAGUUUUUAGUUUUUUUUUAAGUUUAUAUUUGUAUUUACAUUUUUCAAAGAAGUUUAUAUAGCAUUUUCAGUAAAAGGGGUGAAGAAAAAAGAGAGAAAAGUCAAUGAUCCAGGAUGUUGAUAUUAAACUAAAUACAUCAAUUCUGUUUGUUGAAUAGGUUAAUGUCUUAAUCGACCUUUACUUCUUUAGUACAAAUACAGCAAACAUGCUACUAACUUUAUGAAUGGCAAGUUUAAUGGAGGCUGUAAAGACUCAGAUCUGUCUUCUAUAGUUACAGGAGAAUUUUGGCAACUCAAUCUUUCGUUUACAAAUGUGCGAUUUUACCUACACGCAAAUUGUUGAUAGGAUGUUGUUAAUCCUUCUGACUUUUCAUACUAUUGUUUUUUGUUUGUUUGUUUUUAUGGUUGCAGUUUUUCAAAAUGGGCAUUGGGAUAUUUGUAAUUGACAUGCAUGGUUCAACAAUCCGUUGUGCACGAAACAAGAACUUUGAGUUGAUUACCCCACAAAAAAUCUUCAGGUAAUUAGAAACAAUGAACAAUAUUUAUAUGACACCAUUCUUCAUUUAAUAUGUUUCGACUUCAUAAUAUUCAUAAUAAAACACAAAAGAACUGCAAUGCAUUUGCUUACUUUUUUUUUUACCUAAUCAUUGCUAAUAAUUAAUAAGUUCAUCACAUUUUACAAGGAAUAAACCUUGAAGGGACACAAUAGUCAUCAAAACAACUACAGCUUAAUGUACUGGUUCUGGUGUCUGUAGCAUGUCACUGCAGGCUUUUCAAUGUAAACGCUGCCUCUUCAGAGAAAAGGCCUUGUUACACCACAGUGUGCAGCACAGGCGUUUAUCAUCUCCACGCUCUGCAUGGAGGCACUGAACAUUCCUUAUAGAGAUUCAUUGAUUCAAUGCAUCUCUAUGAGGAGAAGCUGAUUGGUGCAGCGUUUUGCUGCUCUUGCACAAUAGAAUUCCUAUGCUUAGCUAUGGGAGAACAUUGAGAUCUGUAGCAUGUGACAAAAGGUGAGUAAAACUACAUUUAAUCUCAGAGGAGAGGGGGUCAUGGACCUAACGCUGCAUCCCAAAUGUAAUUUACUUUUUUUUUUUUUUUUUUGAGAUCAAGGAUCUCCCAUUGUAGGGAUAGUGAGAGAUGAUUUUCUCUUAUCUGAUCCGCUAAAGGCAUCCCUUAAUCAGUGUAGGGUGGAAAUCAAUAUGUAUAUUAACAAAAGUUUGUGAAUGUUUUAAAAAUUCCAAGUGCAUUAGAAAAGUUUGCUUUUACUGAAAAAAUAACUCCUUCAGUGGAUCUCACAGGAUAUUUUAAUAACAUUUAAAUGUGAAUUAAUUAAAUACUGAUUAGCAUGGUUGAUAACAUAUUUCUAUUUAAAUGAAUAUUUUUUCUAAAAAGUUAUUUUAAAUUGUAAAUGGAGAUCAAAGAGGAAGCAAAUAUAUGUCUAAGUCAUAAGAAAAAAACUACAACAGGAUAAAUGACAUGACAAUAAAUACAAAGAGAAAAUACGGUUCAACCAACAAAUAAACAGAUAAUUUGGCAUAGAGAUAUAAAUAUAUAUAAAAGAAAAAAAAACCAAGUGGGUUAAAGGAACACUGACACUCUCUGCUUCCUGUGACUUCGUACAGGAGUCAUGGCCUCUUCUGUAAUGGCCUAGCCCUAACCCAAUACUCCUCAUAGAAGAGCAUUGGGACCUAAUGCGCAUGCAUUCAGUCUUCCCCAUGACCGUGUUUUACUUGCGGUUGCACCUCUAGCGGCUGUUAAUAGUUCUAAAACUGCAGUAUUUUAAAUUUCAGAGUUAAAAUGACAGGACCACUGCACAUAGUCUACUUCAUUGAGAUGAAGUGAUAUGAAUGAAUAUAGUGUCCCUUUUAGAGAUGAGAUAGGGAAUGUACCAAGACAAGUAUGAACAGUGAAAGAGUUAUAGUUUAAGAGGUAUGCCUAUCACAGUAGAAACUAGUACAACUAAAUAAAUAGCAAUAUGGGGGAAGCAUACAUUAGAUCUUACUGACACACUUUUGCAUGGUGCACUGCUUUAUGAGAUCUGAAAAAUGCUCUGUGAUAGAUCUUGCUAAUGUUUUCUGUCUCAUGGUGUUUUCCAUAAUGGCCCAGAAUGUUUUGUUGCUCAAAGUAGGCAAGGCUGACAAAUUUAGGUCAACGUUUUUUAUUGUAAAGUUGCCUUUAUGAUAGAUAUUACCUUUAUUCACUACCUCCUACUUGCACCAUUCAGUGAAGAAUUAUAUUGGUCUACUUUAAAAUUAAACAUUUUUUUUCUUUACCUUUUUUUUUGUAGCCUGUGAUAACCAUAUGAGAUUUAAUAGGAGCAGCUAUGAUCUCUCUGUUUACUUAUUUACUGUUUUUAUUAUUUAUUUAGUUUCUCUGCAGAAUCAGAGCGAGAAAAAAAGGAAUGGAUGGAGGCUUUGCUGGAAUGUAUCUCUGAAUCACUUUCUGACUACGAAGUGGCUGAGAAGAUCUGGUCGAAUAAGGCCAAUAAGAUGUGUGCUGACUGCAAAGCAUUUAAUCCUGACUGGGCCUCAAUCAACCUGUGUGUUGUAAUAUGCAAGCAGUGUGCAGGUUUGUGGCGGUUUAUGCGUAGUAGAGUUGUGCAUUUGGUUCCAGAACAAAUCACAUCAAUGAUCCAUCAAAAUUCCACACUCCAAAACACAAUAUAAAUGUAUCACAAAACAAAGGAAAUGGGCAAUGGAUGAGUCAUUUUGUUUAUUUUGUGUUUCUGAUUUCCGUCGGAGAAAUGAGCAAAUGAGGGGGGAAAAAGGCAGUAAAAAAAAAUCUCUAUAUAUUAUGAUAGGUGCAUUUUUGCUCCACUUUGGUUCACCCACAUAAUUUUUUAAAAUAUUCAAAAGAAAGGAAAAAAAGAAUGAGAAAUCCACAAGUACUUUGAGUAAGAUUUUUGACGACAAAAUUUAUGUUUUCAUCGUUGAAUUAAUUUCACCAGAAGGUUACCACAUUUAUACUUUUUUGUUAUUUUGUACUUAUAAGGUUAUUCAUUAAACAACGGAUUUGGUCUGGAUGGAUAGAAUCCAAUAAAAUGGAUCAAAUUCUAUGCCCACUGGGUAGGUAUCUAAAUAAUUAUGCAUGGGGGGGAGUGGACAUGCCUAUUAGUGGCAUUGUCCAACCUCCCCUCACUGGGUGGCUGGUUGUCCCUAAUCCCAUUCCUAUGGCAAGUCUCAAGAGAAGUGAGACUUGCCUGUCAAGUUACUUUGAUUGAUAGGUUACAAGCCCAUUCUGCGUAGUUCGCUGUCAGAUUAUCUGGGUUGGAGAUUGAUUUAUUUUAAUAGUUGUAUCACAUAUUGUGGAAUUUAGUUCAGUCUUUUUUUAUGGCUGAAGAAAAGAUGAAUUCAAAGAAAGAAGAUUGUAUUUUGUAGUCUGAAUGGCCCCAUAUGCAGCCAGAUGAAUUUGCUGAGGGCCAUUCUGACUAGUGAAUUAGCAUGUAAGUGUACCGAUAGAUUUAUGCCUCUUGCUUGCUAAUUGGCAAAAAGUAUCCUUUCCAUUCCUUAGAUGACAAUAUUUUCUUUUUUCUGCAGGUCAGCACCGAAGUCUCGGAACCAGUAUUUCCAAGGUGCAGAGCCUCAAAUUAGACACAAGUAUCUGGAGCAAUGAAAUUGUGCAGGUUUGAAACCAUUCUUUUUUUGUACAACAGAAAUACUAUGGAGAUUGGCUUCAGAACAAAAACCUCAUUAUAAUAACAAAGCAUUUUGAGCGUUUUCCCUCAUCGAUUAACUGUAAACAGCAAAACUUCAUCCUCACUAUUUAGGAGGGGAAAAUCCCUAUUUGAGGUAAAGAAAACCUUCUGUUUUUGAUUGCAGAAGGUUUUUUUUUGUAUAUCUGUGUACCACCACAGCUCUUAGCUCUACAGUAAUAUAGAUAUGUUUUAAAAAGAAGUUUAAAUACAAUAGCCCACAUUAUUAUUUUAACAGGCUUGCUAAAGUGCAUAAAUUGAACAACUUGAUGCCCUGUAAAGAUUCAGGUCAAUGAAUACAUGUCCUUUUUUUCUGCCAAGAAAGUCCCAGUUAAUGUCACACUUAUUGCUUUAAACAUUAUUUUAUUGGACCAAUUUUCUAAGUGGAUAUUUAUUAAAUGGAAUUCAAAAACACAAAUACAAACUAAUUCCAAACUGUUACAUUUAUUUGAUUGAUUUUUCUGCUAAAAAGUAGAAAAUCACUACUCUAUAUGAUAUGGUAAUGGCCAGGUGAACAGUCUUACAAACCAAUGCAUGGAUUAUGAAUGUUAAUAUAUGGCGAUAUUGAAUUUAGCAAGUAUGAUAGCAUGAGUACUCGAAUUGGGGAUUCUAAAAGGCAAAACAUCCGGGUCCUCCAGUUAAAAGUGACAAUAUUCUUCAGGAGUUCCUAAAGGAACAAUGAUGGUUCGAUGUUGGAAAGACAUAUAGGUGCACCAUUGGUUGUAAUUUCAACUACAAUAAUUAUUAUAUGUAAAUGAAAAGAGCCCAAUAUGAACGAUGGGCUGACUUGUUGCCUAAUCUGAAAAAGUGAAAUGUUGUGCUCCUCAUUAAUGAUUGGGUAAUGUGUAUGUAUUCAUACAAUCAUGAUAGUAUAGUAAUUUGGAUAUUUCUCUAUUUUUAAAAAAAUAAAUAAACAAAUUUAUUGAAAUGUCAGAUUAUCUGGAAAUGUGUAGACUGGCGGGAUGACAUAAGUACCAGGCGCCUUGGCCUGGUUUCUCUAUGUUCCAAAUAGGCCUUAUAUGCUUUAUAGCAGAGUUGCAGUUGGAGUAAAUCUUAAUGCUGUUGUAGACCAUCUGGUAACUGUGCAUGAGGUUGGACAGGAAGUGGAUGGGAUCAAUUCCCGUCUCCCCACUAACAGUCUUUUACACAGGAAAUGCCUUGUCAGAGCAGGGACAUCAUUCAGAGAUGCACUCUUUAUAUUAUAGGAUUGUGAUUGAGUGAUGCAAACUGCAUAACAGUUUGUGCAUCUAUGCUACUAGUCACAGGAGGGUGGCUGGACUACACAAUACAACAAAUAACUCAUUGGAAUAACUCACAGAUUCUAUCACAAUACAUUAAAAGUAGAAAUAUGCACAUAUAUAUAAAUAUUCAGUUUUCAAUUAUAGAAACAUAUUUUUAAAAGAAAUGUUGAUGCCUGCAAUGCAGUUAAUAAAUUAAACACAGUCUAGGUGCCUUUUUGUGGGAUGGGGAGGGAGAAGCAAGGGGCCUAUUAGAAUUCUGCUUCUACAAUCACCUGGCAGGUAAAUCUGGCCCUGCCUAGCACCAUAGAAUGUGUAUUCAGCAAUGGUGUUGUACGUAAGUUUGACUAUUGCCGUUAAACAUUUUUAGCUAUUCAUCAUCUUGGGGAAUGACAGAGCUAACCGUUUCUGGGCUGCAAGACUUUUGCCAUCUGAGGUACUCAAUCACGAUGAUACAAUGGAAAAAAGACGAGAUUUCAUCACACAAAAAUACCGGGAAGGCAGGUUCAGAGCCCCACAUCCACAUUAUACUUCCCAAGAGGAGAUACUUAAGGUAAUGAAUAAUAAAGAAAAUCUGUGCUUCGUAAUGUAAGGUGUCUUGAAAAAAAGUUCUUCAAACAUGAAGAAAAAAUGUAUGGAAGUGUUUUUUCCAUGGCUAAAUCAUUCCUUAUUGAUUUUACUUUGAAGAGAUAAUGACAGCUGCAUUCUUUUCUUGUGUUUCUUAAGGAAAAUGGUUUAGAGUGGAUACAUGGUUUUAGACCACCUAGGUUCCUAAAUGUUUGGUAUUUUAUCUAUUAUUUACAAUUCAAAAAUGUUAAUUCAUUACAACUAGGAUAGGGUGCAAAUCCUUGGUCCUAGGUUGAGUCAUAUAUGACCGCAUAAUUUCCCUACUCACACAAUGAGUGGACAACAUGCAAUUUCUUCAUUUGGCUUACAAGUAUCAAUUCCUUUUACAAUUAGAACCAUUCUUCCGCUUUUAUUUGUUAUAGUCCACAGUUCCUCCUUUUAAAGGCAAACGUGUGUUCACCUUUCAAGGAAAAAAGUAGUGGUUCAAUAACACUUGUCUGUGGAUAUCCCUUUUAAGUUUUUGAUUUAUCCAAUCUCAUACAUAUCCACAACUCUGGUUUCAUACAGAACCACAGUAGAUAUGUUAUUUCUUGAACCACAGUAUAUAUGUUACUCUCAUGAUAUACAAACAUAUCCAUAUAGUCAAUAUCUACAGAAUUCGCGGGGCCUGUGCUGCAAGAGGACAUUAUGGUUACAUUGUUUCGUUCACUGAGUCAGCAUGCAGAGUUUCCAUUGUGAUAUUCAUCAGCUUUUUAAAAUAUCAUAGUUUCCUGUGAUAUUCAUCAGCUGUUUUUUUUUUUUUUUUAGAACCAUGCCAACUCAGCAUAAUUAGAUAGAGAUAUAGAUAAAUAGAGGAACUGAUAGACUAUUUUGAUAGAUUAUGAUAGAUUAUUUUUUUAAGGAUUACUCCAAGCGUACUCCAUGCACCACAACCACUAGUGGCUAUGGUGCCAUGAUUGCACUGGCACCAAUUUUCCAAAAAUUUGACAGCUUACCUAGGGUCCGCCAGGCACUGCUUACCGAUUCCGAGACAGCCAGAAGCUUUCUUUACUGAGCUAAGCCACGCAUUGCUGGGCUGUGACUGCUCAGCUGACACUAAGUAAUGAGCUGACCCUGCACUGCUAUUCUUAGCUCGGGGGAGCAAAUGCAAGAUCAAUGCAGUAGCAUAUUUUUACAGUUUAUUUACCAAAGCCAAAAUACAGGUCACUUAAAGAAAAUGUCAAAGUCAAUGCCUUAAUUUGUGAAUGCAUUCCUUUGACUAUGUACAUUCACUGAAGUGGUACUUAAUGGACCACUAUAGGCACCCAGACCACUUCAGCUCAAUGAAGUGGUCUGGGUGCCAGGUCCAUCUAGGAUUAACCCUGCCUGCUGUAAACAUAGCAGUUUCAGAAAAACGGCUAUGUUUACAUAUGGGUUAAUCCAGCCUCUAGUGGCUGUCUCAUUGACAGCUGCUAGAGGUGCUUCCUCGCUUCUCACUGUGAUUUUCACAGUGAGAAGACUCCAGCGUCCAUAGGAAAGUAUUGAGAAUGCUUUCCUAUGGACUGGCUGAAUGCGCGUGCGUCUCUUGCCGCGCAUGCACAUCCAGCCGAUGACGACCGAAGGAAGAGGAGAGUCCCCAGUGCCGAGGGAGAAAGGUGAGUGUUUAACCCUCUUCCUCCCCCUUCAGUCAGGCGGGAGUGGGACCCUGAGGGUGGGGGCACCCUCAGGGCACUAUAGUGCCAGGAAAACGAGUUUGUUUUCCUGGCACUAUAGUGGUCCUUUAAACAAAUAUAAGAAAUCUGAACUCUGCAUCUUGAAUAUACAUCCUAUCACUUUAAGAUAGGAUGUAGUUAGUUUAGUGUCUUUGACCUAGGGAUGCUCUACAAUGCUGCAAUAAUGGGCUGUGGUUGAAUCAUGUGUGGUGAUUAUAUGCAUAUGCAGACCAAGUGCAAUGACCCAGCAUACAGAUACAAUCCAUUUGCAAUGAAAAAGCAUAUAGCUACAAUCCAAGAUCAAGGAAUUUGGCAUGCAGAUUCAUAGGUCUUGGAGUGCAGCUGGGUCUUGUUCAUUGCACUUGGAUUGUGGCUGUAGUUGCUAUGUAAACCAGACACCACAACAGCCUACAUUUAAUUAGUUGGCAUGCUGCUGGUAUUCCACUGUGAGCCAGCAUGCAGUCGCCAACCAAAAUUAAAUCAACCAGCAGGCAUCUGUAACUGAAUUGCAGUUCAGGGAUACAGUGUUAUACAGUUAAAAAGCAUUGUAAUUCUUGAGCAACUGCACCAAAUAAUGACAUUUGUAGCUUAACUGCUUAAAGUUGAUAUGUGUAUGGUCUUUGCAUUUUUAUUCUACAAUUCUGAUGUUGGAAUACUGUUUCUUGAUUAUUGAAAAAUUGAAUAGUAUCUUCAGAGUUGUGACAGGUGCCUGUGCCUUCUUUUUUAUCUCUAUUGGGAUUUUUCUUAAUGUGCAGAAAAAAUUAACAGUCGUGUGGACUAAGCAAAACAUCAGAACAUCUCUCUUAUUACAACAGCAACCUUGCAAUUGCCCAAUAAAAGAUCAAUACAAGCAGACGUGUCCCCGACAGAAUCACAAAACUCCCUUUUUAAAAAAAAACAAAAAACAUUUUUUCACUUUUGUGUUUGUAGUUAAUUUCGUAAUUUGGUUACCUCCUUGUUAGUUGGUGAGUUAAGCUGGAAGCAUUUUUUGUUUGUUUUGUAGGUGCUUUGCACUGCCGUUGCAGGACCAAACUUGCUGAAGUCUGUGAUGCAAUUUUUCUCUGAUGCGGAAUCUUUGGCAGAUUCGACUGGCUUGGACAACACCUCUCAAUCAAUGCAGGCUGCCGAGAACUGGAGAGCAAGCAACAGCAGCAUAAACAGUAAUAUAUGAUCAAUGCAUUGGUUUCCAGAGCUAUAACGCUAUGACUAUCCACCUGACAAAUAGUAUUAUAUGGAAGUUACUUUUUGUAAAGCCACUAGACUGUCUAUUCUUACAUAUUGAAAUAUUUUUAUAUUCUUAAUUUAGUUUCAAAACUGGGUCACCAAGCAAAUUACAGUGAGUUCCUAUUGGCUAAAGAAACAUCAUAUUUCUCAUGUCUCGUGCAUCUGCUUACAAUAAUUUGUAGUAGCAACACUGCCCUUAACCUACACGAUGGGGAUCCUUCUCUCACUGAGAAAUUAUGUUAUUUUAGUUUAUAUUGUUUAGUAAAAGAUUUACCAUUUGUUUAUGGUGUAGAGCAGGCUUCCCCAAACUCUGGCCCUCCAGAUGUUGCUGAACUUCAACUCCCAUGAUUCUCAGCCUAUCUAUGUCAUUCAUAGAAUCAUGGGAAUUGUAGUUCAGCAACAUCUGGAGGGCUGGAGUUUGAGGAAGCCCAGUGUAGAGCUAUCACAUCAUAAAAAAACAUCAAUAUUUAGAAUUAGCCAUUUAGUAAGUGCUAUUUAAGUAAUGAAGUUUCCCCAAGAGCAUUCAUUUAUUUAUAGUAUGUCUACAUGUAGCAGAAAUAAUAAUGAGUAAUGUAUUUGUGUGUCCUUUUUUUCGUGUCUAUUAAAUAUAUACAGUGGAUGGACUAGCACUAGAUGACCUCAACAAUGCCAGAGUCUAUGACGAGAUCAUGCAGCCUGUGGUGCAUUCUGGGUAUCUCAACAAGACAACUUUAUUGAGCAAAACUGUUACUGGCAAGAAGACAAAGGAUGGUAAGAAACAAACUACGUUCACACCAAUGCACAUUAUUAUAAGGUGAAAGAACAUAACAUAAUAUUGCUAAUGAAUCAGCUGGUGAGGUUUGUUGGUGUCAUUUCCUGUUCUAAUGAAAAAAUACAGUAACAUUAAAAACAGAUGAUUUUCCCAUACAUUCUUUGCACACUCAUGCAUAUAAUUAACUUAGACUUCUACUAAAAGUAGAUAUGCUGAUCAUUAUGUUAAUGUGUAUUCUCCAAUAACAGAUUAAUAAAUGUUGCAAAAAGUAUAAAUGUUAUUGGGUUUAAGGAGAACUGGAAAUUACAUACCGGUAAUUUAAAACAACAUUGAAAAUUACCUUUAACUUAUGUUAAAAUGUUUUGACAAAUUUGCUCAGUUUUCUUUUAACCCCUUAAGGACCAAACUUCUGGAAUAAAAGGGAAUCGUGACAUUUCACACAUGUCAUGUGUCCUUAAGGGGUUAAUUUUAUAUUGAAGGAACACUCCAAGUACCAUUACAGCUUGCCAUAGUGGUUAUGGUGUUCAAUGUAAACUGGCCCUUUAUAAGUAGUCAAACCGAUUUUGAACAAUUUGACAUUUCUUUUUGUAUGGAGUGUGCUGCUCCCCACCUCUAUUACAAAUGACAGAAUUUCCUUAGAGGAAGUCCAUUUAGUUCUCCUAAUCUAAACCAUGCAUGCAUGGCUUAGCUCAUUGGCUGAGAGCAUCAGUCAGUGAGACAUGUAGCAGGGCUUAGUGCAGGAAAGCUAACAUAGAUUCUGGUAUAUGAACUUCUGGCAGAGUUGGUAGUGGAGGCAAGGAGUGGCAAACACCAAGAAACUAUUCCCUUCUAAAUAGUUUUACUACUUGAAACAUACCCACUAGAGUGAGCUGUAGUCCUUUUGGUGCUUGGGGUGUUCCUUUAAAGAUCUAGCAAAUUAAAUCAUAUACAGUUCAGACAAGGCAAAGCCAGGGCAAAUUUUGAAAAUUAACAAAUCAUAUACAGGCACUGUUUCAUUUCUUCUUUGAAUGCUUUCUCUAUGCUGACAGCUGGUUGCAAAGCACAAAGCUUAUAACAAUGGUUGAGAGGUAUCUAAGAUGGAGGUGUCCAGUCGCAGGGAGGAGCCUGCAUGAACCUUGAGUGUUGGUCUUAGCUGCUGAGAGAGUGCUUAACUGUCAAAAAGUGUAUGUGUUGUGUUUUUGAUGGUAUGAGUGGCUGAGAAUGUGUAUGUAUAUAUGGUUACUUUCAUAUAUGAGAGUUAGUUUAUAUGUAGUUGUCAGUGGCGUGUACAUUUGUAUAUGUUGGUGUCAGUGUGUAAGGUUAUGUUUGUGUGUCUUGCACUCAAUAGCUGAAAGAGUGUCUGUGUAUGAUGGUGUCAGUAGCUGAGGAUGUUCUGUGUAUGUUUGUUUGUAUUUGUUAGGAUGCACUUUUUACAGGUUUUGGUGUAUGAGAUUGCAUUUUGUGUCAGUGUCUUUGAGAUAGUCUUGUAGAAGAUAUAUGGAGGGGAUGACAAAGUGCUAAAAACCUGGCUGGAUGAUGGAAUGAUGAUGAUGGGAUGAAAAAUCUGGUGGGAUGAUGGAUAAAUGAACUGAAGUUCAUUGGCUAACACAAGACAGCAUUUAAGCUGUUUAUGUGUCACUGUCAGGACGAACCAGUGGCCCAACACGCAGAAUUAAGUCAAACACGUAAUAAAUAACAAACAGUAACGACGUAUUACCGGGCCUUAGAAUAGCCGGAUAUAACAUAAUAAAGUAAACAGUCACAAGCCGAGAUCAGGAAUACAGAAAUGAACAAAUACGGUAAGAACAAAGCCAAAGGGUCAGGGAUACCAGAAAUAUGGGAAGCCAAGCCAAGCCAAGCCAAGAUCAAUAACCAAUAAACAGAAUCAUGAACAUGCUCUCGGAUAUCCAAGAGGAUGGAAACCACGACAGGGCACUGAACAACUGCAGGUUUGGAUUUAAAUAAUCCCUGCUAUUUGCUAAUUUGGGUCCCAUGACUCCAGAACGUGUUUGCACAGCGAAAACAUGACUACGCAUGCACAUACGUACCUCCCUCCUUUAGUGUGACCGCACUGAUCAGAUGCAGUAACAUCGCGGUGCCGAUCGAGCACUGUAAUGGUGUGACCGCAUUGAUCUGGUGUGGUCACACUGAGGUGGCGAUCGGGCACUGUGACAGCCACACUUAAAAUGGCACCAUAAAUGUAGGAGAUCUUCCUCACCGGUUCUGUAUAUAUAGAACUAUGAUAGGUGGACCAACUAACUCAAGACAUGCAUGAAAAAUUAUUAAACAACUGAUGCCUAAUUUAUGUCCUAUGCAGAAUUCCAAAAAUAUUGGUGUGUCUUGGAACGAUCUUUUAUCUUCUAUGAGAAUGACAAAAAGACAGAGGUUGGGAAGAUCGAACCAUCAGAAGUUGUCUCUAUGGGCAUAAGCAAGCAUGAAGCAUUGAACAGUCCAUCUUUGGUUGAACGGUACUAAACCUUUUCAAUAACUUGAAUAAAAUAUACAAUGCGUUGGAACUGGUGAAUAUUUGGUGCUACUGUCACCUGUGUGGAUCACUCAACACACACAAAUAUAGUGUAACAAAGUGCAAAUAGAAAUAGUGGUGAGAGCACUCAAAUAUGAAUAAUUUUUUUAACCAAUAUUGUCAUAGACAUAUACCUAACAAAUAUAAAAAUAAUAGACCAUAGAGUAAUAUAGUUGGCACUUAUAUUAAAACCGCAAAUAAAUGGUCAAACUCACAUAUUUCUGAGUCACUUGAAAAGCUAACUCAGACUAAAGGUGUGAAGCAGAGAUAAAUCUUUGAUGCAAUCGACUUCUGUAGUGGUCAGGGUAAAUCCUUUUUGUCUUUUCGGUAUAUGUCUAUGACAAUAUUGGUAAAACAUUUGUAUUCAUAUUUAUUGAGUGCUCUCACCACUAUUUCUAUUUGCAUUUCAAUAACUUGUUGGCUCCUACUUUAGGCUUUAUACAACAUAAGGAAAUUAAGAAGAAAAAUGUGUGUUUAACAGGACUAAUUUUAUAUAAAGGAUGGGGACAAAUAUAACCUUGACAUGUUUAAGAAAAUGGAUUGAAACCUUUUAGCAUUUGGGUAACACUCACUGAAAAUGAAACUAAUACAGUACAAAAAGAGUGCACAAUGUAUAAGCAUAACUAAAAUAUGUAGAUAUCACUUCUUGCCAUUUUGGUAGACUGACACAUAUAUGUCAGAUAAUGUAUAGUAAUACAGACUCCUGGUAUCCUUAGUCCUGUCUAACAGUACUUUAUAACAAGAAUAGAGUACACCUUUUAUAUACACAGCAGUCUUACAAAACAGUGAGUUAUUUUUAAUGAAGGGGGGUGAAGGUAUUCCAGCAUGGCUUGUGGUUAAUAAAGCAGGUGGGGAGUUUAUAAGUGAAGGUCCACUUAAUCCUCUGACCUCUGUAAAUCACAUUUUAAUGCCACAUCUUUGAUUGAACACAUUAGGGUUUGUGGUUGACUUAGUGCAUGCCAUAGGACUGGCUUUAGCAUGGGCUUAAGUAUAUAUGUGGGAUGUAGUCUGGACAUAUCGUACUAUUUGGAAAACCCUUGAUCUUUUUGCCAUCUGGCAAUUCCCCUGCCAACAUCUCAUGGAGAAAAACAGCAAUAUUUUCCUUUUGGAUAUGGACCAGGCAUGGACUAUUCAUGGCAUAUCAGUUGACUUCAUAUUCCUUGUAGAGCUGUUUCUGUAACUGGAAAUGUAACAUAGGUAAAGACAAUAUGAUAUUGUAUAAUCCGUUUUCUAAAAGUAUUCAUAGUAGAUUAAGUAACAGAUUAUUGGGAAUUGUAUGUCACCUUCUGCCAUACACUCAUAAACACCAAAAAGUGUAGCUCCUAGAAAAGACAUAUAUUAUAGUAUAAAUGAUAGAAAAACAGUGAUAAUUUCACCAAUUCUUUGAAUAAGAAUUAUUGAGCUUCAUACCUUUAAUUUUAAUUUGAUAUGUUUUAGGUAUCGGUACACAUUUGAGAUCAUCCUAUCUUCUGAAAAAAUGCAUCAAUUUGGAACAGAUGCCGCUGAAACCCUUCAAACCUGGACAUGUGCAAUUGGAAAGGUAGGUUUUUCCAGAAAUCAAAAGACCUUUUUAUGUAAAGGAUUAUGCACUUUUUUGACUGAUGUUGUUCGAUUCCAUGUAAUGAAAUGAUGAGCAGAGCAUACAGGGAACUAGGUAGAAAGUCGCGAACAAAACUUUAAAAAAGAGAGUAGUUCCAACUUCCAAACUGUCUCAAACCCAGUAGAACCAUGGCACUUUCUUGCUCCUUUGGGUUACGAUACCCAUGUCCUUUUUUACUAAACCAUGAAUUGUGGAUAAUUGACAAGGGAAUUUCACCACAAUAGCAGGGCUGGGAACAUAGCAGAGUUGGAUAUUUUUUCUCUUUUCGCUAUUUCAGCUUAAAAUUUGCAAUUAAUCAAAUAUGUACUGUGAAUGUUAGUAUAUAGACAUAUAUACUCAUACAUUGCAGCAUAUUUGCUUUUAUUAUUUGAAUAUAAAUAACACUAUAACUAAAUAAUGCUAUAUAAUGCAUUUAAUUCAUUUCAGCUCUUUACAGAGUACAUAUCAUCUCCCAAUUUGCUUUUUAUAUCAGCUUUAGCCUCAGUUAUUUUCCUCUUCCAUUAUGCCAAAUUCCCUCUUUAUCUCCUUUUUCUGUUCUAUCCGUUAAUUUAUGUUUCUCUCUGCUAAGGGUAAUCUCCCUCUUUUUUCUUGUCUACUUCUUCUCUCCUAUUUUUAAAAUGCAGACAAAUAAACAGAGAAUGCUUACGAUCGAAAUAGGGUUGCUGGUUUGCAGGCUACAGGUUUGGGGCUGUAACAUGUAACCUUGAACAGCCCAAUGCCCUAACAUGCAUGCAGUGAAGCACGUAGAACCCUAUUCACAGAAAAGAUGUGUUACCCGACGUUAUUGGGGGCUUACUGUAUAUAGGAGAUAUCGGAUAUAGAAUAGUCAGAUUCUAUACAAGUCUAGGUCAAGUCUAGGUCAGGAUUGGACACACAUGGAUAAACAAAUGUAACCAAGGCAAGGGUCAGGGAUACCAGAAUACACAACAAACAAUUAAACAAAGCCAAGUCAGGUAAUCAGAAAUACUAAGUAUAGAGGAACACACUCUCAAAAUAACAAUAACCACUAUGGGGCAAUGAAGAGAGGUCACAAAGGCUUGAUAUAGGCCCCUGUUACCUCUGUUGGUACAACGUAAUCGCCUCUGACAAGGGAAUCACAGGACGUCUGGCUCGUGAAGCAGGUAUGAUAAUUAUAUGCAUGCAGUGUGUAUUUUUGGUGGUGGAAUCCAUCUAAUACUGCGACUAGGUAGCAAGUUGGAUACUGCCUUUGUUUCCUUUUAUUUUUUGCUACUUGCUCAGUCAGGUUUGUGCAUGGUUUCAGUAUUUAGAUAUAAUACAGAUGAAAUUCAUGAUGCUAGAUUUCGUUAUCAACAUUGUAUACUCUGAAGAGAAGUUGGAGCAGCAUCUUUAAAAUUUUUGAUUCUAAGCUAUAUUUCAUUUUAUUUACCAAAAUUAAUUUUUUAGAUUCUAAUAAUUCAUUUACUUUAAUUAUUUAAUAGCUAAUUUCACCAGUACCAAAAGAAAUGGCAUAAAAAUUUAAUGGGAAACUAUUACUUAUUUAGAAAUAAUGAUCUAAACCUCUCUCCCAUUGUGCAGUGGUUCACACCACUGAGUUGCCAUUGCCUGUUAGGACAUGAGUUCCAGCGUGUUGGGAAGAUGCGAUACAAGGCAAUGCUGAACCCAGAUCAAUGGAUGGAAGGAUUUUUUUUGUUGCGAAAAUGCCAUCUUUUCAUUUGUCCUGAAGAUCAGGGUGCAGCGGAGGACAGUGUCAAUCUACGUCAGCUUCAAGAGCUCAGUAAGUCCCUUGAUAAAUUGUUAACAUUCUUACAAGCAUCUAUACCAGGUUGUGGCUUAAUAAGAGCAAUUUCUUCCCUAGUAGCUUUGGGAUGGAGUGAAGAAUUCAUAUCCCUGGUGAUUUAGGGAUACAUCCCCUAAAUCCACAGAUCUUUUUCUCCUACUUUGUCCUGCUACGAAGUGAUGAUGAUGUAAUAUCCCAAUUAUCUUUAUCCAUAAGGGUUAAUAGGUGAGAUUACUUUAAAAGUAAACCUCUGGUUAGAGAAUAAAUAAUGGCAAGGCUAAACCACUCUACUGGAAAAUAAAGAGACUCCACUAAAAAUCCCUAAUAGUGCAAAUAGAAGAGAAAUUAUUAAAUAAAAUUUAAUAAAGUAUCCAGGAGUAGUAUAUGCCUUAGGGAUAAUAAUUGUGCAAUGCUUGUGAAUAGAAAUUGCAAUAAAAUGUUAAAAUAAAAUAAAACAAUAAUGUCCAAUAUUAGGUUAGGGUCCAAUUGUUAACAGUCUGUUUGAUGAAAAGCUAUAUCAUAAUAGCAAUAAAUAGAAUAGAAUAAUAGUCUUUAAAAGUCUUUAUCCAUAACACAGCAUGUUAGAGACAGCUGUAAGGAAAAAUAAAGUAUUUCCUUGCCAUUAAAAAAGGCUUAAGGAAAUCCAAUAAGUGCUGUUCAUUCACUUGAGAAAGAUGAGUUCUUUGUUUCCGGGGCAAAAAUGUAUUACCCUACUCUUUUUCACAUACUCCAUUCGAUUACAAAGAGAUAGCACAGGAAUAUGGUAUCAAAGACAUUGCCAUCUCACUAUAAUAUGUAGCACACAAGCAAGAAUGUAGCUAUAAGAUGUGUGUCUUCAUUGGAAUCACCUUAUAUAAGACUGUCUGCUGUGUUCCAGUGUUUAAUCUAAUGUGGCUAUGCAUCUUUUCUAUUACCAGCUGUAUCACCAGUAUCGGAGAACACAGAGAAGAAAGAUAUUCUAAUACUUGUCGAAAAAGGACGGUAUGUUGUCUAUAUUGUAAGCUUAUGUUAUUUUCAAUAUUUAAUGCUUGCAAUGAAAGCAUCAUUUUUAUUCAACAGAAACAUUGCCAGCAGUAUGCUAACAGAAAGGGUUGUGUCCCUACAUAAUGUGCAAAACAAAGGCCAUAAAACAAAUUAAAAUCAAGCCGAAUUGAAUGAAUUCUCAUAAUUCUGAUGUGAUUCAUUACAUUAUAUCUAAGGUUCUACAUGACAUUUUAAAAAAAACAUCUAUGUGGGCUCAUUACUAACCCACAAAUACAGUUAAAAUUCCCCUGUGUGUUCUUAAAGUUUUAUUUGUGCAUGCUAACUCAGGUAAUCCUCACUACUUACCUAGAUAUUUUGUAGAGCCUGCAAUGUUAUUAAGAGUCUGUGUAGUAAGUGUUCUAACAACAUUUCUCAUGAUGUUUCUGAUUAAUUCUGUGCUGAAAUUUUAAUCCUGAUAAUUAUUUUUUAAACAAAAAAAAUAAAAAUAGAUUUUGUUGAAUAAACAAAUGUUAUAUUUUUAACCAAAUGCCCUGACAUAGUAACAUGUAGGAAACCAGUGCCAUCUGCUGGCCACUGUUCCGAAUACUCUUUCCCAUUCAUAGCAGAAUCUUACAACUGACAAACAUUUGUGUUGAAAGAAACAAAUAAUUAACUUAAUAUAUUAUGAUGUAGAGAAAUAUUAUCCAACCAUAACCACUGCAUAUACCCUAAUUUACAGCUCUACGAUUUGAAUGGUCUUGACUAUGAUUUAACUUAUUUGUUGAAAAAAAGUGAACAGACUAUUAGCGUACCAAAGCUAAUGUAAAUAUACAGAAUUUUUUCCUGGAGAUAAAAGUUCCACUAAAAAUGCAUCUAAAUUAAUUUGAAGUAAUAGUUUAAAUAUUGUUCCCAAGACUGGUAAUAUAAACCAUCAUCAAAUUUACCUUUCCUACUGAUACAUUAAGCAAAACUGGAUUCAUAUAGGAUUAGAAAAAGCUGCAGCUCUAGGUCUUUGAAAAAAAAAAGUAAUGUAAUACCAUGCUCUUGUGCAGAGGGAAGGGAGUGUGGAAACUUAAGAGGGACGCACGAGAGCAUAUCUAUUGCUGACUGGCUGACCAUCAAAGAGUAAAAUUAGAGUGGACUUUGUGCGCUCUGGAAAUGACCCUGCUUCUUCUUGACCCCAGAAUUAUCCUGACAUCAGGUGUCACUGUUCUGCUGUCUGCUAAACUCACUAGGUAGCCCACCAUGAGCCAGCUUCUGUCUGCUAGUAAGAAGGGAGGCAUAUGAUUAGAAAAGUGAAUCCUGAAAAGAGUGGAUUCAAAAGUUGGUGAAUAGUGAUAGUGAGAAGGUAAGAACUGUGGGACUUGUAAGAUGGGUACAGAUACAUUGGGUUGAGCCCUGGAGGAGAAUCAUCGACAUAGGGUGUGUACAUUCUUUAAAUGUGCAAUUGUCCCUCCCGCUUUAAAAAAGGUUUGUUUGUUUGUUUUAUUCCAGAAGGUAAUCAUUAAUACUGGUUGUUUAUUGUUUUUUUUUUUGUUUUUUUUUUAAGAAUACAAUUUUUGAUAAUCAUACAAAAUAGUUAAUACAAUUAAUAGAAUAGACCAGUAGUUCCCAAACUGUGUGCACACAGGAGUGCUGCGGAAUGUUUCCCCGUUGCUAUGAUUAUAGCACCGGGGAAACAUUGCUGCUCAACAGGGACUUGGGUUGCAUUGGAAAAAUACUAAAAUAUUAAGGGCGCCUUGAACCUAAAAGGUUUGGGAACCACUGGAAUAGACAAUAAGAAAAUGUAAACCUGUGAGCAUAGCCAUAAAUGGGAAGGGUUUUCCAAUUGACUGGAAAUGUCUGGAUGGGUGUGAAUGUAUAUAUAUAGAGAGAGAGAGAGAUAGCAAGCAAGAGAGAGAGAAAAUACGCUAAUGCAGACUUAUUGUUUAUGGUCUGAACUCAAAACAGCAUUACUCAAAAUAUAUAUGGUCAAUUGGCAACCAGCAGUCAGUCACCUGGUAUGCUUUUAGCUUGGUGUACAAGUGUGGCAAAUUAUACACAAAGUGUGGGUGUGUAAAUACAACACACUCUAAAACACCUGUAUGGUAUCCUCUUUACCCACACCAAUAAAUCAGAAACAUAAAAUACAUACAAUAGGUGGAGUGUGUUUGUUCAGAGAGAUGGGUAGGUCAUGAUUUGAUGAUACAAAGGUACGUAUAUAUCAUAGAGGCAUCUUUCAUAUAUUUUUAAGAUCAAACAAUAUUGCACUAGGUCAUUUUUUCUUUUCUCCCAACUGCGAAUUAUACGUACCUCUGUAUUAUCAAAUCACGACCUACCCAUCUCUCCACCUAUUGUAUGCAUUUUAUGUUUCUGGUGUACAAGUGUGCUAGUCUAUAGACUGUAACCACGUUUGAGCAGGGUCCUCUUCAACCUAUCAUUCGUGUAAGUUUUCUUGUAUUUGUCCUAUUUAUAGUUAAGUCCCCCCUGUAAUAAUAUUGUAAAACGCUACGGAAUCUGUUGGCACUAUAUAAAUGGCGAUAAUAAUCUUGAAUGACAAUAAACAUGUCACUAACUUGCCACUGACAAGUGAUUCACUAAAACACCUAUGUCACAGCCAGACCUCUUCACAUACUGGUUUCAUGAAGGCAAAAAUUGGAAAAAGUGGUGUUUUCUCUAGUGUCCCUGAGAGAUAGGAUACCAAAGAAGUUAUUAAAAUUAGUUGGAAACAUCCCAAAUUCAGAUUAGCCCAUAUAAUCCUGGAAACGUAGGAAGUAUGGCUAUUUUAGUCUUUCCUUUGUCUAUGAGAUUCUGUAGUUUUUCAUCAAUUAUUAGCACCAGGCACAUUAGGUUUUUAACUCAGCACUAGAAUUAAGGGUUAGUAUCCAACGAUACAGGUGCCUGAGAGUUAACCGUAUGGGUUAACAAUAAGGUCAGUGAGUCGAGGUCAGGAGUAAAGAGAAAUCUGAUCAUCAGAGAAGAGGUGUUAUGGCAAACAAGACAAAAUAGUGUAGCAAUGAACAAACUAAAGCCUGGAACUGAGAAAUUAAAAAGGUCAACUGCAAACUAGAUCUCAGAAAAAACUCAGAAGUGAAAGAUCCACUUUAAAAAUGACUAUUAAUUAAUAUAGGCUAUUUUAUCUAUGCAGGACAUUGUAUUUGCAAGGAAUCACACGGACUGAUUUUGUGGCAUGGAGCAAUGAUAUCCAGGUGGCAGCAUGCAGCAGUGGAAACAUCUUACGAGAGCAGCAGUUAAGCAGGAAUGACAUUCCCAUCAUCGUAGACAGUUGCAUUGCCUUUCUUACACAAUAUGGUGGGUGGCUGUAUUUAUUUUAAAGUCCACUAAGUAGUAGUAGAGAAUGAUUUACAAUUUGAAAAUGCAUUUUACGUUAAAGUGGUACAACAGACUGAACAGCCAUUUAAAUUCCAAGUUUCCUAAAAGACAGGUUGCACAAUGUAUUUUUUAAAACCUUUAUACAUUUAUCAUACUUCUUAUUGUGUGACACGAUCAGUGCAUUGUUCAACUGAAAUACAUGUGUUCCUGUCAGUCUGAAAUAAGGGGUGCCAACACUCCUGGGCAGUCACUGCACAUUGCAGUUGUCACCAUUAAUUCUGUGUCUCAGUGUGUGUAUGUGUAUCAGUGUGUAUAUCUGUGUAUCAGUAUGUAUGUCAUUGUGAGUACCUGUGUGUCUGUAUGUGUCAGUGUUUUUACCAGUGUAUCUGUAUGUGUGUCUGUGUGUAUAUCUGUGUGUCUGUGUCAGUGUGUGUGUGUAUCUGUUUGUCUGUGUAUCUGUAUUUGUUAGUGUGUGUAUCUGUGUAUCUCAGUAUCUGCAUGUGUGUCAGUGCUUGUAUCUGUAUAAAAAAUAAUGUGUAUAGUGUUCUCUUAUCACAAAUAGCAGCAGUCCACCUACAAGGAGUUCCCACACCUUGUGAAUAACAAGCAGAUAAAUACAAACAAAUGGUGAGCCGCGCUUAGUAAUUAAAAAGGAUUAUACAUACAAUCAACGGAGGAGGAUAAUUGUGAGACAUAUCUUUAACAAAGAAAUUUAAAAUAGUAUAAUGCGGUAAGAAAUGCAGUGGAUAUAAAGGCAGUGCCAAUAGAACACUCACAUUUUCCAGAGCUUUAAAUUAGCUCUAAUAUUGCACGCCAGGACGGAAAAAUCCCCGUCCAAGGAUAUGAUGUCAGAUAUUUUGCGCUGCAGUCAGUAAUAUAUGUGGAGGGAAGCACAGAUAGGAAAACCAAUGGUGUAGUCCAAUUAUAAAAUGAACAUAUAAUACAGGUAAGUAUUCUACUUACAAUUUCCAGAGCAUGAACCUACUAUGGUAUGGAGCACUUGGGUGGAAUGAUCCCCACCUAUGGAUUUGAUGAAUAUCCAGGAAGCCAGGUGAGAAUAAAAGCAGAAAUCCAAAAGGCUGGAUACUUACUUAGAAAAAAGUACUUUAUUUAAACAAUAAAAGUGAUAGAAAAUAGGUACUAACGAAAAAAACUAUAUGUAUAUGUACGUGCAGCUCAGCAUUCAAACAGCAACACUACACACAAAUAAACCGUUGCAUGCAAACGUCAACACUACAUACAAAAACACCUCUGUAUUAACCCCUUAAGACCGGAGGGCGUACUAUUACGCCCUAUUCUAAGCGGCUCUAAACGCCGCCGGGCGUAAUAGUACGCCCUCCGGUCUUUCGGUACUUACCCGGUGGGGGGGACUUCCAGGGAGCCCCCCGCGGCACGUCCGUCCUCCUUGAAGCCCCCCGGCCAUGUGAGAGUGGGGUCCUUGCGAGGACCCCACAAUCACAUGGCCGGGGGUAGCUGCCUCCUGCAUUGCCAGCAGGGGGGCUGCCUGUAAUGACAGGUGGUCCCCCUGCUGGCUAAAAAUAAAAUUAAAAUAAAUAAAUAGUGUAAAAAAAAAAAUAUAUACUUAGAUCAUAUAUAUAUAAUAUAUAUAUAUAUGAUCUAAGUAUAUAUAUACACAUAUACAUACACAUACGUACACCGUCUAGGUGUAUUUUACUAUUAAUAUAUAUCAAAUUACACGUAGACUGAUACUGAUUAAAUAUAUAUAAAAUUAUUGUUAUAUAUAUAUAUAUAUAUAUUUAUAUAUAAUAUAAAAAAAUAAAAAUGUAAAUACGUUAAAAAAUAUAAUUAAAAAAAUAAUUAAAAAUAAAUAAUUAAAAAAUAUAUAGAUGUGUGUUAUUUCGUUCUAACUGUUUUGUGAAAUUAAUAUAUAUAUAUAUAUCAAAAUACACGUAGAACGAAAUAAUAUAUCUAUAUACAUAAAUAUAUACGUAUAUAUCACUAUAUAUAUAUACCUAUAUAUAAAUAAAAAUAUUUUUAAAAAAUUAUAUAGAUAUAUACAUAUAUAUACACAUACGUAUAUAUAUAUAUAUAUAUAUACAUAUAUUAAUUCUACAGUGUUUGUGACCAAAUGGCUACUAAAAAAGACUGGACAUACCCCAUUUGCAAUACCUUGGGUUGUCUACUAUUGCAAAUGGUAUGCCAUUAUGGGUGUAAAUUUCAUUCCCAGGCUACUAUACAGUCUCAAAGGCAAUGUAACCAAUCUGGCAAAUUUCAAUUUCAAAUGUAACGUGCUAUAUUUGACCCUGUAACUUCCCAAAACGCCAUAAAACCUGUACAUAGGGGGUACUGUCUUACACAUGAGACUUUACUGAAUACAAAUAUGUGUAUUUUAUUUUAGUAAAAGCAAACAGUAUUAUGACAUUGACCGUUAAAAUGUCAUGUAGAACUAAAAAAAUAAAAAAUAAAUCGUAUUUUCUCCCAUUUUUUUCAUAUUAAAUGAUGUUUCAUAGCUAAAUAUUUGAUAUUAAAUGAAAGCCCUGUUUCCCCUGAAUAAAAUGAUAUAUAAUAAGGGUGGGUGCAUUUACUAUGAAAGAGGUGAAUUACGGUUGGACAGACAUGUAGCGCAAAUGCCAGGUUUUGUUUACAUUUUGUUUUGUUCACAACGUGUACAUUUGGCUCCGUCCUUAAGGGGUUAAAACACUAAUAUUAUAUAUAAACACUGCAAUCAAAAGCAAGCACUACACACAAAUGCACACCUACAUUUAAAAACAAACACUACAACGUAGUCCAACUUGAAUAUAUAAGUUAUUUUAUUAUUACAUAAUGUCAAAGUGGGUUUAUUGGUUGAAAGCUGCCAGGACUUUCUGAAAAAUUAUGUUUCUGGAAAUACUAACAAAAUACUAAAAAUAAACAGCCCUAUGGACAGUGACAUUGAAAAGUGUUAACAGUGUCUUUUUUUCCUCUAAACAGGUCUUUGCCAUGAAGGAAUUUACCGCAAAAAUGGAGCCAAGUCAAGGAUUAAACUGCUCAUGGAUGAGUUUCGCAAGGAUGCUCGAAACGUCAAGCUUCGUAUCAAUGACAACUUCAUUGAGGAUGUCACUGAUGUGCUGAAAAGAUUUUUUAGAGAGUUGGAUGAUCCAAUUUUCACAACAGAAUUGCACCCUAAAUGGCAAGAAGCAGCAGGUAAAAUAAUUGUGUUCUAUACCAACUAGUCCCUGCUUUGUAUCAGUAUAUCUUUGACUGGGAAGUCAGUGCAAUUCCAACAAAGUCAAUAUGAGUAUUUCAUAAAUAUUUUAUCUUUAUGCAAUACAAGUUUUGUAGGAUGAGUGACAGUGCAGCUUUAAAUAAAAAAUAAAUAAAUAAUGUUACGUUUAAUCUAAUUAUCUGUGAGCAAGGGACAAAUAUCUUAGUAAUGAGCUCCCAAAUACACCAGAAUGUGCCAUAAAGCAAAUAAAUUGGCACAGUGUUAAAAACAAAUAAAAUAUAAUUUAGCAUAAUACCCUCUAAUAAGCCAGGAUCAGAAAUAAAGUUUUCUUACCUAUAAUUAGAAAUCUUUUCAUGAAAUUAAAAUUGUAGUAUUAAUUAUUAUGGAUGUCAAUUUUCAUUGGCAAAUUGUUAGAAUAGUUAAUUUGAUAGCACUGAAUAAUAAAAUAUGUAUUACUACCCUUUAUAAGGUGAGGUUAUGGAAAACAUCUAUAUUGGCAUACAAGAGAGGCAUUUACUAGUGUUUUAAUGGAGGGUGGGACACUCAUUACUUAAAGGGACACUCUAGACCCCUAAAGCACUUUAUACAAGACCAGAUACACCUCCUUUUGGAAGGGAUGUGUGUACAACAAAGUGCUAGAAAUAAACAACAGCAGCUCUCAUCCACACCCAAAAUCCAAAAUCUAUAGAGUGGUACAAGUAAAACCUACACCUUUAAGUGGAGCGCUAAAAAAUUUCUGCAAAAUGGCUUGUGGUACAUAUAAAAGAUAAAAAAAAUACAAUAUAGUUCAGGUGGCACGUAGGAUAUGAUAACAUAAAUGGUGGUGAAGUAAAACACUCACAUUUAAAGUAGCCUAUAUACAAAUACUGGCUCCGAAAUUGGGCUUUUCUGCUUUUAGGGCAGCAUCACACCUCCAAUCCGCUGCAAGGUAUUUCUCAAGGUAAAAGCGAAGGAGAGAAGGGAACCAAUGUGCAGUCUGUUAAUAAAAUCAAGUUAAAAGGUACAAUGAGUAUAAUGCUCACCUUAUUUAGAGUCUUACAAUCUGAUAUAGGUUUCACAUAUGCAUAGGCACACUCUUUUUCUAUGUAUUUCUCUGCCAGCCAUGUUGAGCACAUCUAAUAAGCCUCAAUUCAGGCUUGAAUUAGAUGUGCACAACACGGCUGGCCGAGCAGUACAUAGAAGAAAAGUGUGUCUAUGCAUCUUUGAAAUCUGUAUCAGAUCUCUCCACUUAAAGUGUAGGUUUUCCUUUACCACUAUACAGACCCUAAAGCACUUUAGCUUACUAAAAAGCUUUAAGUGUGAAUACCGUGUCCUCUUUUUUCAUUUUGAAAAAAAAAAAAGGCAGAUUUUAAUAGUAAUUGACACUUUUAUAAAUUUAGCUUGUUACAAUCACGUGGCUUUCAAGCAGACAACUGGUACUGGUUCUUCCUGGUUUGGUUAGCUCAGUGGAGCUAAACUCAAGAGGCAGCAAUUGCCCAGUGGACCUGCCUUGCAAAGACUUCUCAUAGAGCUGCAUUGGGAAGUCUGCGAUUGGACAGCCACAGAAUGUCUGGGAGGGGCUAGAAGGGAGGCUUGCAAAGGCUGCAGCAUUUGCAAGCUGUCUUUGGAGAUACCCCAAAUGCAAAAAUGCAUAAUCAAAUGCAUGCACAAUUUAUUUUGGAUAGAUCUACUAAACAGUAAAUUUUAUUUAUAUUGUAUUUGGGCAGUGGAAUGUCCCUUUAAACUACGUUCAAACUUGGUGCUUGGAAAUAAGAGGGUGCUUGUAUUCCUAUCCAAGAAAUCCUGUUAAAGUUCAACAUUUCAUUGUCACGACAUGAGAGUAGAAAUUACAAGGUUGCUUGUUAUAGUGCCUACAGUAGUUCCCUCCUGCUUAGUGGCCACAAAAUACUUUAUUUUGAUAGUUUAAAAAGCUUGGAAGUGCAGUUUCCAGCCUCCCCUCUAAACUCUAUGGAUAGGAGACUGUUACAUUUCAGCUCUCAUACCCAGGCAUGCAGUGACAUCACACACGCAUCCCGGUCAGACAUAAAUGUAUGUGUGCAUAUAGGGGAACACUUGCACAUUGUCACUCUUUAAUUUUUUUGUGCCAGACCCAAAAAAAUAAAACAGGAGGAGGAUAUUACUUAAACAACUAUUUAUGCAUUUAUUUUAAUUAAUCCAUUGCAUUGGCAUAUAUCAAGUGAAGGAAUUGAAGGGGUAGAAGACUGGCAUACAUGGUUAUGAGAUGAUUUUCAGAAGAGAAGCUGGCAAACCUAUCUCCUAGUAGACUAUGUGUUAAUUAUUGUCAAAUUUCAAAUUUAUUCUUAGCAUAUAGUGAAUUUGUUGUAUAUUCACAUCUGAGGUCAAAUAUUUUGAUUGUAUAUGUGUGUGUGUAUAUAUAUAUAUAUAUACAGUUGCAAGAAAAAGUAUGUGAACCCUUUGGAAUUAAAUGAAUUUCUGCACAAAUUGGUCAUAAAAUGUGAUCUGAUCAUCAUCUAAGUCACAACAAUAGACAAUCACAGUCUGCUUAAACUAAUAACACACAAAAGAAUGAAAUGUUGCCAUGUUUUUAUUGAACACACGAUGUAAACAUUCACAGUGCAGGUGGAAAAAGUAUGUGAACCCCUAGACUAAUGACAUCUCCAAGAGCUAAUUGGAGUGAGAUGUCAGCCAACUGGAGUCCAAUCAAUGAGAUGAGAUUGGAGGUGUUGGUUAAAGCUGCCCUGCCCUAUAAAAAACACACACCAGUUCUGGGUUUGCUUUUCACAAGAAGCAUUGCCUGAUGUGAAUGAUGCCUCGCACAAAAGAGCUCUCAGAAGACCUACGAUUAAGAAUUGUUUACUUGCAUAAAGCUGGAAAGGGUUAUAGAAGUAUCUCCAAAAGCCUUGCUGUUAAUCAGUCCACGGUAAGACAAAUUAUCUAUGAAUGGAGAAAAGUUCAGCACUGCUGCUACUCUCCCUAGGAGUGGCCGUCCUGUAAAGAUGACUGCAAGAGCACAGCGCAGACUGCUCAAUGAGGUGAAGAAGAAUCCUAGAGUGUCAGUAAAAGACUUACAAAAGUCACUGGCAAAUGCUAACAUCACUGUUAGCGAAUCUACAAUACGUAAAACACUAAACAAGAAUGGAUUUCAUGGGAGGAUACCACAGAGGAAGCCACUGCUGUCCAAACAAAACAUUGCUGCACAUUUACAGUUUGCACAAGAGCACCUGGAUGUUCCACAGCAGUACUGGCAAAAUAUUCUGUGGACAGAUGAAACCAAAGUUGAGUUGUUUGGAAGAAACACACAACACUAUGUGUGGCGAAAAAAAGGCACAGCACACCACCAUCAAAACCUCAUCCCAACUGUGAAGUAUGUUGGUAGGGGCAUCAUGGUUUGGGGCUGCUUUGCUGCGUCAGGGCCUGGACGGAUUGCUAUCAUCGAAGGAAAAAUGAAUUCCCAAGUUUAUCAAGACAUUUUGCAGGAGAACUUAAGGCCAUCUGUCUACCAGCUGAAGCUCAACAGAAGAUGGGUGUUGCAACAGGACAAUGACCCAAAGCAUAGAAGUAAAUCAACAACAGAAUGGCUUAAACAGAAGAAAAUACGCCUUCUGAAGUGGCCCAGUCAGAGUCCUGACCUCAACCCGAUUGAGAUGCUGUGGCAUGACCUCAAGAAAGUGAUUCACACCAGACAUCCCAAGAAUAUUGCUGAACUGAAACAGUUCUGUAAAGAGGAAUGGUCAAGAAUUACUCCUGACCGUUGUGCACGUCUGAUCUGCAACUACAGGAAACGUUUGGUUGAAGUUAUUGCUGCCAAAGGAGGUUCAACCAGUUAUUAAAUCCAAGGGUUCACAUACUUUUUCCACCUGCACUGUGAAUGUUUACAUGGUGUGUUCAAUAUAUCUUUUUCCACCUGCACUGUGAAUGUUUACAUGGUGUGUUCAAUAAAAACAUGGCAACAUUUAAUUAUUUGUGUGUUAUUAGUUUAGGCAGACUGUGAUUGUUUAUUGUUGUGACUUAGAUGAUGAUCAGAUCACAUUUUAUGACCAAUUUGUGCAGAAAUCCAUAUCAUUCCAAAGGGUUCACAUACUUUUUCUUGCAACUAUAUACCGUAUUUUUCGCUCCAUAAGACGCACGUCACCAUAAGACACACCUAGUUUUUAGAGGAGGAAACCCUGAAAAAAUAUUCUGAACUGUUCCGUAGUGUUUGUUACUAUGGGACAGUUUGUUCAGAAUAUUUUUUUUAAAGGAAUUUUUUGUUCUUUACCACACACUCCCCUCUCCUGUCCCAUAAUGAUCUUUAACCCCCCUCCCCUGUCCCAUAGUUAUUUUAACCCCCCCUUUCCUCUGUCCCAUAGUGAUUGUUAACCCCUCUUCCCCUUGUCCAAUAGUGUUCUCAUCCCAUAGUGUUCCCCCUCUCCUUGUCCCAUAGUGUCCCACCCUCUCCUUGUCCCAUAGUGUCCCCCCUCCCCUUGUCCCAUAGUGUCCCCCCCUCUCCUUGUCCCAUAGUGUCCCCCUUCUCCUUGUGUCCCAUAGUGUCCCCCCUUGUCCCAUUGUGUCCCCUCCCCUUGUCCCAUUGUGUCUCCCCUGUCCCAGUGUCCCCCUCUCCUUGUCCCAUAGUGUCCCCCCCUCCCCUUGUCCCAUAGUUACUUACCUGUCUUGUAGCGUGGGCUGGCUUCACAGCGCGCUCCGCGGUACAGGAACUUCAAUUUCAGCUUCUGGUUUCCGGCGGGACUGAAAGGAAGUGUGCACACUGAGUGUGCACUUCUUUUCAGUCCCGCCGGAAACCGGAACCUGAAAUUGAAGUUCCUGUACCGUGGAGCGCGCUGUGCUGCCGGCCCACGCUACAAGACAGGUAAGUAAAGCUUCACAUUCGCUCCAUAAGACGCACAGACAUUUCCCCUCACUUUUGAGAGGAAAAAAAGUGUGUCUUAUGGAGCGAAAAAUACGGUAUGUGUAUAUAUAUAUAUAUAUAUAUAUAUAUAUAUAUAUACACACACAUACACACACAUUUAGAAUAUUUGUUUGCUGAGAUUUGUAGAACUUCUUUUUCACCCCUAUUUAAGUUGCUGUUUGUCUCCCAUGUUAAAAUUAGUGUUAGUGUAGGACCCACUGAUAUUGAGGUACUGUAACGUAGUGAUGGGGUUAAAGGGACACUAUAGUCACCUGAACAACUUUAGCUUAAUGAAGCAGUUUUGGUGUAUAGAACAUGCCCCUGCAGCCUCACUGCUCAAUCCUCUGCCAUUUAGGAGUUAAAUCCCUUUCUUUAUGAACCCUAGUCACACCUCCCUGUAUGUGACUUGCACAGCCUUCCAUAAACACUUCCUGUAAUGAGAGCCCUAUUUAGGCUUUCUUUAUUGCAAGUUCUGUUUAUAUAAGAUUUUCUUAUCCCCUGCUAUGUUAAUAGCUUGCUAGACCCUGCAAGAGCCUCCUGUAUGUGAUUAAAGUUCAAUUUAGAGAUUGAGAUACAAUUAUUUAAGGUAAAUUACAUCUGUUUGAAAGUGAAACCAGUUUUUUAUUUUUUCAUGCAGGCUCAGUCAAUCAUGCCAGGGGAGGUGUGGCUAGGGCUGCAUAAACAGGAACAAAGUGAUUUAACUCCUAAAUGACAGUGAAUUGAGCAGUGAAAUUGCAGGGGAAUGAUCUAUACACUAAAACUGCUUUAUUUAGCUAAAGUAAUUUAGGUGACUAUAGUGUUCCUUUUACACAAUAUUACAAUAUGGUGUAACUGAAUCCAGUGGUGUAUUUUGGUUUUGUGCUGCCCUAUGCAUGACUAAACUUAUGCACCCCCCUCGAUCUGAAUGUGCUCCACCCCUUCCGGUCAAGGCCACACUUCUUCCUUUUAAGACCAAACCCUUCUGUAAACUCCACCUCUUCCUUUUUAAGCUCCACCUCUUCAUCUCUGUCCUCAAACAGUUUACGAAGCAAACUUUGCCAUCAAACUGCUUUCCAAUACCAUAGUUCUCCCAAAACAACUUUACAGUCCCAGGUUUGUCCCCAACCAGCUAAUCCUUGUCAUAUUUACACACAAACAACUUGCCAGUGCCAUCUUUGUCCACAAACUGUUUGCCAGUGCCAUCUGGUAUAUCAGGCCUCUACGCUUUAAAUGCAUAAACUUAGUAUAUCGCAGCAAUCAGCUAUAAAUGCCUAAACUUGGUAUAGCAUGCCGAUCAGUUUUAAAUACAUAAACUAGGUAUAUCAUAGCAAUCAGCUAUAAAUGCAUAAACUAGGUAUAGCAUGCCAAUCAGUUAUAAAUACAUAAACUAGGUAUAUCAUGGCAAUCGGCUAUAAAUGCAUAAACUUGGUAUAUCAUAGCAAUCAGCUAUAAAUGCAUAAACUAGGUAUAGCGUGCUAUACCUGGCGCUCAGGUCUAAGGGGAGGGCGGCAGACAGCUUAGUAGUGAGUUGUAGUGAGUUGAAGUUGUGGAGGCAAAUGGGAGUCAGUGGCAUCAGAAGGAUUGGUGUCACUCUGUGCAGUAGUAACUCAUGAUGUGACCCCCUGGAUAGCCUCCAGUAUUAAACCAUACAGAAUCCUUAGUGCAAUAAUGCAAUUAUUCAGAGUAUUUACAAUUCCAGGAUAGGAUACGGUUAGCACAGACCAACAUUUAGAAGAAAGGAAAACACUUCACUCCUACACAUUUUGAUAAUUUUACAGACAAGUUAUUCAGGCUGGACAUGGAAAAGUAGAACUGUUUGGUCUAGCUCUCAGAACACAUUAAUUUCCAGGAGCAAUCUUAUUGACACAAAAUUACAGAAUUCUCAAGUAUCCCUCUUUAGGAGAGACAGCACCUAUUUUGGACUAUAAAGCUAACAUUUUAAUGUAAUUCAGAUAGCUAAUAAAACUUGCACUCUAGUGUAAGUAAGAUAACCAAUAAAGAUUGCACUAUGACUGAAAUACAUUAAAGUGCAAGCUUUAUUACCUAACUGAAUUACAUAAUUCAGCCAUAGACAAUAAAAGCCAUAUAGAGAAUGUAUAUAUAGAUGGGAGCCUUUACGUAUAGAGAACAGAUAUAUAGUCUGUGCAUAUUUAGAUUGGAUUGUGACAUUAUAUAGACUGCAUGUAUAUAAAUAGGAGCAUUUUACGUAUUGAGAGAACCAUAUAAUCUGUGUGUAUAUAGGUAGGAGUAUGACAUUAUUCACGUUGUAUAGUCUAUGUAUAUAUAGAUGGGAGCCUGUUAUUUAUAGAAAACAGCAUUAUAGUCUGUGCGUAUAUAGAUAUGAGCUUUUUCUAUAAAGAAAAGGCUCCCAACUUUUUGUUGAACCUGGUUUUUCUAUUACAGUAUAAACUAGGAGACUUUUACUCAGUUCUCCUUAUUUUAAAAAACAAAUAGCACUUGCAUGAUAAGGGAAAACAUAAUUAUUAAUUAUUAAGGAGCGCAGUUUUGGAACUGAGAGAGCUAAAGGCAGAAAAAAAAUCUUUAAAGUUUAUUAAUUAACUCCCUUGUAAUUAAACAAAUUAAAGAAUUGGAACAAAAAAACCCAACACAACAGCCAAGAAAUAAACAGUAAAAGACAAAUCAAACCAAUUAAAUAAAAAAUGGGGGGGAAAUGGGGAACUAAAUUAAAUUAGAAACAAGCAAAUAAAUUAAACAGAAUAAUAGAAUGGAAGAUUAGGGAGGACUAACAAAUAUAUAUAUCCAAACUGACAUUAUGUGCAUUUCCAGGGUCCCUAAAGUCAGGGCAGCACUGGGACGAGCAGAACAGUUUUUGAGUCUGUCACCCAUUUAAUCCUGCUCACCCAUUAUGAUCCUGCCUUCCCAGACUCCUUCUAACACAUUACUAAGGAAGCAUGACCCAGGAGGAGAGGCUGCCAUAGAAAGCAACCGCGUGGUCUGUCAAGGGGGGUGUCGGCUGUUAUGCUGGUGUCGGGAAAGGGGCUGGAAGGCUCCACUAGCUGAUGAUCUGGAGGGAUGUGCAGCAGUUACUGAAAGGGACACUAUAGUCACUUGAACAACUUUAGCUUAAUGAAGCAGUUUUGGUGUAUAGAACAUGCCCCUACAGCCUCACUGCUCAAUCCUCUGCCAUUUAGGAGUUAAAUCCCUUUGUUUAUGAACCCUAGUCACACCUCCCUGCAUGUGACUUGCACAGCCUUCCAUAAACACUUCCUGUAAAGAGAGCCCUAUUUAGGCUUUCUUUAUUGCAAGUUCUGUAUAAUUAAGAUUUUCUUAUCCCCUGCUAUGUUAAUAGCUUGCUAGACCCUGCAAGAGCCUCCUGUAUGUGAUUAAAGUUCAAUUUAGAGAUUGAGAUACAAUUAUUUAAGGUAAAUUACAUCUGUUUGAAAGUGAAACCAGUUUUUUUUUCAUGCAGGCUCUGUCAAUCAUGCCAGGGGAGGUGUGGCUAGGGCUGCAUAAAACAGAAACAAAGUGAUUUAACUCCUAAAUUACAGUGAAUUGAGCAGUGAAAUUGCAGGGGAAUAAUCUAUACACUAAAACUGCUUUAUUUAGCUAAAGUAAUUUAGGUGACUAUAGUGUUCCUUGAAGUGUUUAUGCUGACUGACUGCUGCCUUCUAAGAGAAAGACAGCUUAUCCUGUUGCAAAUGCUCCCAGUCUCACUCCCUUUCCCUUUUCAAGCUCUGCUUGGGAACAAAAAUAUCAGUCUGGGGAUGACAGCUUGUCACCCCCUUUUUUUGCCACCGUGGAAUGUGCCACCCAAGGUGAGUGCCUAAUUUGCCUGCUGAAGAUCCACCACUGACUGAAUCCCCAUAUUUGUUUUUUGGCAUAGGUGAUUUUAAGUAGCCUUGUAAAAUGUAAAGCUGUAUUUUUGAGUAUGUGCUGUUUAUUAUUGUAUAGUUUGUAUAACUUUUGGUCUUCACAGCAGCAACAAUGCUGAGAAAUGCAUGUUCAGGGUGUGCUACCAAAUCCUAUUGUUUCUAAGUUAUACGAUACUAGCCAGGCCUAAAUGUUACUUGCCAUGACAAGCCCGGGAGAUGUAGGCAUUGGAACACUUUCUAUUCUGAAUUUCUAUUCACCAAGGCUAAAUUUUAACUCGUCAAUUGUUAGUGGGAGAGGAGAGCUUUUGAGCCUUGACUGCAGUAUAUAGUUGAACUGAAAUUGACUUUGUAGAGUAGUAUUACUUUUUUGCAAGUUGCAUACUGUUCAUUUCAUAUUGCUAUUCUCAUUGAAGCUUUCACAGUAUGCAAUAUAUUUUCUUGCUAUUAAGAUAUAGAAUUUUAAGUAAUAUAGAACUGGAAACUGCUGCACACCUAACAACCAAUAAAUAUAGUAAAUUUGUCUAGACCGGGCAACAACUGUAAUUUGCAUUAUGUUAUAAUUUAAAGAAUUUGUUUAGCUGUUUUAAUAUUAGUUGACUGAUUUUAUUGCCAUCACAGAGCACUCAGAAAAAUCCAAGAGGUUGGAGAACUACAUGGAAUUAAUUAACCAGCUUCCAAAGGUCAACAGAGCUACACUGACUGCACUAAUUGGUCAUCUUUACCGGUAAAACACCUAAUCAGUUGAUAAAAUUUGGCUUGAGAGAUAGAAGAUGUUUAACAAACAUGGUUAUAUGUGCAGAAGACUAAAAACAGGCAGUAUUUUUAUUGCUUGUCCUCAGCUUUUGGCAACUCAUUUUGAUACUUCGGUUACACAUGCCAUUACAAUGAGGACAUAUGACAUAAGAUAGGUCUCUUGUGCAACCAGGCAUAUGUUUAAACUUUAUUUAGAUCUUGUAACAAAGAUAUGGUUGAUGUCCCACUCACAAUGUUGUCAAGGCCCAGAGUUUGUGUCACCCCAAUAGAUUGUGGGAGGCAGUCAGUAAAUGAAAAGGGAGUCUAUCACAGUUUCUGGCCCCACCAUGCCUCCUUUUUUGAGAUCCACCAGGCCUUGAAUAAAGGUGAGUUUUUACAGCUAUUUAAAGCUGCACUGUCAUGCCGUACUUACCUUUCUCUAAUUGCUUCCUCUUCUCUCCCUAUGUCAGGAUCUGUUCUUCAUUUCUUCCUAUCUGCUCUAGUUUUCUUUAAAACAUAAGACAAAGUAGGGACUGCUUUGUCUUAUGGAGGCUUCCUACGCCUGACCAUCUCUGACCAGUGGAGGAGCAAAGUGUGCUCCGCUUCCUGUGGUCAGAGAAAUUUUCACACAGUUAUUACCUUUCCUCUGUGAAAUGCUAUCACGAUGCUUCCUGUCAUUAUUCCCGAACGUCCUGUCAUUUAGACAGAAUGCUGGCAAAACUACAGAAUUUCGUCCUAACAGAAUGAGAACAGUUUGUUCAUAUUAGGACGCAACUCUGGACUUUGUUUGGAUCGGAAUUUCAUUUGAAUGAAUGAAACUCUGAUCGUGUUCGUGCUGCCGCUGCAUCUUGCAGCCGUUUAGUAGAUAACUCCCUAAUUCCCACGGUCUUUCAGACAAAUUUACUAAUACUAAGUAAAGUUUACUUAGUAUUAGUAAAUUCUGCCCCUUCUUGGGAUAUAGUCUAGUAAACAGUGAGCAGCCAGUGGCUUAUUUGAAUUUAUCAAAUAAAAGGGGUGGGGGCUGGGGGGCAGGACAAUAGGUUCCCCCCAUUAUUAUUUAGGGCCCCUACCUACCGCUCAGGGGUUGGGGGCCAGGGGGGAGGACAAUAAGUCCCCCUCCCCCCCACAUUUUCAUUUAGGGCCCUCACCCGCCACUCAUAGGUGGGGGCCAAGGAGAACCCUAUGUCCCCCAUUUAGUUGAAUUGCUCCAACUUGCGGGCCACGGGUUGGGCCUCGGAGGGGACACUAUGUCCCCCCCGCUUGCAAAUAGAUGCCCCACCAUGGGGCCAUUUGUUGGAAGGGGUGGGUUUAUUUUUACAACAGACAUGACCCUACUCGUGGCAUAGCGAGUAGUGGCAUUCAGGAGAUUUCAGUCUCCCUUAUGCUAUUAUGGAGGUUAGGGGGGGCUUAGGAAGUGGCGGGGAGCACUGUGAGGACCUGGUCAGCCUUUAUUUUCUGAAGUGUCACUGUCAGUUUAACAGUCUUAAUUGGAAUAUUUUUGUGUUACUUAUACACAUUUUUUUCUAAAUUAGUUUCCAACUAAUUUCCAACUGUGAUAAAACCAAAAACAUUUGAUUAAUUUACAUGGUACCUAAUCUGAUUUUUUUCCAGUACAUCAUUGGGUGUAUUUCAGUAAACAUACUGAAAAUGUUCCAUGGUUUUGAUACAAUGAUGAUACAUUUGUAUUCUGUCUCCAGCUGUGCCUGUUCACAAUAUUUUCUUCCAACCACUAAAACCAAUUAAUUUUAGUAUCCUACAUAGCUCCGUAUCUAAUAGCUGUACGUUUUCCUUAUUUUUUCUCUCCCAGUGUUCAGAAAUGUGCAGAUUUAAACCAGAUGUGUACCAAGAAUCUUUCACUAUUAUUUGCUCCCAGCCUAUUUCAGACAGAUGGGAAGGGGGAGCACGAGGUGAAGGUGAUGGAGGACCUAAUUGACAACUAUGCUUGUGUAUUCGGUGUAAGUGUUCCUUGAAGUAGAUCAAAGGCAUUAAGACAUUGCAGUUUUUACGUGCAUAGAUAAGAAAUUAAUGUAAGUGAAAAUUAAAAGAAAAAGAAGCAGAAAAGUAAAUUUACAUUAUGCAUACAGCCCUCUUCUAAUUAAAGCUACUUGAACACCAAUGUGAUCUCUGUCAACAAAGUACUGCAGGAGUUCGGUUGUACUGUGUUGUACUUAAGCUCGUGACUUGCAAUCUCAAUGUUUUCCAGGGCUAGACAGAACUAGUGAAAUAUUUUCUGGAAUCACAGAAUUUUGUGUGUGGAAAAAAGGCCAUUUGCUUGUACUUGCCACUAGAAAAAAAAUGUCCAGCCCUUCUGUGCAUGCAUGCAAAUACACCAUUCUGUAUUUGAACAAUUUAUGUGGAGACAUCAAAUGUAAAUCUUUGUAUCAUUUUUCUUAAUUAAAAAGUGUGCAAACUCUCUUUAAAUAACAAUAUAUGCUAAGUCAAUGAGGCAUUUUUUAGUUAUCACACUGGUCGACAUAUCACUACCAUAAAUUGAACAAAACGUUAAUUUUUUUUCUAUUUUCAGAUUGACGAGGAGCAGGUGACACAGAUGGACUUAGAAAACAGUUUGAUUACCACCUGGAAAGAUGUUCAGGUAAGAAUCAUGUGCACAGAAUUAAGGCUGCUAUAUACUCACAGCUCUUUUUUUGUUAACGUUGAAAAUAUAUAAAGAGGAAAAAAAUGUGUACUAUAUAAUGAAGUGUACAAUGCAAAUUUCACCGCAAGAUUAUUUCACUACAGUAGAUAUUACAUUACCUAAAACAUGUAUGUUUCAACCUUUGUUUUUCACCUGACAGUUGUCACAAGCUGGUGACCUUAUUAUUGAAGUUUACUUGGAAAAGAAACUGCCAGACUGCUGUGUCACCCUAAAGGUCAGUAAUUUUCAAGCCAUGUUUAAUAGUGUCAGUUCUGCAUUUACACAACAGAUUUAGUAUAGAUCUGUGGUAGAACCACAGGCGUCUGUGCUGUAUGUGUGGCAUUGCGUUUAUCUCAUUUAAAUAUAUUUCCACAAUUGGUAUGUUGCAACGCAAAAAUAUGAUGGUAUGCAUUUCUUUUUUUUAAAUUGACUUUACUAUUGAUACUGUAUUAGUAUAGUAAAUAUGGUUGUUGAAUUAUAUAUUUCUGCCUUAUAUACAGAUUGUAGGCCAAAGUAGCUUGCUGGAAGUGUAGCUGACGUCGAGAAGUUUUCCAGUUCUGUCUUUUUAGCCUUAAAUUUUAAAUUCACUUUAAAUUCUCACUUUAGUAAAUAGCCCUAUGAGUGUUACUGCACUCCCAUGAGAUGAUCCCAAACUUAAAUUUUUUUAGGAUGAAGUUCAAGCUCCAUUUGCAUAUUAGCCGUUUACAAAAGGCUAUAAAGAAAAACACACACGUAUAUUUUUCAUAGCUCUCCCCUUUCCUACUAUUUGCCAAGUAAAACAAAUUAAGUUUAAACAGAAAUUCUGCAUAUUUGUAACAAUGUUAAAGGAAGAUCAAAUAUCCAUGUAAAAAGUAUGGCUUUGAGUGUAUAUUUAUUGCCAAAGGAAGUCUGUGUUUAUUAAAAGACUGGACUGUCAUUAGAUCAUUUAUUUAAUCUGUAAAUGUUCUGGCUAGUAACGAUAAUAUAUGAGCUAGAUGUAUUCUGACUAAAAGAUAGCUAUGCUAUAAAAUGUUCUGCUUUUUGGUUUUGUUUGGGCUGACACAUCAAGUAUCAGUGGUAUGUUUACUGUACAUACUGGUAACUUUGUACAGACUGAAUGGAUGUGCUGUGAUCUCGAGAAUCUAAAUAUCAUAUUUAGAUUGCUGUCAUAUUUAGAUUGGUAUUGAUUCGACAUCUUCAAACGCUGCAUUUUAGGUGUCUCCAGUAAUGACAGCAGAGGAGUUAACCAAUCAGGUCCUAGAUAUGCGGAAUGUUUCAGGAAGCACAGACAUCUGGCUGACCUUUGAAGUGUUUGAAAAUGGUGAACUAGGUAAGAUUCAGUCAAGUCUACGAAACAUCAGAUGAGCAAAUGACUAACAUCACAAAUCUUGAAGCACCUUACAUAACAAUUUGCCCCACAGGCAUACUCUCCCAGACAUGCCUAUGCACACACCCAGAUAAACACUGCUACACAUAUGCAAAGACUCAUACUAUCAGGCUCAUACACAAAAAAACAUUCAUAGAUUGAAACUAACCACUACACACUAGCAGGCACACGUGCAGGUACAGUUUGUUAAAACCAGCUGCAGGCUCUCCUUCUACUCCUAUGUGCUAAUGACAUAACAUCCCCAAAGCAUUGCAACAGUAGUGCAAGGGGAACUAGCAAAUUGAUAUAGUGCAUUGCUCAUUGUGUCGCUAAUUUUCAGUGCAACACAGUUAGGAUACUGAACAGCACUACAUUAUCCAGAUGGGCUUCUUUGCUUAAGCAUCAUUGCCUGUAUUGCUCUGGAUGGGGGCCCUGGAUAGGCACCUGAGUGAAUACAUUUUUAUUGAAGUUUUACUGCAUUCAUAACUAAGAUAAAGAUAACACUGAUGCAUACAUAGAGUCUCAAAACAUGUACAAUUUUACAAAUUACAAAAAUACACUGAUAUCAGUUGCACCUCCUAAGAUAAAACCAAAAGUACAUAGAAAUACGAUUGAUGCAGUGUUGUUCAAACAAUGACUUACUUUAUAUUCUUUGAAAUGUUUUGUUUCUAAUAGAUAUGAUGGCUAAUUUGUACUAAAAUAUCAAUAGCAAGAAACCAAUCUAUCAAAAUUACAGUUAUUCUUCCAGUCUGUCUAGUAGGGAAUUAUAUAUAUAUAUAUAUAUAUAUAUAUAUAUAUAUAAUCUAUUUAGAAGAAGUACCGCCAAAUAAAAAGCAUGUAUGCAUUUAAUAAUGCCGUUUUCAUUGGGGUAUAUAUAAAAACAAUUUGCAAAAGCUGUGGAUCUCUUAUCUGCUGCUUUUUUGUAAGCCCUCCACUUCUUCCACAGCCCAGGCUUUCUGUGGCUGUCCAAUCACAGAUUUCCCAAUGCAGAUUAAUGAGCAGUCUGUCACGGGUGGCAGUACGGAAACCGGGACCCCUGAGUGCCAGAUGAUGAUGGGAGUCUCAGCGUGGUAAUGGACCAUCAGGGCCUGGUGCAGGGUAACCACACGCCCCCUGGUGUUGAGCACCAGUGUUUGUGCGGCCACAUACCAGGGCCCAAGAGCUAGGUGCUAUUUGAUAUGCAGACCUCCCAGGAACUGGAUAGGGAGGCUCUGCAGCAAACAUGUAUCCAGUACAGAAACAAGGCAAGACUUGGACAGGCACCUAACAAGAAAACAAGACAAGACUAGAAGAACCCGGAGCAGGACAGAAAGCAGAACCCAGAACACGUACACAAGACAUGAGGGAAACAUGAACAGGGCAGGACAGGACUGUACAUGAACUGGGAAUAGAAGACAAAAUAAAACAAGACCAGAGAUGCAAGGCAAAACAAGAGGAGACAUAACUAAGUACUAUAUAUGUAAAACAUUGGAGAUUUAGACAUGCAUAAAUGGCCAAGAUGUAUGCAGCCCACCACUGUGGCAAAGUACUCCAAUUACAGUGUGUUCCUAUCUACCUAGAUAUGCAUGACUAAAUAAACAAUAAUAAAACACGCACAGCACUUACCUGCAAGAAAGGGGCAGAGGACUUGCAGCAACCGCCUGCAGGAACCAACUGAAACAAAAGGAUAAAUGGAAAAGGAAAGGGUGUGGCAACAUAAAACAAACAUUUAAAGGGACACUAUAGUCACCUGAACAACUACAGCUUUAUGUAGUUGUUCAGGUGAGAUCUAUAGCUCCCUGCAGGCAAUCAGAGAAAAUACAGUGUUUACAUUGAUUGAUAGGAAUACCUCCAGUGGCCGUCACUCAGAUGGCCACCAGAGGGACUUCCUAUCAUGCAGGGCCCUAAAAAGGCCCUAUACACGUAAGACGUAUUAAAAUACGUCUGACGUGUGCAGAAGAGAGAAGGCACUGUGUGCGCGACUUCUCUCUUCUGCCUGUCAGCGGGAGGAAGGAGGGGGGCAAAGACCGCGAGCUGAGCUGUCAGUCAGAUCAGCUUGCGGCCGCGCACAUUCGUGGUAGUGCGCUCAGGACUUCAGAGUAUGUGCGGCGAAGCCGCGCAUGUGCACAAGGGAGCAAUGACGCUUCCAAAUGGAAGCAUCUGAUUGCUCCCUGCUCGUGCCCGCCUGUUUCGUCAUUUUGACGAAAUAGGGGGCGCGGCUUCACGAGGCUCCCGGCGCUGGAACCAGGUGAGUAAAAACUGCUGCCUGGGGAGUCCCUUUAAUAAAAAUCCAAGAGACUGGGAAUUCCAGUAACGGAAUACAGGAAUGAACCCUGAAAACCCAGCAUAAAGAAAACCAGACAUGGAAUAGAAAACCAGAAAAACUAAACAAGAAUUGUAAAAAGAGUACUGGAUACCAGAAUCCAAGGCCAGACAUCUCCGCAGAACAGUGCAGGAUGUGACACAGUCUUUGUGAAGCAGGUUGUUUGGGCAAUUGACUGGCUAUUGGGUUUAGCUCCACUUAGCUAAACAACAGGAGCGCAACAUGAUUGGUUGUCUGAUUACCAAGCGGGUUUAGCAAGGUUAACUUAUAAAUGUGCUUUCUACUAAAAUCUCCACUUUUAUAAAAUGAAAAAAAAGAGGACACACUCUUCACACAUAAACACUUAAAGUGCUUUGGGUGUUUGUCGUGUUCCUUUAGGUAACUUGUGCAGCAUUGCAUGGGUCGUUAUUUGUUGCAAUAAAAAAUUGUCUCUGGGUAUGGUAAGUGAAAAGUUCAGGUUGGAAAAAAGUAAAUUGUGGCUAUCAUGAUUAAUUCUGCAAUUUCCUUCCCCACUCCAUUGAUAGAUGCAGAUGGGAAAGAUUUUGAGGCAUUUUUGUAAUCUCCUAAUUCCUGCAUAUAGAUCCCUCAAACAUGCUUAGUCUACUCUAACACAAUUUCCCAUAUUACCUAUUGGAUUUGCAUUGACAAAUCCUGGGUACCCUGACAGACAGGUCUGUGUAUUGUCUUCUAUGGCUGUCAUUCAUUAUUAGCAUAUUUAAAGUGGCUGUUUUUGUCCUAAAUAUGGGUAUGUACAAGUGUAUGAUGUUGCAAAGAGCAUGAAUUCUCAUUGGAUGUGGUGUGGAGUACUGCUAAAAAUAAAACUGGCACCAAUGAAGGAAAUUCCACCACUGUCCAUUUGAUGAAACACAAUGAUACCUUUUUAUUACAAGCUUCUGUGAAAUCUCCAACAUACAGUGGUUAAAUAUGCUCCUAGCAACCGACAGUGACUUUUUGCAACAUAUAAUUGAAAUAUGAAUCUUCUAUCAGGUGUCCCAUGAGGCAGAGGCUUUAAACCUUCUAAUUAACCAUAGGGCGCUGUACUGGAAAAUUCCCUGAUACAUACAGAAUUUAAUGCUAAGAAAGGUACUCUCUUUAAAACAUUUUUUUGUUGUUGAAGUGUGUAAUGUACAAAGUUAAAUUGCUAAAGCCCACCAAGUCACAUUCUGGAGGUAGAAUCUUGUGCACCACCAUCUUUUAACUUCACUGGCAACCACUGCAGAUGAGUAAACAGAUGCCAUACAGGACUUUUGAAGGAAUGCCUGAAUGAUCAUGCAUUUUUAUGACACUUUCUGGAAAAUAUUGGCAUUUGGAAACAGAAAUGCUGUGUAUGUAGGUGUUUUUUAUACAUACCUUGACUGCACUUAUCGCUCCAGUAAAUGCUUCAGUUAUAUAUAAUGGAGUGAGAAAAUAAGAACAGUGACCACAAGCAAGUUCCUCUUCAAAUAUUGUCUUAUUAUAUUAAUUUAGAUAUAUGUCUACAACUAUUAUGCAUGAUUAUUAAUUGAAUGUAAAAUGUAUUUGUUUCUUAACAACUUCACACACUCUAAACCAUAUUUGUAUGCCAGUUUAAUUUAUAUGAUUAUCUUUGUUCUACAGAACGACCUUUACAUCCAAAGGAAAAAGUUCUAGAACAGGCUCUGCAGUGGUGCAAGUUAGCAGAGCCUAGUUCCGCUUUCUUACUUGUGAAGAAGAUUCCCAUUGGUGAAGGAAGCUGUCUUUUUACAGGUGAGUGUUUUUGUGAUCAACAUAGAAUAAUAAUUUUGGAUCUAAAAUGAAAUCUUCACAUGGUGAUUGACUUACUGUGACAUCUCUUGCUCCCAUACUAGGUGCAAAAAGAGAAACUCCUAAAUGUGGAUUGUUAAAGUGCAGGGAAGUGUCCCCAAAGCUGCUGGGAUGCAAGUUUCAAGACAGAUACUUUGUCAUCAGGGAUCGAAAGCUACUUGUGCUUAAAGAGAAAAAGGUAUGGUAAAAGGCCUUGUCUAAGUAAACAUCUCCAUUAAAAAAGGGAUGUAUAGAUAGAGUUAUUACUUGGCUUGGGAGUGUCUAACCCUUACACUGUAAGUGCAAGUGCAGUGCUAAAAAGUGAUAUCUAGAAACGGUUACGCUUACCCCUGAAAACAGGCUUUGAGAAGUCAGUUCUCAUAUAAAUACAAAAGAGAAAAAAGACACAAUAGUGCAAUAAUGCUAAAAUAAUUGAGAAUGUGCCUAAACCUGGAUAUAGUAUAUGCUCAAAAUAUAUAGAACCUUUUAUACUAUAUGGCUCUGAACGUAAGCGUUUCUGUGCCUUUUUGGCAGCAACAGUACCUCUUCUGAUAACCACUUAGUAUCUUCACUGGAAGAUACUGAUUGGCUAUCAGAAGAGGUACUGUUGCUGCUAAAAGGGCAGAGAAGUGCUUACAUUCAGAGCCAUAUCAUAUAAAAGGCUCUAUAUAUUAUGAGCAUUUUUGCACAUUCUCUGUUAUUUCAGAAUUAUUGCACUAUUGUGUCUUUUUUUAUCUCUUGCAUUUAUAUGAUAAUUGACUUCCCCCUGCCUGUUUUCAGGGGUAAGCAUUACCAUUUAUAGACUGUACUUUAGCACUGUACUUGCAUUAAAGGUGGGGGUAGGGAGGGGGGUAUAUAACCUAAAUAUUGAAGUAGUUGUUUGUUUUUUUUAACAUUUGUUUUGUGUGAUCUUAGAAGUGUCCAAAGAGUGCUAUUGCUUCUAUAUUUGUAUAUGAGAAUAUGUUAAUUUAUUUCUACAAGAAGCACCAUUAUAUUCACACAUACUUUUAAACUGUUUUCUUGGAAAUAUAGUUAAUAUUCCAUACCUCAAAUUCACACUUUCAGGGUUAUUUGCUAAAGGGAGAAUUCAAAGUGAAUUUCAAAUUUAAGGUCAGAGUAGCUGAACUAAAAGCAUAGCUGAUUUGGAGAUGCUUUUUCCAGUUCAUUUGUGGUGACCUUAAAUUUUAAAUUCACUUUGAAUUUAUCACAUUUGGUUUGUAAUUUAUGAGAAAUAGCGUGGCCUAAAAUAUAUGCAGUAAAAAUAUCUGCUUUAUUUAUGUUGUGGUACAGAGUGCUGUUUGUAUAUUGUUUGUAUAUUGAGACAUGUGCUGGCUUCUGAACAUCUGAAAGACUCUUAGGAUAAUGUUAAUCAAAUCUUACAUUUAUGAUUAUGUAGAUUGUAGGUCAAAUUUACUAUGGGAUUUUGGUUUGGUUUUGCAGAGUGCCAAGCCAGAGCGUGAGUGGCCACUUGAAAAUGCCAAGACUUACAUGGGAAUUCGAAAAAAGUUGAAACCUCCAUCUCAGUAAGUUCAGCGAGAGAGAAUUGAACUGAAUGGACCUAAUUUUUCUGAUGAAUCUAUUUUACUACAUUUUGGAGUGUUUGUUGAGUCUAUGUAUUAUGUUUCGAAUUAGUAUUGUUAAAGGAACACUAUAGUGUUAGGAAUACAAUCCAGUAUUCUUAAAGCUAUAGUGCCCCUGUUCCUAUUCUUUUUCAGGUCCCCAAUCCCCAAUACAAUUUUAAUAAAAUAAAAAUUUGCUUACCUUAUCCAGUGCUGAAGCUCUUUCGGUGCUGAUUAUCUCUCCCCCUUCCACGUUGCCUACUUGGCCGAUGUCAAUCCAUUGCUCUUCAUAAAGGAGCAUUGGGGACCUAAUGUGGAGACACUGCACCCAGAUCUCUACAUUGAGAUGAAGUGGUCUGGGUGAAUAUAGGAUUCCUUUAAUAUUAACACUUAAUUAAAUGUAUGUUUUGUAGAUAUUGAAACUUAAAAGAACACUCUGGGCACCAUAACAAUUGCAUCGUUAUUAAGUUGUUAUGGUGCAAGGAGGUCCCUGGAGGUCCUCAAAGAGUUAAACUGUUAACAAACACACACUAUCUAUGCCCAUCUUCUUUGGCAGUAGUCUGAAACUUGAUUUAGAAUACCUUGGACAGGGGCACCACUGAAAGGCACUUCCUGAUUCAAACUUCAGUCUAUGGCUGAAAGAGAUAGGCAGAACAAUAAGGUCCCGGAUUAAACACAAACUAUUUAAUCCCUUACGUAAAUUGGCACCCGAAGGCUUCCUCCCACCAUAACAACCUAAUUCUGAUUGAGUGUCCAUUUAAGCUUUGAUAUGGAUUGUAUUUGUGGUGCAAGUCAUCAAAAAUAUGAGCUAAAGCACUGCUGGAAGCAUAAAAAAAUGUAAUGUGCAAAAUCCUAAAUAAUAAAUAAUUAUGUUGCUUCCAUUUAGGACAAGUACGAGUAUGUAUGUGCUGAAACACUGUACAUUAUGAAAUAUUUUUAAUUGUAUGCUGGGGCUAAUUGCACCUCCAUAUCACAAGACUUGGACUUGGCAGACCAGAAUUCUGUUUCCAGCUGCCUAAUGUUAAUUCUGUGCAUAUUUUGUUUGUCAUCAGAUAUAUCUCCCCUCCCUUGAACUUAUUGCCAUCCCACCACCCACUUAGCCCUAAUUACCAUACAUUCAUACUCCAAACUACUCAUGUGUAUCCAUCCAAUCAUGUACUCCAAACUAAUCACAUUCAUCCAUCCAAUCAAAUACACAAAGCUUUAUAUAUAUAUAUAUAUAUAUAUAUAUAUAUAUGGGGCACAUUAAGGAAAGGGGCAGCAGAGAGGGUAACGCCAGGUCUGCUUCUUCUGAGAACAGAGUCCAAUUAUCUAUUCGGUAACCAGUGUAUUAUUUUUGCAUUGUAAAACAUAUUUAAUGUGGGUUUAUAAUUGUAAGACUAUAAAAAUUUUAACUUGUUUUUCUAUUUUUUCCUCAGAUGGGGUUUCACUCUAUACCUGGAUAAACAUCAACUGUAAGUACUUUAUAAAGCAACUGAAACUGGCAUUGUAUCUCUGCAGACACUAGAGGGCAGCAGUCUGUAUGCCUAUGUAAAAGUGACUAUAACUGAAUCUACAAAAAUACUAAUAGCAGCCUCUUUAAAUAUACUUUUUGAUGCUGAAUGUUAAAUGUGGGCAUGGCAGAAAGAAUGUUUUCUCUGAAAAUAAUUUUAGCCAAUGGGUCAUUCGGUUUAGCUGAAAUUCGGAUGUUAGUUUCAAUUAAAGAUUUCCAUUUAGACAAAUGGUAUGCUUCAAACAUUGCCAAAUUCUUUCACUGUUUUUUUAAGAGAUACUAAAGAUAGAUACAUGUCCCAAAUCUGAUAUACUUAUGUGGCAUUUCUCUGUUUAUUUAUGUAUUUAGUUCCAGUACAAAACCUAAUUAGGGAGUUAAGUAGUUUCUUAAUUCUUUAUGCUGUUUAGGCAAUAGCGCCCUAAUUUAGAGGUUUUUUUUAUUAGAUAGCUCACUUAUUUGAUAUUCUUAAGUAUUGUAAGUUCAUAUAAGGAUAAGAAUACUAAAUUAGAUAGCUAUCUGCAAAACAUCAAAAAUAUCUAAAUUUGAAAUCCCUUAUGUUAUUCAGUGUCCUUAAAUAUGAAAAAUCAUACAUAAGGAUAUCAAAUUAGUGCCCUUUUAUGAAGAGAUUCUAUAGUGUAAGGAAUACAAAUUUGUGGUUCCAUGAAUAAUAAAAAAAAAAAAAAAGAAUAAUAAUUAAAGCAAAAUACACCAACAAUACAGAAAUGCAUAAACUUUAUGGUACAGCAGCAGGACCGGUGUAUUUUAUUUCACUGGUGCUUGGUCAGGUCACCGUACUCAUCUUCCUCUGUUUCUGAUUGUAGUCCUUUUCCAUCAGUCAUCAUAUUCCUCUUCUGGUGUUUGAAUGGAUCAGUAAGUGUGUUACGUUGUGGAAUUUAGAUUGUAUGUUUAUCUGGGUACAGUCAGUACAUACGGUCUGAUUUCCACAACAUCACACACUCGUUGACAGUCUAGAUGUGUAUGUGUAAUAUGGUGGUUAGGCUGGAAUGGAUGGCUGUGUUUUGGUCAUACUGAUAAUAGGUGUGAUAUGGAUUGGUAACUUACAUGUUUGUGAGAGCAAGAAAGAAUGUUACUGUUGGUGUAUGUUUGUCUGAAAAUCACAUUUAAAUACACUGGAAAAAACAAACAUGAUUUAACCACCACCAAAGAUAAAAGUGAGCAGUUGAUUGCCCGCUCACCUGUUUCAACCAAAGAGCAAAGCUUUUGCACACCUUCAGUCUUUAUCUGCCAGCAGUGCUUUUAGUGAAUUAUUGGCUUUGAUGGCAAAGGUAGCAGGAGUUUACGACGCAGCCAGAAGCGAGGAAACAUACACUUAAUAUUGUCUUAAUUGACAAUGAUUCCUGUUUCUGUUAUCCUCCAGUACACACCAUCAUAGAUGAUUUUUGACACAUAUCAGCUAGAAGACUAAGAGAAAUCUGAAUCUAAAUUAGUGUCAAAAUGUAGAACCCCAACUUGGGCAGUCUGCUCCAUCAGAUGAGAUGACGUGUGAGCGCUGAGGAUUCAGUGUAUUCCCUUGUACUGAAAACACAUGCUCACUUUAGGCCGUGAUUGGAGGAUAUGAUAAGGGUGCAACCCUUAGAAGGCUCUACAAGUUUCACAUGGAACCUGCUGGUGCUGGGCCAAGCUGCACUACUGCUUGCUGCUGGAACUUAUGGUAUUACGUUACCUGAUUCUUGCACAAGUGCACCACAAAAAAAUCAGAUACAAAAUAAUUUUCCUCCUUGGUGGUAGAGAGUGAGACAUGCCAGAAGUUUCAAAACUAUAUUGAGGCACAGACUUAGCAGGGGUACUACUAGCACUAAUAACACUACUAUUAGGGGUAAUGGAUGGAAUCCGACCUUCCCUUACUUUAUAAAUUGGAAUCCCAGGAUCUGUCUUAAAGUUAAUGUAUUUAAUUAAAAAAAAAAAAAAACAGAAAAAAGGCAAGACUACACAGAUAAAGUUAUAGUAUAUUUUGGCUUGUUGUUGUUGUGUAUAUCGUGUUGAUUUUUAAUUUGGUGUUUGUAGCUUAGUAGUUUGAGUUAAACUGUAAUAGUUUGAGUUGUAAUUUGGAACUAUGCCCUCAAUACUGUUCAAUAAUAAAAAAUUUACAAGUGAUUUAUCUACAAAAUUUCUAGUAGCAUUUAAUGAUGACUUUUCUAGAUAAAUCACUUGGAGACUUUAUAUUGAAUAUUGAAUAUUGACUGAUUCGGAAAGCUUAACAAAUCAAGGCCUAUGGUUUAAUAUUGUUGGGUUAGUUUUCCAAAUGAUUUAAUAUUUUUGGAUGAACUUUUUAAAUGAUUUAAUAGUAUCAAAAUAUUUUCCAGUAUUUUGAUAUUUUUUUAUAUAUUGAUUUUUUUCAUAUAUAGGUUAUAUGUUUUGUUAUUUUAACAUGUUGAAAAUAAAAUCAUUUGGAAUAUAUAUAUAUAUAUAUAUAUAUAUAUAUAUAUAUAUAUAUAUAUAUAUAUAUAUAUAUAUAUAUAUAUAUAAAUCAAUAUAUCAAAAUAUUGCAAAAUUAUUUUUCAUAAUAAUAAAUAAUUUGAAAAAUGUAUCCAAAAUAUUAAAUCAUUUGGAAAGCUUAUCCAGCAAUAUUAAAUCAAGGCAUAUGUCUGCUAGACUUACUCUCUUUCAAACAGCCCAGAAAUAUACUUUUUUUUACACUAAAACUGAAAGAAACUAAGGUUGAUAUUAAAUUGAAGCAUAUAUCCUACAUUUUAUCUACUAAUACAGUAGUGGUGAUUUCAUUUGUGACAAACUAAAUACCUUGUUUAUUGUCACAGAUGAAUUAUUUGUUCCUUUUGCAUCUACAGGUGCUUGUGUUGCACAGGGCAGCCUGAAAUGUGGGACUGGAUCACAAGCAUUUUGAAGGCUCAGGUAAUUUUAAAUGUAAAUAACAUAGCUAUUUGUGAAUACACAAUCUUCGGUAUCUUAUCCACCCAUCAAUGAAUAACCAUACAAUUAAAUAAUAUUACACUGGUUAUGAUUUUAGGUAACUCUAUAAAACCUCCCUGGUGGCAUGUAUAUUUCUCGUUUCCACCAGUUUUGUAGAGAUUUCGAAGGUCCAUGUCUAUACUCCAUGUAAGAUCACAUGAAAAGGAAGUGCAUAGAUCUAUAUAAUAAUCUAUAUAUAUGCUGAUGUUAUAAUACAUAUGGAUUCUUAUUGUUACGAUAUACCUUUCUUACUGUUUUAUUCUACAGCAUGAUGAUCUCCGCCCUGUGAUUCUAAGAAGACAUUCUUCUUCAGAUGUCACCAAGCAGAAAUUUGGCACUAUGCCACUUGUUCCAAUACGAGGGGAUGACACAAACACCACCAUGGUCUCUGCUAACCAGACAUUGGUGAGUGUUAUUGUGAUGCUUUGUCAGAAUGAAAAUUAGUUAAGAGGCAACUGUCAGUGGUAGGAACAAAGAUGUACAAUGUAUGAUAAAUAUGAUGUCACUAGUCAUGAGCAAAAAAUACAUUUUUGUAAACAAAUAUAAAUUUACCCAAUGGUUUCCACCUUCCCCCAUCACCACCCCCCCAAAAAAAAUGUUAUUUUUAAUUUGCAGUAAUUUACAUUGAUAGAUUAGCAUAUUUGACUAAGACCGUGGUAAAAAAAACAACAAAAAACAUCCAUAUAAGAUAUGACUAGUUUGCUGAGGAAAUUUGCAAAAAAUAACAUAGUGGAUUUUAUAAAGAAAGAAAAGGCAAAUGUAUUAGUAAAACAUUGUGUUGAAUUUAGUAUUUCAGCUUGUAUCACUAAGCUGUCUCAAAUGAACUAUAAAUUACAGCCAUGAAGGUGCUAUGAUAGCAUGCAUUUUAAUCACGGUAUGUUAUGCAUGGAUAAUGUUAAGUGGAUAGUGUUAAAUUCAGCAUGUUAUGCACCAGGAAGAAAUCUAAAUUUAUUUAUAUUUUUACAUAUUUUUUUCUUUUAAUUUAAAAAGUGGUGUGUUUCUGAAUUUAUUAUGUACAGUGACAUUUAAAUCUAUCCAAAAAAUUGUGUUUAUAUAUAAGCACGUUUGUUUUGGUAUUGUUCAGCAAAAGAUUGCAGCCAGUUUGGGAAAAUGAACGGUUUUGUCAUUAUUUUGAUUGCAUUUAUUAACAUAAGAGUGAUCUAAAAAGUGAUUUAUUUCACAGUAAAUUCCACAACCUUUUCGCAUGAAUUUUCACUUCAGAAGGCUUCUUUAUUUAGCAUGGUGGAAAAAAACAGAAGUGCAACAGAACACUUUUCUGUCCACAAUGUUGUAAGAAAGACUGAUAAAUUCAUAGUUUUGCUGAAAAUGGCAUAUAUUUAAAAGUGACAAUUAGGGCAUCAAAGAUAGUGAAACACAUUACAGAUUUACACAACAAAUGUUCUGAAAAUUUGUUAUUAAAGUGUUGUCUCUCCCAAGUAAAGUCUCUCCCAAGUAUAUUCCUGGAUUGUCCCUACAUAUCCACACAGGUCUAGUUCUCAAUUGUUUACUAUGGUAUUGCAAAUGGAAUGUGUCCAGUUUUUUUUAGAAACCACUUAGUCACAAACACUGUUUAAAUUAGUUUUUUGCACUUUUCACACACAAAAAAAUAUUACACUAACUUUGGCCAGUUGUAGCGGAGAUUCAAUAUGCCCCAGAUUAUCUCCAUUUAUAAUCCAAGUGAGGCUCAGGAACAAGUAAAUAGUAAAUCCAUAGGCAAGGUUUCCAGCAGGUAAAAGAACAGCAAUAUCCCAACAGCAAUCCCAAUAACUGGACGACACACAGGUUCAGGAGCAGAACUAAAAGCUUUAAUCCACAGUCUCCUUUUAAAGCAUGCUCCCAUGCAAGGGAGGGAUUUACAAUCAUUAAUACAGUAGCCAAUCCUGUCCUGGUAACCUCCCACACAUCUCCUCCCCUCAGCCAGCAUCAUAAUCCCCUUAUCCAGUACAGUAAUUCCCCCCGUUUCUGGAUGUACCCCUAAACGUAGGGGUACCUCUUUAAAUCCUACAUCCCCGGAUAGCCCUGAUCUGGGUGAACAACAUAUCCAAAAAUCACCCAGAUCAGACCAGGGGUUCGGGAAAUGUAUGGAGGGAAUAAAAUGACCGACCGCACUAACUGAGACAGCCGAAUGAGGUUCCAUGCGAAUGGGCCCUGCAGUCGGUCCUGGCAUAAGGGAACAAAAUACACGAAAGCCUCUAGCUAUAGAGGCUAGGGAGGGUUCGCCUGAAUCCCCUCGUUCGGUUCUUUCUAUCUACCGAACGAGGGGCCGUUCGGUAGUUUAGAACCGAACGGACCGGGCUUGUGGAGGUCUCAGCGGUGUUCGCCUACUCAAGUGUCCGAUUUUAGUUCCAGACACUCGACGGCAAAACACCGCUGUUCGGGAGUUUUAAAAUGGCCGCCGCCACGUGUUCGUUUGUCGAAUGGCGGCCACCCCCGAGAACAAAGGCCGGCUACUUACUAGUCAUUUACCCGUUCGCAACAAUGUUGCAACGGGUAAUUGAGGACACACUUCACACAUGGGAGGUCUGGUUGUUCGGUAGUUUCAUUCGAAUGAACUGAGGGAAUGAAACUACCGAACAAUCAGAGGAAUACAAUUCUUUUAAAAAAACAUAUAACACAGCAGAUCACACGAAUGCAGUUAUGUACAAUAUAUUUGCAGGACAGCCCGGUGCCAUCCGCUACACUGCUCCCCCUUGCCCACAAGCCGGCAUACACAGUCUGAUCCAACACGGAUCGGCUUGGGGAUGUCCGGGGAGGCUCACGGAUCAUUUCUCUAGGUCAGUUUGUCUUGACAACCCGUCAGCGUUUCCAUUCUGUUUACCCGGGCGGUACUGGAUAUUAAAGUCAAAGGGCUGCAGCGCCAGACUCCAGCGCAGCAGCCUGGCAUUGUCCCCAGCCACCCGGUUUAGCCAUACUAACGGGUUGUGAUCCGUGAGCAGGGAAAAAGCUUGCCCGUACAAAUACGGCUGUAAUUUCUUCAGGGCCCACACCACAGCCAGGCAUUCCUUCUCGAUGGCGGCGUAGCUUACUUCUCGAGGUAACAGCUUCCGGCUGAUGUAAGCCACAGGAUGUUCUCCGCCAUCGGCCCCGACUUGGCUCAGUACUCCUCCCAAUCCAAACAUAGAAGCGUCUGUGUGGACAAGAAAACAUUUAGUUGGAUUGUGAGCUGCCAUGACAGGGGCAUUGGUCAAUGCAUCUUUCAACAGCUGAAAUGCCUGCUCACACUCCGGGGUCCAGGUCACUUGGCGGGGAAGGUUUUUACGGGUUAAGUCAGUGAGAGGUUUGGCCAGGGCACUAUAAUUCGGGACAAAUUUCCGGUAGUACCCAGCCGUUCCUAGGAACGCUAAUACCUGAGUCUUAGUCCUAGGGGUAGGCCAUUGAGCUACAGCCUCUACUUUGGCUGGUUCUGGCUUCUGCUUGCCGCAUCCUACCCGAUGGCCGAGGUAUUGUACUUCAGCCAUUCCUAUGCUGCAUUUGGCUGGUUUCAGCGUUAAACCAGCGGCCCUAAUCCUGUCUAGGACCGCUCCUAUAUGGGUCAAGUGUUCCUGCCAGGUAUUGCUGAAAAUGGCAAUAUCAUCGAGGUAAGCGCAAGUAUAAUCUUGGAACCCAUCCAGGAGGCGGUCCACCAUCCGCUGAAAAGUAGCCGGGGCGUUUGUCAUCCCAAACGGCAUGACCUUAAAUUGGUACAAGCCGAAUGGGGUGACAAAGGCCGACUUAGGGAUGGCGUCUUGUGCCAAGGGGAUUUGCCAAUACCCUUACACAAGUCAAUAGUGGUGAGAUAGUGCCCCCUCGCCAUCCGGUCCAGUAGUUCGUCUAUCCUGGGCAUGGGAUAGGCGUCAGAUACCGUCUUCUCAUUCAAUCUCCGGUAGUCUACACAAAAACGGGUCGUGCCGUCCCGUUUUGGUACUAGCACUACCGGGGACGCCCAGGGGCUGUCAGAGGGCUCAAUCACCCCCAGCUGGAGCAUCUCAUCGAUCUCCUUGCGCAUGUUCGCCCGUACCGCUUCUGGGACGUACAUUAGAGAAGAUAUCCUGCUUCUCCCUCAACAGCUGUUGUACCUCGCUCCGCUCCUGUGGGCUCAACCGGUCCCCCAGGGUGACUUCCCCUAAGUCUCCAGAUAACUGACCCUCUCCCAGCAGAUCCGGGAGAGGCAGACUGUCAAACUCCUCUGAGUUAGGCGCGCAUAUGGCGGUCACUUCCUCAGAGCGCUCCUGGUAGGGCUUCAUCAUGUUCACAUGGAGCAUGCGUCGCCCCCCAGUACCAACGCACGAGCCUAUUAUAUAAGUGGUGUCACACCGUUGCUCUACCACCUUAUAAGGGCCCUGCCAGGCGGCCUGCAGCUUAUCGUGUCGGACAGGUUUUAAAAUCAACACUUUCUGCCCGACCUGAAAGCUACGGUCCCUGGCGCCCCGAUCAUACCAUGUGCGUUGGCGUGUCUGAGCCGCCUGCAAAUUCUCGCGUACCGUCUGGGUUAAGGCCUCCAGGCGGUCUUGGAAUGCCAACACAUAUGGUAUGAUGGGGGUACCGUCGGUGCUCCGUUCUCCCUCCCAAUGCUCUCUGAUUAAAUCUAAAGGCCCUCGUACCCUGCGGCCAAACAAUAAUUCAAAUGGGGAAAACCCAGUGGAUUCCUGCGGCACCUCCCUGUAAGCAAAGAGGAGGUGAGGCAGGAAUUUCUCCCAGUCCUUGUGGGUUUCUGCGAAGGUUCGGAGCAUUUGUUUCAAUGUACCGUUGAAACGUUCGCAGAGCCCAUUCGUCUGGGGGUGGUAAGGGGAACUAAUGACAGGCUUAAUGUCACAAAACUUCCAGAGGCGCUGCGUGACUUCGGCGGUGAAUUGGGUACCCUGAUCGGAGACAAUCUCCCUGGGAAUUCCCACCCGGGAGAAUAUCUGCAUCAGGGCUUCCGCUACUGUCUCAGCCUGUAUAUUCGUCAGGGCCACCGCCUCUGGAUAUCUAGUGGCAUAGUCUACUACUGUCAGGAUAAAUCUUUUACCUGAUGGGCUCGCUUUAUGAGGGGUCCUAUUAGGUCAACUGCUACCCUACUGAAGGGUUCCUCGAUUAUGGGAAGGGGAUGUAACUUGGCCUUGCGUCGGUCCCCCCUUUUCCCCACCCUUUGGCAUGUAUCGCACGUGUUGCAAUACCUGCGCACUUCCUGGCUAAUUCCAGGCCAAAAGAAACUUUGUGUUAACCUGUGCCGGGUCCUGCUGACCCCUAAAUGUCCAGAUAGCGGAAUGUCAUGUGCUAUCCGGAGUAACUCUGCCCAGUACCGCUGGGGUACCACUAACUGCCUCACCACGAUCGGGUCUGACCCGGCUACCCUCUUAUCCGUCUCCCUAUAUAGCAGCUGUUUGUCCCAGAUAAACCUUUCGCCCUCCCCCCCAGGAGUGUCUGCUGUCACCUUGUCCCUAUACACCUGCAAGGUGGGGUCAGUCACUAUCUCAGCUGCAAAUUCGUUAGGAGGGGCCCAGGGAACACAGUCAAGGGAAGGGGAAGGAUCUCUUACCUGAACCUCCGGGAGUGUGUUGUAGUCCUAGGUGCAGGCCUGUUGUUGAGUAACCACAGGGUGAGCUUCUCCUGUGGUGGGUGUCUGGGGCUCAAAAGCAGAUGUGAGCCUCCCCAGAUCGUUCCCCAAUAAAACCUCCGCCGGUAACUGCGGCAUCAACCCCACCUCCACAUGUCCUGCCCCCACUCCCCAAUGCAAGUGUACCCUCGCUGUAGGUAGCCGGUAUACUGCUCCCCCGGCUACCCUGACGGCCACAGUCUUGUUUAGUUUAGCCUGGUCUGAGACCAGGUGACUCUUUACCAGGGUGAUGGUAGCCCCUGAGUCGCGUAGCCCCUGAACUGCUUUACCCUCCAGAUAUACGAUCUGCCUGUGAUGCUGGCGGUUGUCAGCAUUGGCCUGGACUGGAUCCGCCUCGUGCAGUACUUCCCACUGUUCCACAGUUGUAAUGGGAACCGCUGAGCCAUAUGGUGUGGCCAUGAUAUCCUGGUAGUGGUGGGCUGCGGCUGCUCUCGGUGGUGGUGGUGGACCGGGCCGGAUCCAGGUGGAACGGUCCCGCAGCUGGGGGCAUUCCCUUUUAUAAUGUCCCCAUUUCUGGCAGUGGUGGCAGGGGCCAGACGUGGGCUGGCGGAAACGUGGCUGUGCAGCGGCCGGUGGUGGUGGUGGCAGGGGUCUCGAUGGAGCUGGGGUGUAGCUGGUCCCCCCAAAGGUUUUAAAAGGGACUUUUGGAGCUGCAGGUUUUUGCUGCGUGCGUGCAUCCAGGUACUCAUCUGCCUUCCUGGCUGCUUCGGUGAGGGAGGUAGGGUUUCUGUCUCUUACCCACUCCUGUACCUCGCUGGUUACUCCCUCAUAAAAUUGCUCCAUCAGCACCAUUUGUAAUACAUCCUCCAUGGACCGUGCCUUGCUCGCUUGCACCCACCCAAGGGCUGCCCUUUGUAACCUGCAUGCCCACUCUGCGUGUGAGUCUUUCUCCACCUUCUUCAAAUCUCUGAAUCUCCGCCGGUAUGCUUCUGGUGUUAUAGCAUACCUGGCCAAUAUAAUUUCUUUAACUUUACUGUAAUUUCUUAUCUCUUCAUUGGGUACAGUACGAUAUGCCUCAGCUGCCCUCCCAGUUAACCUUCCUGCCAAAAUAGGUACCCAGUCCUCUGCGCUGAUCCUAUGCAGUGCACACAGUCUUUCAAAAUCUUGCAGGAAAGCGUCUAUAUCUUCCUCUGCCUCCACAUAUGUUUUAAAAGCCUGGUAUGGUAUUUUAGGCUUACCUUCUUGUGGCAUAUUUACUGCAAAGCUGCGUUCUGGGGCUGCUGUUUGAUUUCUCAGUAUAAAUUCCUGGACUUUAUUUUUAAAAAAUAAUCUCUGCUGGAGGGUGUUCCCCAUAGAAAGACAGCCGAAAUUGUAGCUGCCUCUGGAACUCCCUCUGUUCCGGUGUUUCUCCCGAAUUCCCCUGUUCGGGAACCGAAUCGCCGUCCAUUCGGUACUCCGCCAUAAAUUCAGUAAUGAGUACCGCUUUCUUCUUAUUGCUGGCUUGUAUACCCCUUGCCUCCAGGAGGUCUUUUAGCGUGGAGCGUUUUAGUGUGGCAAAAUCAAUCUCCAUCCGUACUCCAUUUAUGCUUGUUCCUCUGUGAGUCUGGAUCCCACCGCUGCCAACCAAUGUAGCGGAGAUGCAAUAUUCCCCAGAUUAUCUCUGCUUAUAAUCCAAGUGAGGCUCAGGAACAAGUAAAUAGUAAAUCCAUAGGCAAGGUUUCCAGCAGGUAAAAGAACAGCAAUAUCCCAACAGCAAUCCCAAUAACUGGACGACACACAGUUUCAGGAGCAGAACUAAAAGCUUUAAUCCACAGUCUCCUUUUAAAGCAUGCUCCCAUGCAAGGGAGGGAUUUACAAUCAUUAAUACAGUAGCCAAUCCUGUCCUGGUAACCUCCCACACAUCUCCUCCCCUCAGCCAGCAUCAUAAUCCCCUUAUCCAGUACAGUAAUUCCCCCCGUUUCUGGAUGUACCCCUAAACGUAGGGGUACCUCUUUAAAUCCUACAUCCCCGGAUAGCCCUGAUCUGGGUGAACAACAUAUCCAAAAAUCACCCAGAUCAGACCAGGGGUUCGGGAAAUGUAUGGAGGGAAUAAAAUGACCGACCGCACUAACUGAGACAGCCGAAUGAGGUUCCAUGCGAAUGGGCCCUGCGGUCGGUCCUGGCAUAAGGUAACAAAAUACACGAAAGCCUCUAGCUAUAGAGACUAGGGAGGGUUCGCCUGAAUCCCCUCAUUCGGUUCUUUCUAUCUACCGAACGAGGGGCCGUUCGGUAGUUAGGAACCGAACGGACCGGGCUUGUAGAGGUCUCAGCGGUGUUCGCCUACUCAAGUGUCAGAUUUUAGUUCCAGACACUCGACGGCAAAACACCGCUGUUCGGGAGUUUUAAAAUGGCCGCCGCCACGUGUUCGUUUGUCGAAUGGCGGCCACCCCCGAGAACAAAGGACGGCUACUUACUAGUCAAUUACCCGUUCGCAACAAUGUUGCAACGGGUAAUUGAGGACACACUUCACACAGGGGAGGUCUGGUUGUUCGGUAGUUUCAUUCGAAUGAACUAAGGGAAUGAAACUACCGAACAAUCAGAGGAAUACAAUUCUUUUAAAAAAACAUAUAACACAGCAAAUCACACGAAUGCAGUUAUGUACAAUAUAUUUGCAGGACAGCCCGGUGCCAUCCGCUACACCAGUGUUUGUGUCCAAGUGGCUACUAAAAAAGACUGGACAUAUCCCAUUUGCAAUACCUUGGGUUGUCUACUAUUGCAAAUGGUAUGCCAUCAUGGGAGUAAUUCUCAUUCCUGGGCUAUCAUACGAUCUCAAAGGCAAUGUAACUAAUCUGGCGAAUUUCAAUGUGAAAAAACUGAAAAAUGUAACAUGCAAUAUUUGACCCUGUAACUUCCCAAAAAAACAUAAAACUGUGCAAAGGGGGUACAGUUUUACACGUGAGACAUCGCUGAAUACAAAUAUGUGUAUUUUAUUGCAGUAAAAGCAAACAGUAUUAUGACAUUCACAGUUAAAAUGUCAUGUAGAACUAAAAAAAAUAACAUUUCUUAUUUCCUCCCAUUUUUUUUUUUUAUAUUUUAUUCAUAUUAAAUUAUGUUUCAUAGCUUAAUAUUUGAUGUUAAAUGAAAGCCCCGUUUCCCCUGAAUAAAAUGAUAUAUAAUAAGUGUGGGUGCACUUAAUAUGAAAAAGGUGAAUUACGGUUGAGCAGACAUAUACUAAAAUUCCAGAUUUUGUUUACGUUUUGUUUUGAUCACCACAUGUACAUUUGGCUCAGUCCUUAAGGGGUUAAAAUUAAAUGUGAUAUGGGUAGUAACCACUCUGCUCUGCUUUUGCAUUCAGAAGUCCGUUUGCUACCCUCUUGCUUGUAUGUCAGAAACCCUUAGAAUGUUUGAAUUGAGGCAAGAGUUGUUUGCAUAUUUCUUAUCAUUUCUUAUUAUCUGAUCGACUAACAAACAUUUUGUGGUUAUCCAAAGUAGCAUAUCUGGCAAUCAUAUUCACAAAAUUGAAUUACGUAUAUUUAUCACGCCAAGGAAAAACAUUAACAUUUUUAAUGCAAGAAAUAAAAUAUUUUCACUUUCUCGUAAGUUGCAGUUUUGGACCUCAUCUGUUGAGCAAAAGAAUUUGAACGCUUUUCCAACACUUUAGGAUCUUCAAAAUCCAUUCAUAAAAGACAAACUAGCCAAUUUUUCUGAUGAAGAGUUUGAUAAUCUGAUCGAUAUAACUUCUGACAGUCACCCAACCCAAAAAUGUCAAGUAGUUUCUCUUAUUGCUUUUUGGGGUGAUUUAAACGAAGAAUACCCAGAAUUGUCCCAGCAGGUAAUUCACAGAUUUCACAAUUAACAUGACGUAAAGUCAUCAUAUUUUAAAUGACACGGAGGCGAGUAUUAUGCUGCACUAUUUCUUAAUUUCCAUCAGCAGCAAAGAAAAAUAACAUUAAAACAUUAUAAAAAACAAAACCAGUAAAUAACAUGAGAGGUAUAUCUUCCUAACAACAGGAACAGCCAAUCAGCAUACUUUCCAUAGCAUAAUAGGCGGUGUCCAGUAUGCUACUUCCUCUUUCAUGCGAUCCCAAACAAGGACAACAAAUCCAAGUGAAAAAAGGGGCUCCAAUAAGAGGGUAUGCAAGCCUUAACCUGAACCUCGAAGUCAAGCUGAAACAGAGAGGGGAAUAUGAUAAUAUAUAUGUAUAAAAUCACAUUACAUGGAAUUAUAUAUAUAUAUAUAUAUAUAUAUAUAUAUAUACAUAACAUGAAAUUCAGUUUAGUCUAACCUUAAGCUCUUGACAGUCUUCAACAGGGAUAAAACCCAGUUAUCAAAAAAGACUUACCGUGAAGUCAACUUACCCAAAGAAGACCAAACCUCCAGGGAUGAGAGGGAGGGAUAAUACUUGCCUUGUGUCACUAAUACAAUUAUGACUUAACAUCAUGUUAAUUGUAAAAUCUGUGAGUGUUAUUAAGACACAGAGGUUCCUAUUAUGCUAGUUUAAAGCUGUGAAAUUACAUUUAUGUUGAAAAGUCUAAAGUAGAAAGCACAGAAUGUAGACUCUGAAGACCAAUCAGCCUCUCUCGUAAUAUCAUCCAAGCAAAAACUAAUCGAGGAAGCCUUAGAAGCCGUUGCCCCACGAAUCAAAUGAGGAGAAAACCUAUAGAUAUCAAUGCCUGCUAGAGACAUAACCCAUUUGACCCACUGGGUAGAGGUAGACACCAGAAGACGUGGCUUUUGUAAGGAGAUGAAGUGUUUCUGUUUCAAAGGAUUCCGUUACGUAGUGGUACGAAGUUCAUACUGCCAUAAGCAUGCAACCUGUCAGGGAAAGCAGGGUUUAUAACUGUUUUAAAGGAGGUUUUUGUCCUCCGAGAAAUUUCAAAAAGGGCAUCUUCUGGAGUAAAGGAAUGAGCUACCACGUUGUGCUCGUAUGUCAGAAACACUCUCGCAAGAGAUUAAACACAAAAGCAUGACCAAUUUGGUCGAUGGCAGUUUAAGAGAUAGCAAAGCAUUAUCCGGCCAAGAUUAGGAGAAAAAAAAAUCAAGACAAUAGAGACGUUCCACAAGACGGAGUAUCGUGGUAAGGGUGGAUGAGGAAAGCAAAUUCCUCUGAGGAGUUGACAUAUGACAGGAUGUCAACUGACAAGCAUCCCAUUGAAACUUUGAUGACCAGCAGAAGCGGACGAUCAAUAAGUUUCACAGUGCUUUACCUUCAUCAUACAGAGAAGAGUCAGAAAAUGGAGGACAGACAUAAAAGGAGCCGAUAUGGGAUCCAUAAUUAAUUCCAUGCACCAACUAUGCCAUCUACUCAAAGCAGACUUAUAAGCCUGUCUUGUGUUGGGUGCCUAUGCGCUCUUGAUAAGUUGGAGAGUUGAUUUCAAAACUCUCUCGACCGACCAAGGUGCCCUGAAAUCAACCACCCCAUGAGAUGCAAGAGGCUUUGGAGAACAAGGGGAUGAGGCAGAUCAUCCGGAUCCUGAAGUAGGCAAUCGAGAGGUGGAAGAAGACGUGAAAGGUCAAAAGCCGCCUCCUGAAGAGGAGGGAUCCAUAGUUAGGAUGGUAAUGGAGAAGCUACAAUCAUCAGGGUGCCGGAUUGGUGAUGUAGAUGGGAAUGGCAACAGGGAAUCAGUGCAAAAGGUGGAAAAGUGUAAUUCCUUGAAGAAAACAAAUCUUGGGAGGAAGCAUUUGUAGCCAGUGCUGUCGGAUCUGGUCUCCAACUGAAAAAAAACAAAAAAUGGGAAGUUGAGCAUUUUAAUGCAAAGUAAAAAGGUCUAUUUCCAGUCCACCCCAUAGGUUCCAGAUGUCUUGGAAGACCAUGAAAGUGCCAGUCACUGGAAUCUUUGAGGUGGCAUGAAUACCAGUACACAGUAGUGUUGGAGAGACCUUGAAUAUAUUCUGCCAUGACUGAAAUGCCAUGCAUCAGGCAAAAUUGCCAGAAAUCUUGAGCCAUGUUCGACAGAAUUUUGUAUUUUGUGUUCCUCCCAGGUGAUUGAUGUAGCAGACAGCUGACACGUUGUCCACCUUCAUAAGGAUGGCACAUUGGCCUUGAGUUAGGGAGAAACUGUGGACUGCAAACGGGCCAGAAGUUCCAAACAAUUAAUGUGGAGUGUUGAUUCCAGAUCUCACCAUCUGCCCUAUGUGGAAAUAUUUCCACAUCAAGCGGUGUAACCAUGCAAACUUGCGUUGGAUUCAAUGAUCAAAUCUGGAGCUGUGCAGAAUAUGGCACAUUCAUUUUAAGCUUCCAUGUGAAGAAGCCACCAUUGGAGUUCGCCCUUCGCUUCUGAGUCCAGAGUUACCAUAUCCAUGUAUGAUGCACCGCCCUUGAGAUGAAGCUUGUAAUAAUUGUAGGGCUCUACUUAACAGAUCACUGUCUGGAUCCCACCACUUAAGGUGGCACGAUCUAAUUCUAGAUCAUCCUCUACUGCUUUAAAGAUCUUGGUUGCUGCGCCCAAGAUGUCCAGGAUUUUAUCCCGUCAGUCUCGCAAUGAAAACUCUAAGCCUUUAGUAGGCUUCCAUCCUGUUUUUCUCCGGAAUUGAAUGACUGAUUGCGUUUUACACGCGUCAUCAGGGACUUUGGGGUGUGGUCAUUCAAUUCGCAAUUUAUUUCACUUUGCCUUCUCAAAAGGCUUGCAUACGCUGGAUGCAAUAUACUUGGCUACAUGGUCUGAGGGAGACCACUGGGUGACAUAAGUCGUCAGGUUUCGAAUAAGGGUUCACCAUGAGGGUCCAAAAUCCUAUUGGUCUCCCCUGGGGCCGCAUGAUCUACCUCAAUCUUGGUAGGUUUAAUGGGAAGUGUAUCCCGCGUAAGAUUUUACUCCUUUUCAUCAGUAAUUUCAUAAUCAGGAUCAUAAAGAUUCUUUGACUUCUCCACAUAGGACUCCUCAAUAUCACUGAGUUCAGACUCCGAGUCCAGCUGGGCUUUUUCCCUUUUCCAAUGUCUAGCCAUUUUUGCCUGGCUAGUGGCUCUUUUUCGCAGUGGUAAAUUAGUUGCGCAGUCCGUGACAGGUAUGGUAUUGUUCAUCUCUAUUGUUUUGAAUGAGUGUUCAGCCUUAUAUGAGGACUUGAGGCGGAGCAGAUCUAUCUGAAAGUGAAUCAGACAUAACUCCCAUCACUGACACCAGGGCCUUCGUCAUUGCUUUUGACAUGGAAGUGUCAAUUAAAGCCUGCAUAUUAGCAGGAGCAGUAAAAUCAGCAGAAAAAUCUGCCUAAUCUCCAGAGAUACCUGAAUAGGCUUCUAAAGUAAUCUGCAUGUUUGCUGUAGACCCAGAAGGCAAAGAAAGAUCCUGUCAGACUGCAUCAUAAUAAGACAGACAAGCCUAAGGGAAUGAAUAAAGUAAAAUAAUACCUAAAGGAAGGGGGUUGAGUAACUCACAAGUAAAAAACAAAGGGAAUGAAAGUACAAUAGUGAAAAUAUAGCAAUUGUAGUAGUAAAAUGCAAGAGCUGUUCGGAUGCCACUGUGCCCAAAACCCAACUCAAAUUUCAGGCAGUUGGGGGCAGUGCGGCAGCCAGACAGAUGACUGAAGGGAAAAAACGUCACGAGAGCGCUGUGCAGGGAUAAAGAUCCUCAAAGAGGUCUCUGAGCCACAAUUGAUGGUAAUCUUGGGGCCAGGGAGGUCAUAGGGGAAGAAAUUAUAAAAGGAUAUACAAUAAAGUAUAUAACUGAAGCAAAUAAAGUAAAUACAUCAAAUUAAGUUAAAAUGAAGUAACUAAAUAUAUUUGUAUAAUUAUAAAUAAGAAAAUAUUACAAUUAAAAUGUAAUAACUAUAAUAUCUAUAUUUACCACAGUAAUGAUAAUACAAAGUGAAAGAUCCCACAGUUAAGAACUAUGGGAUCCAGUGUCACUUAACUGAGUUGGCAGCAAAGAAAGAGGAAGUAGUAUAGUGGACACUGCCUAUUAUGCUACGAAGAGGAUGCGGAUUGGCUGUUCCUGUUGCUGGGAGGAUAUACCUCUCACAUUAUUUACUGGUUUCUUUUUUAUACUGAUUUUAAUGUUUACUGAUGGAAGUAAAGAAAGAGUGUAGCAUAAUAGGAGCAUCCAUGUCUUAAUAAAAUCAAAGUUCUGUCGCCAUUUGCCAGCACAUACUUGUGUGAAGUGGAUUCUUGCUUUACUCUGCAAAAAAAACAAAGUAUCGAAAUCGACUUGAUGCAACUGCAGACAUGUGAAUACAAUUGUCAACAAUUAAUCAAGAUAUAAAAAGAAUUUGCCAACAAAAGAGAACAUUACACUCUGCUCAUUAAAAUUGUGAUUAUCAUUCUAUAGUCAAGGGUGCAGAUCAAUCAAGUAGAAUAAAGGAAAUAAACUUACCUUAAUCUAUCAGUUAUCAUCCCAUACUUUUACCAAAUUUGUCUCAGUACCUAGUUUGGUCUGAUGCAAGACUGUAAAAUAUAUUGGAUCUUGUUUUCAUUCAUAUGUGUUAAAGCUGGUUUGUGUGACGUUUUAUAUAUCAGUUUUAUAUAUCAGUAGCCAUCAAAGGAGGCUUGUAAUGAAUCAAAAGUUAGUUGUUUAGUGACUAUUUAUUCAGCAAGGGCUUGGGUAUGGUAUCUUUUAGUAGAGUAGUUGAUUGAGAAAUUGACAGUGACAUGAGGCAGGUAUAGGAUUGCAUGUACAGAGAGCCUGAGGAGAAAGACUCAAGACUUGGAUCAAGUUCACAUGAUGUAGGGAAAAUUUUUCAAAGAUAAUGGACAAGGGCAGACCUUAAAUUGCUGUUGAAUGAGUCUAGUGUGGAUUUUUGUUUCAUCAGACAGAUCUUCUAUUUUGGCUUCAUCUGUUAUGACACUUUUCCUUCUGAUCCAUGUGUUGGUGAGUUCUGCAGUUUUCGUCUUUUGUGAGCUGCCUGUGAAAAGAAAAGAGAGGAGUCGAUGGUCUAUCCAGGGGAUAGGGUGAUAUUUGGCUUACAACAGCUUUCAUCUUUGGUGAUGACUAUAUCUAGCUUGUGCCCAGGUGUGUGGGUAGAAUUAGUUGCGUGCAAAUUGAAGGCAAGUAUACACAUGAACUGUGUGGCAUCAUUGCCUAGGUUGUCUUCUACCAAGGAAAAGGGUUUUGUUGUUUAUAGUGGUAUUCAGGACUUCAAUUUUUCUCAGACCUGCGAGGAAUCCUCUAAAUGAUCAUUGGGUGAGCAUUUAAGAAUAGUGAAAGUGUUAUCUUAUUUCUAGGUUUGCUAGGUUACAUUUAUCUCAAUUUUGGUUUUGGGAACAAGACAGUUUGUACAUUUAAUUGUUUCAUUUUGCAUUAGAAGAGCUAAUCUCUGUCAUAACCACAAUCCAUCUAUACACUAAUGCCGCCUUCCUGUCUGGUCUAUUCUACAUGUCUCUUUUUUUAUGUGUCCUUCAAUUUAUUUCUAUUUCUCAGCGUCGUCUACAUACACGAAGGACAUUGUCUAUGUUUUUUGUAAGUAUAAAGAAGGUUACACAUAGCAUGUUUCUCCAUAAUGCUUUGUCAAGUGCAUGAUUCUCUCAAAAAGCUGUCCUUAGCUUACCAAGUGUAUGUCAAAGAGGUAUCCUGCCCAAAUUAAACUGCUUAAAGGGUUACUCCAACAUUCAUGACCACUUAUGCUUUUAGAAGUGGUCAUUGAGGAAGGAACUAGUACGUGUAUCACUUCUGGUUGAAACUCUGCACAUACAGAGACAUUUGCUCUUCUCCAGGCUGCCUAAUGUACAGCUCCCUGGCGACAGGCUUAAUGAGCUUCUUCCUUUGCAGGCAGCACGGGAAGUUCACCUCAAGGGGAAAGUGUGUAUGUAUGUAUAUGUAUAUAUACAUAUCAUUUGAGUCCUUCCAGCCCUCUCUGCCUCCCUUUAAUCCUAAAAUGCAACUAUUUUUCCCCUUCCUCAUCCCCACCCUCCCUUGUCCAAUUUCAACACCCCCCGCUAACCACUUCAGAGCUUGCACAUGCACUCUGAACCAGUGACAAUGGCUUAGUCUUCUGCUUCUCUAUGAGAAGUAUUUGAUUGGACCUCAGAGAGGUAAGAAGCAAUGUCUGUGUGGAAACCAACGAGGUGAACUUUGCCUGGCUCUGAAUUCCAUGUAAGUUUAAAAUUGAUUUCACAAGACUAAAAGGGGGGCACCUUAUUACUAAUGCCACAUAGUGCAUUAUAAACAUUAUAUAAAAAGGUUGGAGUAAUUUUUUAACUUUACAUGUUUACUGUAUACACAUAUAUACACAACUGUUCAUAUUAAAAAUAAGUCUGUUGUAAGUCCCAUUAUGUAUUCCUUUUUUCUCAAUUUUUUUAACCUUUGUUUUUUUUAAUUACAUUUCCACAGGGGGUACUGUAAUAUUAAUAUUUCCUACUAAUACAAUUAAUAUCAGUCUAAUGGCCAUUUACUGUGCACUUGGCAUGUGUUUGUGUUGUUCAUAUAUUUUUCAUUUUAUGUGUGUAUUCAUCUGCAUGUCUAUCCCUACUGAAAGUGUUUAAAAAGUGGCCUCACAUAGUUUAGCAAAUCAUUUUUUGUGUAUUAACUUGUCUUUAUUCCAUAGCCUAUGAAGAUGCAUCAUGACUCUCUGGAGGAGCUUCAGGAAAAACAACUAGAUGAGGAACACGAACCAGUGUAUGAAGAAGUGGGAGCUUUCCAGAGCAAGCCACCACCUGAGGCUGAGUGCAACUUGCCAACAGAAAGGCAGUAUUUGCCUCCACCUUUGGACCGAUCAAAGAAGCCUCCACUCAACAUUGAGCAGAAAAAACAUACUGCACAAAAUGCACCAGUCCUAACACCCUGUCCUCUUGAAAAAACAGAAACAGACGACUACAAUAAAACUCGUUCUUUGGAUAGAAGUAUUUGUGUGGAUAGUCUUAAACAUGUGAGUAAUGAGAGCACAAAAGUAUCUAUAUCUGAUAGAGGAGCUGGUGGUACCUUUGGAAAAACAGCUUCUCUUGAAAGACAAAUGGAAUCAGGUAGAAUUCAAGUAGUUUCUGCAAGAAGCCAAGGAGCAAAAAGUGCCUUAGAUCUGAGUUCUUUACCUCCACUAUUUUUUGAACCACCUUCCACUUCAGAUUCACUUAAGACUCCUGUGUGGAAGAAGACUUCUCCAGUGUCAUCUAAUAUACAGGACAAGCUGCUCCAGGAACUCAGCACCCUUAUUUCUAAGAAAAAUGAAACAGGAUCAGAGCAGCAAGUCACGUGACAAGUUAUAUGAUCUGUUCUUUCUUAGACUAAUCUUAAUUUUGGUCCUUUAUAUUUGCACCUGAACUAAUGCAAACUGAAUUGCAGAAUAUUAAACAAUCUGAAUUCUAAACCAAGGUUCAGAAUUCUAAACUUGAGUUAGCUUUGGCCACAGUCAUGUGCUAUGUUCAGUUUGUGGUUGAAAAUGAUGUUUCAAGUGUAUAUUCACAUCUGAGUUUGUUAAAACUGUUUAUCGGCACAACAUUACACACAAGUGUAAGAAUCUUAUGGUAGAUUCACAAUGUAUUUGGGUAAAGAUUAUUUAAUGAUAUGAAGUCCCUAAAUUAUACUUUUAAGUAGCAGUUGUGGGUGCUGUAAAUGUAUUGUAAAAUAAAUGCCAAUGCCACAUCCUGUUAGGUUUUGUGUGCUACAGUGCUCAGUGUAGUGGUUUAUACUUUCAAACAGAAGUAACACAUUUUGAACAGCUUUCACCAUUUUCAUCUUGGUAACAAUACUUUAAAUACAUCACCAAAAAUGUAAUGAGCAUAUAUGUAUGGAGUUAGCCACUAAAUUUUGACAAAUAACUUUCAGUACUUUUGGAAAAAAACAAUAUCGGCAAAGAUGGAGAUUCUUCCACAAUUUUAGUUUUAAGAGUCACAUUUACCCAUCACUUUACAGAUUGAUUAUCUAGUCAUACAAAUCAAUUGAAGUUACAUAUAUAAAGAGAAUAUGUGGAGUCAUUACGGAAACCAAUGGAAUUAUCAUGGUAUUGCUGCAUUUAUAGAACUUUACCCCAGAAUUGUUCUUUGUACAUAUCAUCCAAUAAUUAGUGUAUAGUCUAUGCACUGUUAGUCAUGUUCCUGACAAAUAUACAGAUAGCAGGUAGUAGAUUUUAAUGUUUUUCUUUUCUUCUAUGUAACAACCUAAAGUGAAUUGAUAUAUGGCAAAUUUGAAUCCAUGAUGCAUUUUCUGUAUGGAUCAAGAAUUUUGUGUGCACACAUUGAUUCCAGGAUCACUCACCUGCAGCAAAAUACGUAUCAAGGAAACAAACAUGAACAUUUCUGUAUCACAAUUUCAAAAAUGCUCUUAUAAGAACUCCUCAGUUUUUUACAGUGAUUGCUUCCAAAAGUGUUUUUUGUUAUUGUCAUUAAUGGUUAUUUUGUUUGUGGUUUUGUUUAAGCCAGUUGGAUUUUUCUUCAGUAGUUUCAGUAGAUUGGUUCAACAAACAUUUUAG
This is a messenger RNA of Pelobates cultripes (western spadefoot toad), 90875 nucleotides long. NCBI's taxonomy places the organism in Eukaryota, Metazoa, Chordata, Amphibia, Anura, Pelobatidae. The record is from the annotation of a GenBank genome assembly.